GGGGGGGGAGCUGCUGCUGGCAGACGCAGUCAAGUCAAUGGGGAUUAUCCUCUCUCUCUCUCUCUCUCUCUCUCUCUCUCUCUCCUGGCGCGCGCUGCCUCUCCGCCCUCCUUCCCCGCCUCGCCUCAUCUUAGCGGGCGAUGGUGAGGAAACGGAGGUUUCAGCAGCGGGGUCUUUUCUGGGGGUAGUUUCAGUGGCUGUGGAGAAGUAGUUGCCCAAGAGUGAGGGGGGGCGCUUUACCCGCCCCCCCAAAGAAGAAAGGUCAGUGAACUAAAAUGGAGGCUCCGUCGGAGAAGGUCUUGGGGAGCGGCGUGGUCCCGACUCCCGAGGCGGUCCGCUCCUCAGUGCAAAAGUCCUGCGAAUCACCUUUUCGAAAGCUCACCUACGUGCCCUGCUCUCUUGCAAGGGGCUCAAGGCAGCCUCCGUGCCGCCAGCCGCCUUCCUCACCACAAUAACCCGGUGAGGUAGGACAGGCUGAGAGAGGGAGGCUGGCCUGAGGCCGCCCAGAAGGGAUUGAAAGCGGUGUCUUGGCGGGCAUCGCCUUCCUUGGCGCUGUAACCACCGUAGCCCAGGCUGGGUCUCAAACGGGAUGGGGAUAUGUUUGUGGGCAUCGAUCAAGCUGGAGUUUCUGAGCCCUGCAGCGCUUUGUUUCUGCCUCUGGUCCUCCUUCCUUUCGGUUGUCACUUUCCGCUGUAGAUUUCCCUCACACAUGUUCUUAAUUCGGGAGGCAAUAUGCUUACAGUAUUUGGCUAUGGCAGCUGAUCUGAAUGAAGCAGAAACUGGAUAAGAAUAAAGAUGUGAUAAUAUGGAGUAAGAAGGGGGACAUUAGCUAUGAGUACUUGUGCAUGAAAGAACGGAAAGGUCCACUCUUUUUAAUUCUGAGAAUAACUAAAGCAUGCCAUUCCUUCACCCUGGCAGCAACACAUUACAGGAAUGCAUUCCCUAGUUCAUAUUUUGAGGACAUAAGGUUCCCAACUACUCUCUUAUUGAUCAUCUGCAGUGUGCUAGUUGCUGCUGCCAGAUACAGUUCAUAUCUCUGUCCAAGGUUUUCCAGCACACUUUCUGCUUGCAGGAAAGCAGGUAGCUUUGGGGAUAUUGGUCUCCUGUUUCUUACGGGCUUUCAAUUAAAAACAACACACUUUUGAGUGGAUGGUCAAACAAAGCAAUGCUAUAAAAAUGGCCCCUGUAAUUGGAGGCAUAUUCUUUGUGGGAGGGACUGAGAUUGUGUGUGUGUUUAUCCCUGGAGAUGCAAGGGAUUGAACCACUACAUACAUAGUGGACGCUCCAUCACUGAGCUAUGGCCCUCCACGAGUGGUUUUCUUACACAGCAAUGCUGACCUCAAGAUUUAUGGGAUAUAUCUUCCAGCACACCAGGGGUUGUACAUCGACCAAUCUCUGAAGGCUGAAAAGGAUUAUGAUUGGAUCAACUGGCAAUAGUUAUAAAUUCUGUAUAGGAUAGUAGUCCUGUGCCUUCACGAGGUCAGUGGUAGAACAUCUGCUUUGCAUACAGAAGGUUUCAAGUUCAAUCUCUGGCAUCUCCAGAUAAGGGUGAGAGAGACUCCUGCCUGAAACCUUUGGGAGCUGCUGCUAGUCAGUGCAGGCAAUACUGUGAUAGGUGAACCAAUGGUCUGACUCAGUAUAUGGAGGCAUCUUAUGUUCCUAACAGAAAAGGGAAUUUCAGCAUAUGCAGGUUUUUCUACUAUACUGUGAUGGGAGGAAGUGCACUGUUUGGAAUACUUCUUUUUAUAAGGUUUAGGAGCCCUGUUUUUUAUUGAAGCAGGGUGUUCUUUUUGUGAAUGCAUUUCAGUAAGAGCCAAAAGCAAUUGUCUCAGCAGAAUAGUUGAAACGGAGUGGGUCUGUUCAAAAACCAUGAAAGCCAGCUUUUGGUGAUUAGGCUCUAGUAUCCCUGCUGUUCCAUUAGUUUGGUGGUUUUCAAUGUUCCUGUGUUUGAGAAACCCCUUUCCCAUUUAUUUAUUUUUGCUGGUGAGCCCUUGUGUGUUACAGUAGAUUUUGGAAAGUGGGGCACAGAUUUCUCCUUAGGCUUGCUUCACUCAUGGAACAGAAAGGGGUGCUAGAAAUUGUAUUUUAUCACUUCAGACUGCAGGUGGGGUUGCCAUUUUUUAUGCUCCUGCGUGUAAAAUGUUCCCUGCAAGAAGAACACCAGCAUGUUGAGAAGAAAGGGACUACUAUCUACCACAACAUUUUUGUCUGCUACUUUAGCUUUUAACUGUGGAGCAUUCAAAACUUUGUUGCCCAACCUCCAGUCUGAAGUGGUAUAAUCCAUUCUGCUACAUCAGAACUCAUACCCCCUCAGUCACAGACUAUUGAGUGGUAUUCAGCUAAGUUUUACUUAGAAUAGAACCACUGAAAUGAAUUAACAUGAUUAAGACCUGUCCAUUAAUUUCAAUAGGUCUACUCUGAGUGAAAUGUAAUUGACUAUUACUACUGUACUUUGUUAAAUGGGAUGCGGGUGGCACUGUGGGUUAAACCACAGAGCGUAGGGCUUGCCGAUCAGAAGGUCGGCGGUUCGAAUCCCCGUGACGGGGUGAGCUCCCAUUGCUCGGUCCCUGCUCCUGCCAACCUAGCAGUUCGAAAGCACGUCAAAGUGCAAGUAAAUAGGUAUUGCUCCGGUGGGAAGGUAAACAGCGUUUCCGUGCGCUGCUCUGGUUCGCCAGAAGCGGCUUAGUCAUGUACGCCAACUCCCUCGGCCAGUAAAGUGAGAUGAGCACCGCAACCCCAGAGUCGUCCACAACUGGACCUAAUGAUCAGGGGUCCCUUUACCUUUACUGUACUUUGUGUUCUGAUGAUACACACAUGUACUGUAGCAGGCACCACCUGUUUUGAAAUGAUGUUUGCCAUGUUUGUUUUUAUAAUUUGUGUUUGUUUUUUAAAAUUACUUGUAUUUAAACCAUUUAAAAUCCUGAUUAAUCAGUAUGCCAUUUUAAUUAACAAAAGUUUUAAAAUUGAUUGAAGCUCUAGAAUAAAUGUGGAAGUAUGUGUGAUCUUUUCAGUUUUGUUUCUUGUCUUGGAAGAUGAGAGAGUAUUUUCAAUGAAGUAUAUGUUAGAAAGACAAUGGUUGUGGAAAUUGGUGUAAUUUUCAUGUUUUUAUUUUCGCAUUGAACUGUGAGUUUGGUAGUGUAUGAGCAUCAAAUGUGAUUUACUUCUGAUUAAAAUGUGCAAAUUUGUGGUUGCUAUGUAUGUUAUGGUUGCAUUUGUAAAUUUGUGGUUGCUGUUCUGUUCCUGCACAAGAGCUGCUGAGAACGUGAGGCUGUCUGUGUGUGCGCACGCACGUUUUGCUGAGCUUGGCAUAGUCAUGCUAGCACAUCUUUAAACCGACUAAAUUAAAUGACAUGUGUCUGCAGAAGUGAGCUAAUACUAUCACCAUGUCUUAUUUCUGCCUACUUAAUGCUCUCACAGAGAGUGGAAAUCUCCACUGCUGAAGAUGGGAAAGAACAUAUUCGUUUGACAUCCGGGUGUUCUGCCUUUAUACACCAUCCAUCUCCGUGUAUCUUUCUCCCCCUCUCUUUUAUAGGGCAGAUGGUUUACCCCAUGUAGUUUGCUUCAUUGAGACUUUGUUGGCAUGUCAAGCUGUACGAGGGCUGCCUCUGCUUCCAUCUCCUCCUCCUCCUCCUCCUGCUCUCUGUGUAUAUAUGGAGGGGUUUCCUCCGAAUAGUACAGCCCAGACAGAAGGUAGAAGGGAGAGGAUUGCUCUUCACCUGCUUAUCAGACGAGGUUCACCAUUACCCGGAAGUUCUUCCUUGUAAGGAGGUGGGGGUCUUUUUCCCCCUUGAUGCAGUAAGCAUCCCCCACCUCCUUUUUACUGCUUCCAUGGGGUUUGUUUGAGAGGAGUCCACAGAGAUGGAGAGAUGUCUCCCCGCGGGCGCUAGCCCAAACCUUACACAUUUGGGUAAGAAGGGGGUGGUCUAGGGAUGGUUUUUGUUCCCUAAAGGAUGGGUGGGUAGGAAGAAGAGAGAUCGCAAAAAGAGGAGGGGGUCUGGGCGGCUUUUGUGCAUGUGACUACAGUAUGUCUGGAUGAAUCGCCGUGCUGAGCACUGUUGGGAGUGUUGGUGGUUGGAGUAGAAAAUGGAUCCGGCCGGGGAUUUAUGUUAUUAUCUAAAGUACCAAUACUUAGAAAUUAAAUUAUUUGAAAUCAACACGACUUAGUUCCUAGAAAAUAUGUGCAGCCUUGAGGUAUCAAUUAGUCGUCGUCCCCCCCCCCCAGGCUGGGGGUGAUUUAAUCUGUGAGUGUUGUUUGGUGUUCAAAAGACAGGUGUGUGGGGGGUCACGAUGGAUGGAAUUUCUUUGUUGGGUGAGUCAUGUGCUCAAAAAUGAUGAGGCAGGGAGGAACGAUAGAGCUGGAAUUUUAUACUGAUAUUUUAUUUAGCAUGUGGAGGAAAGAGGCAGAGUACGUGUGUAUAGAAUUCCAAUGGACCAGAUAGGGGAAGAGAAGAAAGCCUCUUCUUAAAUUAUUUGUGGCUUUUACUCUCAUUGUUCCACAAUGUCCUAUUAACCACAUGCCUAAAAAACCCCUCUAUUUUCCCUUUUGUAUGUGGUUUCUAUUAUUGUUUGUUUGCAUCUACCCUCCUGUGUUGUGGUAUCAACCUCAUUCUGCGGGAUUUUUUUUUUAAAGACCUUUUGUGUGUGGCUGUGUAGUUCCUCCACCCCUAGGAAUUUUGCAGACUGGAUUCAUCAGUGGGGUUUUUUUUCCUCAUAGAGGGGAGAGUGUAUAUGUAGAUUGUGUUUGUUUUAAAAUAACUGUGGCUACAAUACUAAACGCACUUCCUGGGGGAAUAUCCUCCACAGGACAUCCUGGGACUUUCUUCUGAGUAAACAUGCACAGGAUUGUGCUGUUUGAGUAAUUUAGCUUUGUUGGUGAAAUAUUUCAAUUGGGAUGGGUGGGGGGUUUGAUCAGCGCUUCCAUCUGGGGCAUCUCUCCUUGUCUGAUCACCCAAAUUAAAUAUAUAGUUCCUUUGCUUUCCUUAGAUGGAUUUUUAUUAAUUGUUCUUCAGAACCAUUGCAGUUGUUUGUCUGUUUUGUACCUUAUAUCAUGUUAUUUUUUGAUACUUUAAUAUCCAGCUGCCUUUAGGUUGCAUUUGAAAUGAAAGUCAUAUAAUAGUAGGGACAAUAGGUUGGUGAGUGCUUUCUGCAUACUUUUGUUGUGCAUUAAAAAGUAUCAAUCAGACAAACCCAGGUUUCCUAGUUGUAUUAUGAAAUUUUGCUCAUGGUUUGAGACUGUAAAAAAAGGCAUUUAAAUAUAUCCUGCAGCUAUCUAGGUUCCUGGUUUAGUUCCUGUUGCCGGCAGAAAGGUAAGAACUUGGGAGCUGAGCAGCAGAUUUUAGUAUCUGGGUCAUGAAAGUGGAAAUAAAGUCCCCCAUGACUUGGAAUUUUGGCUUCUAGAUAUCCAUUUGUCUCAGAAAGGUGCAAUGCAUAGAUCAAGAUUCCAUUAAGCUGUUGUUGAUUUGGCAGUAUGGAAGGAUCUCUGGCAAUAGGGUGGUGGUGGUGGGGUCCCUAAGAAUGGGAAAGAAGGAAAAGAAAAGAAACAUAAUUUUUCUUCAUAGCAGAAUUCAAAAAUAAUAGGAAAAAUACAGUGCUUCAUCGCAGUUGUUGGUGUUUGAUGUUCUGGUUGGGUGCUGAGUUUCUUUGGGAGGGUGUUGCUGUUGCAGAAUGUUGUGAUUUAUUCACACCACUCAUCAGAAGGAGCCUCUGUCCCCUGUCCAUGAGUUUAUUGCUAGUGUCUGCAAUUAUGAUUUUUAAAAAAUACAAGGCUUCUUAGAACAGAACCUGAAAGCAGAAACAAUUCAGAUUAUUUUAAGUUACUGUUGAAAUGUACAUUUUAAAUAAAAGUCAUGUAGAGUUCCAACAGUUCUAAAAAAAAAAAAUAUAUUAGCCAGCUGUUAUUUGUGUGCGUAUCUUUCGGGAGCAUAGCAGACAGUUUUGACUUGUAGCUGAACCCAAACACUGCUGUUGGUCAAAGACCAAGACUCCUUAAAAGAGGUUGGGUCCCUUACUGAAUAGUUUAAGCAUCAGAGACUAUGCAUUUCAGCACUAGCCUGGUAGCCAUGGGCAACAAGGAAUUCCAUGUAGGUGAGUGAGAUGGAGUGCUUUGUCCCAUUUCUGCAGCCAGCAUAGAAACACAACAGACUGCAGAAGGGACCAAACUCAUCAUCACUCGUCAGCUAGCCCCAAGUAGGUUAGUAUAUAUUUCUCUUUUUUUGCAUUCUUAUAGCUUUGGUGGACUUCUUUACAAGGUUGUAUUAUUUUGUAGAGUUAACAACAAUAUUACCUAAUUUAGUAUUUUAUCCAUCUUUUUAAUUUGUUUGUGGGUGACUUUUAAAAAGUGGCAGCAAAUGUCUCCUAUUGAAGCAGUUAGAACAGGACCAGAAAGGGACCAGAGCUCCCUUUAUCAACCCUAUUAGGCUAGACAAGCUUGGAUUUUGUGUAAAAUUUAAGAGAACUGUUCUGUUUCUUGGACCUAGUAGUAAACCCUAACACUAGACUUUGUACCUCUCUCAAAAUAAGAGGUGGGCAUUCCUUCCCUCCAUAGGCAUGGUUAGUUCUGGACUUCUCCUUGAGUGUUGGGCAGGAGAUUGCUUUGAGAUUAUUGUUUUAGUUUUGUAUGCUGCCUUUUUGCUUCCUAUAGUCACUUCUCAAUAUCCAACAUGAUAUGGAUUCUUCCCUUUUUUAAUAUACCUGCCUUCUGAGCCAUAGUAGGUGAUGCUAGCAGUUUUUAUUUUGCCUAAAGGAGGAACAUUGAGUAAAAGAGACAGUCAAAGACUGAAUUGGAAAUAUAGGUAGUUCUGUGAACAUUGUGAUCAAAUAUGGAGGACCAAAUCACACUUCUGAUAGUACAGAUAGAGAAAGCAUUGCUUUUAAGUCAGGGUUCCUGGUUUGUCUUAUGUUUCUUUUCUACUGGCUAGAAUAUGUAGAUUUAGCAUAGUUACAAUGCUUGUUUACUGAUCAUAAUGAAUAUGGUACUAUCUGUUUAAAUUCUCCUAAAUGCCUCAAACAGCUUUUUCCUAAUUUGCAGGUGAACUUUUCCCAGUCCUGAAUAUAGCUUGAGUAUAUGGCGCUUUGUCAAAUGAACAGCUACAAAGUCACAGCGGUUCUAUAUUCCAAGAGUAGCAGACAUUUUAAAUGUUAAAUCAUUUUUUUCUGCAUAGGUGAGGUUGAGACAUUUCCUUGACAUUUCUGAAGUAUAUGUUAUGUUCAAGAGUUGAUAUUCUGGCAGAUGCUGCAUUUGUAACACUUCUGGCUCUUCCCAUGCCUUGUCCAGGGUUUUCAACGUAGUCUUUAAGAAUGAACACAUGGGAAGAGUAGCUUUUGCAUAUUGUGAAGAAAGCGUACUGGAGAAGAUCUUUUGGGUGAAAUCCAGUUCAAGCGGAAAGCUUUCGAUCCAGCUGAGGAGUCUGCUAACAUAAGAGGAGGGAAGGUGAUUUUUGCUGAUUUUCUCCUUCCCACUGCAGCCUCCUGCAGCACCUUCCACACUAUUCUGGAGGGUCACCCAACAGUUUGGAACAAAUUUUCAACAGGCAUGGUUGGAAGGGCAAAUUGUCAAAAAUCACCGCUCCUUGCCUAACUUUAGUAGACACCUCAGGUGGGUCAAAAGCCAUUCUAUGAGCAAAAUGGCAACAUUUUAUUUCACCCUUUGUUUUUAGAAACGUUAAUGAUGAUGAUGAUAAUAAUAAUAAUAAUAAUAAUAAUAAUAAUGGAGUUUUUAAAGAACAAAAUACCCUGUGAUUUCAUAUUCUUCUUCUUCUUCCCAUAAAAUAUUAAUAGUCAUUUAGAUAGUGCUUUUUUAGUGUUGAGCCUUCUUUCUAUAUGUUACCAAAGUAAUUCUAAUAAAGGUGAAGGGCUGAAGUUGAGUCUUCUCAGCAGUCACCCAGUGAGUUCAUGGCUAAGGUGAGCUCCUGGCUUGCAUCUAAAACCCUUAGUUCCUAUGCUGCUGCUGCUUUCAUUCAUGCUGGACAGCUUAUUUAAAGUGGCUUAAGCUUCAAUCACUUUUUGACUUAGCCAGAAAUUGGAUGUAGGAUUGGUUUUUGGCUAACAGCUACUAUACAUCUAUGUUCAUAGCUUGUCUGAUUGUGGAAGGUAGCCAAAACUUGUGAGCUGGCUCUUUUAAACUUUAUAGAUGUGCUGAUUUGUUAACCAGAAUCUCUAUUUUUCUCUGUCAGUAAAACUGUAACCUCUUCCAUCUAUGAAUGCUGUUUUGAAACAAGGUUCAGCAUCAACUAUGACUGUUGUUUCCUCAAGUAGGAACCAAUGUAGAAAUCAUUUUGACACUAAGGCAAUUUCAGUUACUGUGGUUGUUAGAGAUUCGUUUCUGACACUGAAUGUGUUGAUCAUUUGUAUUAUAAUUGUAUGGCCAAGCCCACCCAUCAAACUUCCUCAAAAGAAAAUUUUCUGGACUGGCCUUUCUCAUCUGUCAUAGAGGACUCUGAGAUCUCAGAUCUCUUUAUUGCAACCCUCCCUCCACGCUGCAAAGUUUUAUACCCAUGAUAGCUAGAGACUCUGUUCCAAAAUAUUUAUGUGGAUUAUUCAGAUUACAGAUAUGAUUAAUCUUAUAACUAACUGAAUCUGUUCUAUUAGAUGGCUAAGGUUUUGAAGAAUCAUGGAUCAGGGAAGGGGAAUCUGCUGUCUGGCCAUUUGUUACCCUGCCCAGGUUUCUUUAAUGUGAGUCAGAAGUUAAUCCAGAAGCAUUCAGUGCCAGAAGAGAUAUGAUGGAUUAGAUAGUCACAGGUGGAAACAGCAUUAUUAUUGUUUUUCUGUAUGGAGUUGAAUGGGACCUUGAGGAUCAUCCAGUUGAAGUUUCUGCAAUGGUAGGUUUCCAUUGUUCUGCCAUUUUUUUUAAGGUUAAGGAAGAUGAUUGCAUAACUUCUCUGGACGACUCAUUCUAGUGCCCAACUAUUUUUAUAAUAUGGAAGAGUUUUCUGAUAUCCACCUUCAGCCUACUGCAACUGAAGCCUGUUACUCCCUCUUCUCACUGGCAACCAUAUUUAAAAUAUAUGUUUAUUGGCAUAUUUUAUAAAAUAUGGUUACCAAUGCUAGACAACAUUACUUUAGCCCUGUUUAGGGAAGUUUUUAAUGUUUGAUGUUUUAUUGUGUUUUUCAUUCUCUGUUGCGAGCCACCUAGAGUGGCUGGGGCAACCCAGUCAGAUGGGCAGCAUACAAAUAAUUACUAUUAUUAUUAUUAGCUGAAACCUAACCAGUGCUAAACAAGGUCAGUAUUGCUGCUUCCUAUGGCUUAAAUAUAGCAUUAUGUUAAAGGAGAUGAACCCAAAAUGGCAUAGUAGAUGCGUUUUUUGGCAAUCCUGUCUACUGCUGACUUGCUUUCAGUUGUGGCCAAUUAUAACCUUGGCCAUUCUCCACUGUAUUCAAGUCUAGAUACUUUCUUCAAUUUUGUUUUAAGUAUUUUCCUCCCAAGUUAUAGCUGUUAAAUUGCAUUUUAUUACUUUAAGACAAGACAGAUAGCCAGUGCUUUCUCUCAGUAUUUUUUUAUCUGUUUUACUAGUUUUAGUCUGGCUAAUUUGUGGGCUCAGUGCAUUGUAACCCAACCACAGUCUCCAUGGUUGGGAUGACUAAAAGGUAAAACAAAACUGAACCCCGAAUAAGUAAAAACAUUAAAUUGCCCCCAACAUUUCCGUGAUCACAUAGUCUCUGUUUUCUAAAAUGACAUGGUGAGCAAAUGAAGUAGUUGAUUUAAAAAAGAACAAAAACAAUGAACCUUUUUAAAACUUGCAUUUGUGUAUACAAGCUGGGGCUUCUCUGCAGUUAAGAGUCACCAUGGGAAUGUCACUGGCUCAGCUGGCUUUUGGCCUCAAGGGUGAACUGUUGAUCAUAUGUCAUAUGUCUGCACCUGUUAGCAUAUUCACUUAGUACCAUUUUUGCUAAUGACCUUGGCAGCAAAGUUGCACCUGUGAAUUCAUUCACAUUUUGCCCCAUCUUGUCUUUUUGGUGGUGCUGGGGUAGCUAUUAAUAACAUUUAUUGUUACAUAGUGAGAAGGUAGUUAUGAUUAAUUUUCAUAGAAUAUUUGAAUUUAGAAUUUCUUUUAGCCUUUUGAUUGCAUAAAGAGAGCAGAGCUACAUAAAUGAGAUAUUGAUAGAAUUUCACUGGCUUCUUUGGUAUAAUGUAUCCGCUGUGUUGAGCUGCGUAUCAGUAAUCAUUUCUUAGCCAUAACACGGUGGUGGCGGACCGGCUGGCAAAGGUUGCCACAAAUCCUAGUUAUUUUGAGAUUUUGUCAGAUGAUUUUUGAAAAUCUAAUUUAAUAAUGGCUUGAUUAUAGUUCUAGCUACAGGUUUAGCAACAAGCUGAAAGACUUCUCAAUAUUUGGUGAAGCAAAUACUUCUUUUUACAAACAUUUCUUUUUGUACUGUAUGUUCUGCUAUAGCUUAAUAACACUGUCUUUAAUAAUGCUGUUUAUCAGCCACCUAAGACAGAAGGCUUGCCGAUCAGAAGGUCGGUGGUUCAAAUCCCCGCGACGGGGUGAGCUCCCAUUGUUCGGUCCCGGCUCCUGCCCACCUUGCAGUUCAAAAGCACGUCAAAUUGCAAGUAGAUAGAUAGGUACUGCUCCAGCGGGAAGGUAAAUGGCGUUUCCGUGCGCUGCUCUGGUUCGCCAGAAGCAGCUUAGUCAUGUUGGCUACAUGACCUGGAAGCUGUACGCUGGCUCCCUCGGCCAGUAAAGUGAGAUGAGCACUGCAACCCCAGAGUUGUCCGCGACUGGACCUAAUAGUCAGGGGUCCCUUUACCUUUAAGACAGAAGUAGACUGACAAGUCUGUAAUAUCCUUGGUCUACCUUUAAAAAAACUGGUAUUGCUUUGACUACCUUCCAGUUCAAAUAUAUAACUUAGUGAUAAGUCACAUACUUUUUGUAAAAGAUCAGCAAUUUCAUACUUGAGUUCCUUUCAACUCUGGGUGAAUGCCAUCCAGCUUCAAUAAGUUGCCAGUUUUGAACUUGACAAUCAGUACUAAAACCACAUCUAAAAAUAUUUGACAUAGUUAUUCUGAUGCAAUCCGCCAACACAGUUGUUCAGGUACAGGUAGCUCUCCAAAAGUUUCUUCAGUAAAGACAGAAUUCAUUUAGACUCCAGUACAAUUUUCUUAUCCAUCUUCAGCACACAUAUUUAUUUAUUUAUUACAUUUAUAUCUCAUUAUUCUCAGAGGAGCUCAAGGAGGCACACACAGUUCCCUCAUCUCCAUUUUAUACUCACAGCAAUCCCGUGAGAUAGAUUAGGCUGAAAGAUGAUGACACACUCCGGAUCACCCAGUAAACUUUCUGGUUGAGUGGGAAUUUGAACCCUGGUCCCCCAGUCCUAGUCCACCACUGUUAAUCAGUGCACCACUGGCUCCUUUUAAUGGCUUGUCAUUUGAUGAUUCUACUGUCCCCAGUUUCCUGCUUGGGAUAAACCAGACUUCCCCAGCCUGGUGUCCUCCAGGACUAUUUAUGAGAUUACUAAAAAGGAAGGUUGCUUUUUAUUUCUGAGUCUUUGAAAUAUACUUCAACGGAAUAUUUUUACCUGGUCUGUAAUUAUGAAAUGUUGCUCAAAAGUGAACUGAGAUUGUUGACGGAAAAGAAUGCUUUAACCCACGGUUGCUUUGCGAGAUAGUUCAAAUAUUUGUUUUCUUUUCCCCCCCUUGUGUUAUAUUUCUUCCCAUACUAAAAGCUCACAUUCAAAAUAUGCUUUCUCAAAGGAAUAUUUAUCUAGCAGGGACCAGAUAUUUUUUGUCUUUAAAAGAUGCUCAGGAGAACUGCAAAAUAGUUUCCUGUAGACAUGCUGUGAUAAUAGCUUCAUAGGAGCCUUCUGUCAGGUGCAUUCCACUUAGCUGCUGAAUGAACCACGAGUUUUCAGCUUGCUCUUUUUAAAAUGAAUACAUUGUCUUCCCUACUUCCCCAAGAUUAAACUUUGAUAAAACAGCAUGGUUGGACCGAAUUAUUUCAGAAACAAAUUAUAUAUUUAAAAGCCUUUGAUGAGCUGGUUACAAAGUAAGGUGAAGGGAAGCCAAGUAGAUGUGCCUUUGUUGCAGUACAUUACAUAUUUGUAAAUAAACUUGGCAUAUGACUGCAAGUAUCUAGAGGGUUUUAAAGGGAGUCCAUUAACUCAUCCAUUUGCUUGAAGCUUUGUUGUUGUUGUAUGCUAGCUGAUUAAAUGCAUUUCCAUUGAACAAUUGAUUUUUUUUCUUUUUUACAUUUGAAAGCUGUUAAAAAAAGCCUCAAAACCGCAUUCAAAAUCCCAGGCACUGUGGCCACAGUGCUACCUUCAUAAUACAACAUGCUAGCAGGAAAUACCAGUUUAUCCGGACUUAAUUAUUAAGCAUCCACAAUGCACAUUCAUAACAUGAGAAUAGAAGUACUUCUUUCAGUUAAUUUAUAAGGAGCAAUUGUGGUAAGGGCAGGACAUAAGGGGAGUGGUGUCUAAGAAAAGCUGUUAGUUGGUUUCUGUUGUUCUGAGGCAGCAUAUGUCAAUUUAGAUACAUACACUGCCUCAGUUAAAUGGCAGUACAGUAUUAGGAUUUUUGAUCAACAGACUGGGGGUUCUGUUCCUUGCUCCCUUGUAUGACCCAGUGGAAGCAAUAUGAUUCGUGUGUGUGUGUGUGUGUGUGUGUGUGUGUGUGUACAUACUUCCUAAUUUCUUUCUGUUUGAAAGUUUUUUGCAUGGAGGUAGGCUUGAAAAAAUGUUUUUAUAUAGUCCCCGGUGUGAGGCCACAAUAUUCACUGGCCUUUCUAAGCAUCCAACAAAAAUUGGAAUUUUUAUAUUUGUUUAGGUGAAUGCAGUACUUCGUAAUACAAAUAAUAAAGAGAGAUGACCAACAGGAAAGGUGUAUUUGAGAAUGUUAGCAUUAGUUCGGCUUUGGCAACUGGGUGAACUAAUUUACAAUAGUUGAGUAGGAGGGGAGGAGAGAUACCUAGGUCAGCAAGUUCUUUUUGUACGUCAAACAAUCAGUGCUUUUGUAUACAGUAUACUUGAUGUAACAGAAUAUAUUGAAGCCAUUAUUGUGUAUGAUUUGAUCUAUAUUGCAUGUAACUCUCAUUGAGUUUAAAGCAAUAAUAAAGUUUCAGCAAAAAAAGAGGAAGAGCAAACAGGUUUGUGUUGCUGGGAUUAAGGAAGACCAGAUUAAUUAAGUGAAAGCUGCAUUUUUGGUGGCUGGCUGCUUCGUAUUUCACUUUCUAAAAUGAUCCUGUUUUCCCUCCCCUCCUUCUUGUUACAGGUUGCCAUGGGAAUCUUAUGAUAAUCUGAGAGGAAAUAAGUCCUGGUAACAUUGCCGUUACUCAUGAUGUGCCUGAAGUGAAGAGGAAGGGAAACACUUAACAUAUCCAAGUGCCAAGGCUCUGCUGUGUCAUGGCUACGGACUCUGGUGAAUCAGCCAGCACAGAGGAAUCAGAGAAACCUGAUGGAGUCUCUUUGGAAGGUAGGGACUCCUCUGCUGUUGCCCCUUUGACCAUGGAGACCAGGACCAAAGAGGAUGUCAACACACCUGCCUCUGGGGCAACUACAGAGAGGAAAAGGUUUUUCCGAAAGAGUGUGGAGAUAAUGGAGGAUGAAAAGGCCUUGGAACCCACUCCAAAGGAUGAACAGGAGCAGUUUGUGGUGGGUGACCAGAGGGUGGCUCAUCUUUCUUCCAGCGGUCUGGUGGCAGGCCAGGAGGCCAGAUGUGAGCAUGGCUCGAAGGUGAAUUUGGAAGCUUCAAAGGAAAGAACCAAGAAAGAAAUAGAAGAGGAGGCCGAGAUGAAGGCUGUGGCUACAUCGCCUGGAGGAAGGUUUCUGAAAUUUGACAUUGAGCUGGGGAGAGGGGCCUUCAAAACAGUGUUCAAGGGCCUGGAUACAGAAACCUGGGUAGAAGUCGCUUGGUGUGAAUUGCAGGUUAGUGUAGAUGAGUUCCAUCAGUCAUUCAUGUGUCUGUCUGGUGUUCAGAAGGGCUAACUUUGUCCAGCUUUUGAGAGGUACAUUUUGGGAUAUCCAGAAAUUUACAUGACUAGAGUGGUCAUACUGCAGAGGCUUCUAAUGCAGGAACUAGCAACUUGUAUGGAAUCUUGAGAAACCUGGCUUGCAUUUUUUAAAAGAACAAGUUACUAGUCUUCAUUGUUACAGAUAAAGAUAUACAGUGGUACCUCGGGUUACAGACGUUUCAGGUUACAGACGUUUCAGGUUACAGACUCCGCUAACCCAGAAAUAGUACCUCAGGUUAAGAACUUUGCUUCAGGGUGAGAACAGAAAUCGUGCUCUGGUGGCGCGGCGGCAGCUGGAGGCCCCAUUAGCUAAAGUGGUGCUUCAGGUUAAGAACAGUUUCAGGUUAAGAACGGACCUCCGGAACGAAUUAAGUACAACCCGAGGUACCACUGUAUUGCUAUUUCUGCUAAAUUCUUAGAAGCCAGAGAUAAUCUGCAGUUGUUGGGCCACAGGUCUUUCCACUACUUCUGCCUCCUGCACUUCAUUGCCACUUCUGAAGUAUUAACAAUUUUGACACCUUUUACUCAGUUCAUGUCAUAAACUGGGAAAACAUCCAAUCAUGCAGUGCUUGCCCCCUCCCAGAUAAAUAAACUGCACCAAAUAAAGUACACAUGUUAAUUUAUGCAAAUUGUCAACAGAACUGGGUUUUGUUGUGGCUUCAGUACAUUUUUUAAAGCACUGAAUUUCAGCACCCCUUGGCUACAUUCCUUGCCUAUGAUAGGAUCUCACCUGAGUUGGUAUUACUUCAUACAGACUUUUAUAAUGUAUAAUAUUGAGAGUAUCUCAAAUAGCAAGGAAUUUCUUUUUUUCACCAGUUCACAAACCAACUGACUAAUCAAUAUUUAUUUAUAAGUAAGCACGGGAAAUAAUUGCUUAUAAAUACAUGGUUUACAUACGGUUUCUGAGUGGUUUCCUAAGCAGACACUAUUAAUGGGUGGUUUCCUCUAAUUUAGGAGUUGAAGUAUCAUGUACCUUCAGACUAUUAUCUUAGUGGGAUGCUCUCCCAGUGAUGGAAGUGUAUGUCAAAAUGUGGCCAUAAAGUUGGAGUAUACACUAAUUGCUCAGGAAAGUGCUUGCCUCAAUUUCCAUUCUCAACUAGACAUUGCCUACAUUUCUUUCCCUUGCCCUCUUUCUUUUGCCCUCUAUCCAUCUCUUGGUUCCAUAGCUUCUGUCCUUUGCUAUAUCUUGACCCUUACUUUAGGCUCCUGCCUCCUGCCUCCUCCUCCGCUUCUGUUCUGUCCUAUUCAGAUAGAACUUGUCCCUAAGAUUAUUUUAGGAAAAGGCCUCAUCAAAUGUUGGCAUCAUGUGUAUGGAAACAUUGCUGAGGGAUGGAUGAAUAAUGAUGCAGAAGUAGCCAAAUUGGUCUGCUCUAGAUGUUGUUGGACUACAACUCCUAUCAUUUCCAACCAUUAGCUGUGCUGCCUGAGGCAGAUGGGAGCUGAAGUCCAUUAACAUAAGAGGAGCACUCUUAGCUACGUCUGGGUUCUUUGAAAAUUUGCUUCUUCUCCUCCAAGUCUACUGUUGUCACUCACUUCUCUUUACAGCCAGUAGUUCUGCUGAUGUUGCUCAUGCCUAUGUGUCCACAUUCAUUCUUAAGUCUUUGCUUCCUUCCAGGUCUGUUAAGCUCCACCACUUUUGCCCCUUGGUUGCUAUGCUUGCCAACAGGAUAGAGCUGCAAGUGGGCCGUGGUGUUAUGGCUGGUGUGAGUGUCACAAGAUGCUUUUUUCCAAAUGCAGGUGAAACCUUUUGUGUGCAGUUCAUUUGUAGUGCUCUUUGCCAAGUUUCAGACAAUAUUCCUCCCACAGGAUGACCAGUUUUUUAAAAAGGGAAAGGUUCCUGUAACCAUGGGCGUAGCCAGGAUUUAUGGGGGGGGGGGCAGGACACCCAUCUGCCAUCAACCUCUGUCUGGCUCUGUGUAAUGGUUCUAGGGGUUGCUCGUGCGUAAGCCGGUGCAAACACCCGGCUGGGUUGCCUGAGUGAACCUUUCCUGUCCGGACAGCCACUCACCCGUGGCUGUCUCAAUCGCUGGCAGAAUCCGUCAGUGGGUGUUUCUUAAACUUCUUCCAGCAAAGAAGCUCUUUGACGCCUAGUCUCCUCCUACUCUCUCUGCGCAAAAGCCUUCUGCACAAGGAGGGCGUAGGCAGCGGAGGACCUCUACUCUCCCCACUGGUCCCCAGCAAGGAGUCAUGGCACCGCCUCGCCGCUUCCCCCAUCUGCCCCCCUUCUCCACUGGUGCUACGCUGAUUCUCUUCCCCAGAAGAUGGGCUGCCUCUCCCACUCCCGGGACGCUCUCUGGAAUCCCUCUGGAUUUUGCUCUCUGCCUCCAGCACUGAUGGCAGUUCCCUGACAUCCACCUCCUCCUCAGGACCCCACCCCCACCCCCACCCCUGGCGCGAUUUUCCGGUACAACCUCCUCUCUCUCCUCGGUCGACGAUGCGGGGAAUCCCCUGAAGGAACUGUCAUCAUCUUCUGAGGAUUCAAAACCAGCCUCCCAUCCGCUUGGACUUCUUCCCGCUGGUUGAACCUCCCAGUCUGAUCCUUCUCCCUCGGACACCUCCCCUCCCUCCUCUUCGGAGGCAGGAAAACCCACAAAGUCCCCUUCGUCGUCUGUGGGUCCAAAUUCUUCCUCCCAGAAUCUAGCUAAUGGUUUGGGCUUCUCCGGGAACAAACCGUGGAAUUCUUCCACCAGAUACCCGUCAGUGAUUGAUUCAGCAGGGACCCAAGUGUUUUCAGACCUAGGUUCCCCCUCCCAGGCUAGCAAGUACUCUACCUGGCGACCUUGCCACCUUGAAUCGAGUAUUUCCGUGGCUUCGUUACAGUGUUCCCUCUCCUCUACCCAGGGGUGGGUGGUAACCCCUCCCUCCCGUCCCGGGAAUUCCCGCCCCUCCCUGUAAGGUGAAAGUAGGGACCUAUGGAACACCGGAUGUAUCUUCAUGCUGUCAGGCAACUUGAGUUUAAAUGCCACGGGGUUAACCUGCUGUAUUACCUCAAACGGCCCCAGCCGCCUAGGCUGCAACGUCUUGCACCAUCCCUUUAGGGGUAACCCUUGGGAUGACAACCACACCCUGUCCCCCACCCGUAUGGCCUCCCCCUCCCGACGGUGCCUGUCUGCGUGCCUCUUGUAAACUUCCUUGGCCCGCUCCAAGUUCAGCCUGAGUUGCUGGUGUAAGGCCUCCAUUUCUUCCACCCAUUGCUCAGCCGCAGGUACACUCCAUCCUUCCUCCCCCCGCCCUGGGAAGGCCCUGGGGUGACACCCGUAAUUGGCCAUGAAAGGGCUCAUUCCUGUGGACACGUGUUCAGCGUUAUUGUACGCAAAUUCAGCCAAAGCUAAUUUCUCUACCCAAUCGUUCUGUCUCUCGCUGACAUAGCAGCAUAGGUACUGCUGGAGUAUACCGUUCGCUCUUUCGGCUUGUCCGUUGGUUUCUGGAUGCCUCGCCGUCGAGAAGCUCACCUCGACCUGUAGCAAGCUCAUGAGUCUCCGCCAGAACCGGGAAGUAAAUUGUUUCCCGCGAUCUGAGAUUACCCUCAAUGGAGCCCCAUGCAGUCUAAAAAUGUGAUCCACAAACAGCCUGGCUGUCUCCUCUGCCGUUGCUGCAUGUGAGCAAGCUACGAAAUGGCACAUUUUAGUCAGUAGAUCGACCACUACCAUGACCGCUGUCUUUUCCCUUGACUUUGGCAGAUCUGUCAUGAAAUCAAUGGACACCACCUCCCAGGACCUUUCCGGUGUCGGUAAGGGUUCCAGUAGCCCCGCGGGGGCGGCCCUUUCCCCCUUUGCCCUCUGGCAUCGGUCGCACCCUCGUACAUAUUCUCGUACGUCUUCCCUCACCUUUGGCCACUAGAACUGCCUGGUGACAAGUAGCAUGGUCUUGUGCUGUCCAAAGUGCCCAGCUGUUGGGUUGUCAUGGAGUUGUCUAAGUACCUUCCCCCUCAAAGUCUCCCCUGGUACAUACAGCGCCCCCCUUAUAGUACAGUAGUCCUUCCUUUUCCUCAAACCCUCCAUUGACUUCCUUUCCGUCCCUGAGUUCCCUGAUUUUUGUCUGAGCAAACUCAUCGUCUCUGGUGAGCCCUGCCAGUUCUCAUUUCCCAACCAACGCUCCCCCACACACCCACCGGUCCUCGGGGAACACGUGCCUGGUCUCUGGUGGCCCCUCUCCUUCCAUGUACUCCGGUUUCCGGGAGAGAGCAUCUGCCCUUACGUUUUCCUCUCCCGGCACGUAUUGGAUCUCAAAGAAAAACUUGGCGAACUCCUGAGACCAUCUGAUCUGUCUCUGGUUGAGCACUCGCGCGGUCCGCCAGUAUUCCAAGUUCUUGUGGUCAGUUUGGACCUGGAUCUUGUGCCGCGCCCCUAUCAAUAGAUGUCUCCAUUGCCGAAAUGCCGCAUAGAUCGCAAGCAGUUCUCGGUCAUACACCGUGUAGUUUUGCUCCGACUUGCUCAGCUUCCUAGAGAAAAAGGCACACGACCUCCAGUUCUGCUUGGCCCCAGGCUGCAAAAGGACCGCUCCAAUCGCGCGGUCGGACGCGUCCGUCUCCAGUCUCAUGGGCUUCUCCGGAUCCAUGUGCAGGAGCUGCUCUUCCGAGGCGAACGCCUUCUUCAGUUUUUCAAAGGAUUGCUGCGCAUCCUCUGUCCACGCGAACUUCUUUUUGCUACUAAGACAAUCCGUUAUGGGCGCUGUCAAGUGAGCGAAGUUCUUUAUGAACUUCCUGUAGAAGUUGCUGAAGCCUAGGAACCUCUGCACAUCCUUUCUGUUUUGGGGGGCUUUCCAUUCCAGCACUGCCUUCACUUUGCCCGGAUCCAUGGCUAGUCCUUUGUCUGACAACCUGUACCCCAGGAACUCAACCUCCCUGGCGUGGAAUUGGCAUUUUUCCAGCUUGACCCACAACUGAUGCUUCUUCAAUCUCUGUAGCACCUCCCUGACGUCUCUGACGUGUUGCUUUUCAUUGUCCGAAUAGAUUAAGACGUCAUCCAAAAAGGCUACGCAAUUCUUGUACAGCAGGGGCCCCAACACAUGGUGCAUGAAGGCUUGAAAGCAGGCGGACCCCGAUUGUAAUCCAAAUGGCAUGACUAAGUACUCAAAAGCCCCCAGGGGGGUGAACAUGGUCGUUUUCCAUUCGUCCCCCUCCCUUAUCCUAAUCAGAUUGUAUGCUCCCCUGAGGUCCAGCUUGGUAAAAAUCUUCCCCUGCCUCACACGUGUCAAAAUAUUGUCAAUCCUAGGCAUUGGGAAAGUCACGGGUUCUGACACCAGGUUUAGGGCCCGGUAAUCCACGACUAAUCUGGGCUGAUUAGUCUCUUUUUUGUCCACAAAGAACACUGGACUGCCCCCCACCGCCUUUGAUUCCCUUAUGAAACCUCUCUUCAGGUUCUUGUCAAUAAACUGCCGCAACUCCUGCAUCUCCCGGUCGGACAUGGCAUACAGCUUACCCACCGGUAACUGAGCCCCUGGAAGCAGGUUGAUUUGGCAGUCAAAUGGCCUGUGGGGGGGGGGCAGUCAGUCUGCCUCCCUCUCACUGAAGACCUCCUUCAAAUCAGCAUAUUGUGUUGGCACCUCCCUUUUUUGCUCCAGGGCCACCCCAGCCACCCUGGCCACAGUCCUUCUUGGUUCCUUCCCUCCCAGACAGUGUUCUGAACAGUAAGCUGACCCAAAGGUGACCGACCGCUGAUGCCAUGACACCACUGGGUCAUGUAUUGCCAGCCAGCUCAUUCCCAGUAUUAUCGGGGGUCCUGCCAGCGUGGCCACGUGAAAGGCAAUGGUUUCCGUGUGCCUGGAGACACUCAUUCGCAUUGGCGGUGUCUGGUGUGUCACUUCCUCUCCCAGGAGUUCCCUGCCAUCGAUGGUGGUCACCUGCAAGGGAAAAUCUAGUGGCAACAGGUGGAGCUGGUGCUCCAGAGCGAAGUCUCUGCUGAAGAAAUUACACGAGCUGCCAGAAUCUAGCAGCCCCUCCACUUUGACGGGGUGCCCAUUUGGGAGUUCUAGCACCACCUCUAUGGCUAUAGCUGCCUUGGGAGGGUCAGGCUGGGGCACUUCUAUUGGUUGCUGGCCUGGCUGAUGCCCCUGCUGGUUGGCAGCCAGGCGUUGUCGUUUCCCUGCACCGGCUCUUCCUCCCCCUUAUCGUCGUGGCCUGCAGCCCCCAUCAUGCCUUGCCAGGCUUUUCGUUGAGGGCAGACCUUUGCAAAGUGUCCCGGUCGCUGACAGAGGAAACACUUCUUGGUAGUUUUCGACUCCUUUUCCCGCCCUUCCCCAUCGUUUGAAACUUCGUGCGUGCGCGCUCCAUCAAUUUCCAUCGGCUCCGCCGCCUGGGAAGGCUCCCUCGGCAUCUCCGGAAUGCGGUUGUCAUGGAACCGUUCCGCCCUUAUCUCCCGCUUCUCCUGAGCCCGCGCUUCCUGGCGUACACCGAUCGCAAGCACAGCCUUUGUGAGUUCUUCCAUCGACCGCGGGCGGGGCGCUCGGGCCAACUCGUCUUUCACUUUGGGGGCCAAACCCGCUUCAAACAACAUUUGUACUGGCUCAGAGUCCAGAUCCCACCCGAACUUGUGGACUAACAUCGCAAAAUGCGACCAGUAGUUUCUGACGGACAGGCUCCCCUGCUUGCACCCCAUCAGCUCCCUCCGUGUCACGCUUUGCUCAAUCUCGCUGGAGAACAUCGCGUCCAUUGCGAGGUAGAAUUUCUUAAGAUCUUUCAAAGCGUCAUUCCCCGUAGCCAUCAAGGGCCUGAUCCAUUCGCACGCCCCAUCCUGCAGAUGUCCAGUAAUGUAAGCCAUCCUCUCCCCGUCAUCCGCAAAGUCGUUUUUCUGCAAUUCCAAAGCGUACUGAAUUUCCGUUCGGAAGGCAUUGUAGUCUUGGGGCUUUCCACCAAACUUGUGUACCAGCCCCGGGACCUUCCUCCCUAUCGGGGUGGCUCUGACCUGUGCAUCCUGAGCCCGUCUCUCCUCCAGCCGCGCAGACAGGGUAGCGACAUGCGUCUCCAGGUCUUGGUUCCUCUCGACCAGACCUCGCACCAUGGCUUCUUGCUCUGUCUCUCCAGCCGGCCAUGUUUGGCUCAUCAUGCUGCCUCUCCUGUGCUGCACACGAGCAACGUCAGGGAUUGACGGAUUGCUGUAAUGGUUCUAGGGGUUGCUCGUGCGUAAGCCGGUGCAAACACCUGGCUGGGUUGCCUGAGUGAACCUUUUCUGUCCGGACAGCCACUCACCCGUGGCUGUCUCAAUCGCUUGCAGAAUCCGUCAGUGGGCGUUUCUUAAACUUCUUCCAGCAAAGAAGCUCUUUGACGCCUAGUCUCCUCCUACUCUCUCUGCGCGAAAGCCUUCUGCCCAAGGAGGGCGUAGGCAGCGGAGGACCCCUACUCUCCCCGCUGGUCCCCAGCAAGGAGUCAUGGCACCGCCUCGCCGCUUCCCCCAUCUGCCCCCCUUCUCUACUGGUGCUACGCUGAUUCUCUUCCCCAGAAGAUGGGGUGCCUCUCCCACUCCCGGGACGCUCUCCGGAAUCCCUCUGGAUUUUACUCUCUCCCCCCGGCACUGAUGGCAGUUCCCUGACACUCUGUCUAGCAGAUUCAGAAUGAAAUGUCUCAACAACAGUUCUUUAAAAUUACUUUAAAUUACAUCCCCCUGUGACCGUAACAGCAACAAACGUAAGCUAUAAACUCUGCACCGAUCUGAAUUCUGAACUUGAAUAAACUGAACUAUAUCAUUGACAAAGCCUGAGGGCUUUCUGCCGUAUAAAUAGCCUGUGAGAAACUUCCAUUUGUUUCUACACAGGCCCUGCAGGUGCUUGCUUUCAGGAGAAAAUGCUGGAAACUAUGAGAAGCUUCCAGAACCAAACUACCUGUGAUGUGACUGGUCAGUUGGCAGAAGCCACGCCCACCGCUCAGUUGGACUGCCAGUUGUGUCGCUAGAAAGCGCCACAACAUACAUCAUCCAAAUGACCUCCGCGAGAAUUUCAAUUUCAAAUAUCCUGAUUAUUUCUACAUUUACUAAAGUAUUUUUAUUUAUUCACUUGGUGGGGGGGGCAGCCUGUAACUUUAAUAGUUGUGUGUAAAAGGUGGCAUUUUGGAAAGUGCAGAGAUGACAAAAACUCAAAACAAUGAAAGAUGCAGAAAUUCUAUUCUUUACAUCUUGCCACUCUACUCACUUAUGCCAGCAAAGCAUUCUGGAGGUGGCAGCAAACAGACACAAAUAGACUUUGGGGUGAGGAUAUUAAAAAGGGAUUAGACAAAUUCCUGGUGAAUGGGCCUAUCAGAGGCUAUUAGCCAUUAUAGCUUAAAGGAACUUCCAGGUUCAAAAACCUGUUGCUGAAGGAAAGUGGGAGUGCUGUUGCCUGCUAGCAAAUUUCUUGGAAACAGAUACUUGGCUACUCUGGGAAACAGGCUGCUUGACUAGGUGGGCCCUAAUCCUGACUCUUACAAUGUUUGGCAGGACUCUUACAAUGUUUGGCAACUCUGUAGUCAAAGGUAGUUUAUUUACUUGUUCUGUAAUAAUAAACUGGAUGUGGGGUUGGACCAGAUGACCCUCGGGGGUCCCUUCCAACUUUCCAACUCUGUGAUUCUAUUGUGUCCCCAUAGUUGUCCUGCUUUGGAAGAGAUAGAUUGUAAUAGAGGGCUAAGCAUAUUAUGUGAAUAGCAGGUGAAUGCAUUAGAAAGACCAUUCAGAGGGAAAGUACCAUUUUAAAGCAAGCCAGGUCAUUGCCUGCAUUUUCUUUGUAAUGGAAAAUUGAUUUGAGUAGCUAUGAUUCAAAAAACAGUGUGUGGUUGUUCCCUCACCCGCCCCCAUAUACCCAUCAGUGGGUGGUGAAAUAACUACUGAAUGCCUAAUAAUUGGUUUAAUCUCCUCCACAGCUAGUGUAGCCUAAGCUCAUCAGAAUUUUCCAUGCCAUGCAUCUAAACAGCUCCUCUGCAGUGCUGGCUGAGUUUAAAGCAAAGCUUAUGCUGUGCCAUAUUUGUAGCCUUAUCAGUUACAACACUCAUUGAUCCAGCACCACAAUCUAUAUUCUUUCCUCCAGCAUUGUCCUGAGCACAUUAAAAGAGUAAUUUAGCAGGGCUGUUUGUUUGGAUACAAUAUCAAAACAAUAAAUACAAUAUGUGAGAAUUUCAGUUGGUAUGUUUGUUACUUAGACCUACUUUUAAAUAUAUUUAUUUCAAAGUAAGCCCUAUUGGAAGCAUCAGAAUUAAACUUACUGUGUUUAUGAAAAAUGUUACUAGCUAUAUUUUUAACUCAUUAAUUACUGAAUGAAAGUAAUUUCUGGUCCUCAAGCUUAAGGAAUGUGUUUGACCCCAGAUCUUGGUUGUGAAUCAACUCCAAGUAUUGUUGGUCUACAAAGUUUAUAUAGGCUCUUUUCUUAAAAUAUAGAUGAAGGCAUUUUAGCUCUGAACUCUUGCUGUGGUAGCAGAUUCCAUAGCUGGCCACCUCUCUGUGAAGAAUGCUUUUGCUAUCCCUGCCCAAAUUGUUUGAGGGUAGAAUAUUGUCAGGAGACCUGGGUUUUAUUGUUGGACUUGCUAUUACUUUGCUGUGUGACUGGAAUGUAUCUUUUUUCUGUGCCCCAUCAAUAAAAAGUGGAUGACAUAUUUGCAAGAAGAUGUAAGGCUUCUUGAAAAGUGCAGUAUGAGAAGUGCUGCAUAACCUUUAGUCAAAUCUUUUGGUACUUGUGAUCAUUCUAGGGCUUAGAGAUGAUUAAUGCUAGACUGCAUCUGCUCAGCUUUUGCUGGGGUUGCUUUCACUUUAUCAGCCGUAAUAACUCAUUGCCCACUUUACUGCCAGAAUCUAUUUUAAAUCCAUCUCAAAGUUUGCCCCAGAAACUUUCCAUGCUAAUUCCUCUUUCCUUGUGUGCAUUGCAGGUAAGGAAGUAAUUAAGUCAAAUAUACAUCCCAGCACUGACAAGAUUAAAAGAUGUUUUAUACAUGAAUGUCAGACCUAGAUCACUUACAGAUAGCCUGUUUAUUGAGGAUUUGUCCUGAUUUGUUUGCACAUUUUCGGGGGGAGGUUAGAUGAGAUGGGCUGUUUAUUGAGCAUUCGUUUGGAAUGAUUGAUUUACAUAGAGGUUAUAUGACAUUGCAUCAAAUGAUUGCUGUCCCCCGCAUUGUAUUUUUAUAUUUUAUUAACAGGUAGAGUUGGUUUUUAUUGGAAAUAAUAAACUGCUCUGUGGAGGAAGUUCCUCAAUAAGCAGGAUAUAUUAAAAUAAGGUUUUUUUUAAAAACUCUUCCUGCCCUUUGUGAUCCCAAGGACAGGUCACCAUAGCAACUGUUAUUUUUCAUGUUCCAAAGAUGCACAUAACCACAGUCACUUAGAGACAACUAUGAUUGAGUGGAAUUUAAUUUUCUGAAAUAUAUAAAUAACUUCCUGAUCACUGAGUGAGUUUGUUGAGGCUGAUAGGAGCUGGAUGGGAGUUGGGAGUCCAACAAUAUCUGGAGGAUACUUGGACCCUGAGAUCAUGCUCUGAGGUCCUUCUUUGUGUGCCUUCUCCAGGAGAGGUCUGGAGGGUGGUAACAUGAGAAAGGGCCUUUUCUGCAGUGGCUCCCCAUUUGUGGAAUGCUCUCCUCAGGAAGGUUCAGCUGGUGCCUUAUUAAUUUUUCUUAUUUUAUUUUAUUUAUAUCCCGCCCAUUUGGGCGGCAUCCAGCAGAAUAUACAAAACAUAAGAACCCAUCAAACACCAAUUUGCCUUAAAGAUUAUUGUUCUCAUGAAUUUAUUUAUUUAUAACAUUUCAUACCUGCCUUUCAAUGAUUGGCUUACUUUUUAAGCCAUUAUACACCUUUAAGCGCCAGGUGAAAAUGUUCCUCUUCAACCAGACCUUUGGCUGAUGGAGUCCAAUGCUCUUUUAAAUGUGUUGUGGGAGGAGGGAUUAUUGGUUUGUUUUUGUUCUUUUUUAUUAUGUAUUUUGCAAUAUACAAAUUUAAUAAAUAAUAAUAAUAAAUAAUAGGCUCCCCACUCCCAUGCUAUGCUUCCAUACUUUCUAGUGGUGACCCUUUAUAAAGGCAGCCCUGUUUCAUUCUAAAUCUAAAUACAUUGCUUGUGAUUGCAUGAAAAAAUGUCAAAUAGUGCUAUUUUUCUAGAAAAAGCGGUGCUGGCACUCACCAUGAAUGCCUCCCUUGUUCUCUUACAAUGGCAAUGGCACCCACCUGAGAGGUGCUGAAGCUGAGUUCCGUUGAGUCCCAUCUCAAACCCCCCCCCCCCAGCUAUCACUGUAGCAACAUGAUCAGGACCUGGGACCACAGCACAUGGGAGGGAGGGGGAAUGAAAUGUGUGUUCCAUCCAUCCUUACUUCACACACUCCAAUUAAUUCAUUACUUCCUGAUUAAUUAUGUCUACCUGAAAAAGUUCAGAAGGUGGUGGUGCAUAGGUGGGACUUCUCUGUGGUGGCUCCAUGUAAUGUCUACCUCCCUACCUUCUGCCCUAUCAGUCUCAGUGAGCACUAACCUCUACUGGUUUAUUUAUAUAUGUAUUUAUAAAUAAAAGAAUAAACACACACACACACACCUUUCAACAAGACGCUCAAGGCAGCUUGGUUUAUGGCAUCUACGUAACUGGAAGGGAUUGGAGAGUUGGGGGCGUGAAGUCAUCAGUAAGCUAAAUGUCCUUUUCUAUCAAGGAGAGCGUGUUGAGCUGGUGUGUAGGGUCAAACAUCAGUUAACAAAUUGGGAUUUAAUCCUCUUCUGGGUGGUAGCUGACUAAGUAAGAUUUAAUCCAGACAAGAUAGAGGUGUUUUUGGUUGCUAGGACUAGUAAUCUUGGGAUAGUGAUGCAGCUAGUUUGGGAUGGGAUUAGACACACCAUGAAAAAUCAGGUCCACAGCCUGGGAAUGCUCCUGGACCUGGCUUUGAUUCAGGAUGAUCAGGUGGCAGAGUUUGCCCAGUUUAAGCUGAUAUGCCAAUGGUGCCUCUUUUGUGGGAGGGAAACUUGGGGCUGUAUUCAUCUAACCUUUAUAUGAAGUAGGUGCAAGAAAUUAAUGGACCUAAGUUAGUCAUGGUGGGUCUACUCUGAAUGAAAAUUUCUUGAAUACAACCCCUGGGCGUGAUCACUCAUGUCUUAUUUAAAUUGACUGUCAGGAGCCAUACUGUAUCUCCAGAACUACAAAAUCAAUUUCAUGCCCUCACCUCGGACACUGAUUCUUGGCCAGAGGAGCAAGAACAGUGGUUGCAGAUCUCAGAAGACACUGAGGUGGCAGUGAAAGGUACAGUGUACAGAAUUCCUGCUGCUCAUCAGAAAAGGAAGAGACGUGUGGUGGUGGCAGGUGACUCCCUGCGGAGGGGGACAGAGGCAGCAGUGUGAGGAGGAAUGGCUCUCCUUGACCUGAUUGUCUUCCUUUCUGAAUGACUGCCAUAAGUAUGGGAAUUGAGUGCCAGUCCAUUGGAACGACUUCUUAGUGCUUCUUUCCAGCAUGUGUGUGUCUUUUCAAAAGGAAAUUACCUCCCUGUUGGUUGGAAAUUAAAUAAGAAAAAAAAAGUCACGUAGGAACAGCACGAAGGUUGCUCUCUCCUCUGAAAGCUUUAGUUAGCAGCAGCAUUAACAGCUAAAUGUGUAAUUCUAGUGCAAGUUUGCAGCUGACCACUAUGCUCACAUUGUUUUUUACAAUCUAUUUAGCAUGGAAUCCUUUGCUUUCACAUUUUUUAAAAAAAAACCUCUGCCUUCUGCAUAAUGGCAGAUUUAACUGUUUUUGGUCUUGCUAAACAGAAGUAUCCAAUAUUGGUUCCUGUGUCUGGUAAUUUUUAUCCCCGAGUGAAGACUCGUUGAAAUAGAUGUGAUAUGGUUUUAUGUGAAAACAUUAGUUUCCUGAAGCACUUCACUGUUCUGGCACUGUAAAAUGAGAAAUACAAAACAGAUAAAAUGAUUCCUUUUAUUAGAUUCUCUUCUGUUGUUGAAGACACAUGCAUACCUUUCAGUUACUUAGAGCUCUUUAUCAACAGGAAGUUGGUUCAAUAAAAGAUUAGAUGAAUUAAAAGUGUUCUGUUUUCUAUUUUGCAAUUUACUUCCAAUUUAUGCACAUUUAACUUGUGCACGUUCAGCUUUACACACUGGACAAAAGAAAUCAAAAAGAGGUGGAAAGAGACUUUAGCAGUCCCAUCCACCACUGAAUCCAAUUGGAACCCAACGUGUUUUGACUAUACACAAUUUUGGCUUUAGGCAAUAUCCCCAGAGCAUAACCCCUGUGCAAGUUAAGAGUGGCUUGUAUGAGAAAUUGAUUCAAAAAGUAUAUGGUCUCAAAACAUGGAUUCAGUAAGGGUAGAUCAUAUAAUUGUUAACAAUACCAACAAGGCCAUAAAUUCAUUAUUUUACUACAUUUAAAGAGAUAUUUGAUCACAUGGAAUAAGGAAAGCAAAUCUUUAAUUUUAGAAAAUGAAGAUGAAUGUAAGACUUUACAAGCAUAAGUACCUUCUGCUUUUCAUCAGUUGCCUAUAUGGCCCCCAUCUUCCAUCGCUUAUAUUUUUUAAGCCAGGCAAAAUGUUUGCCCUUCUGCCCUCCAAUAUUAAGCAGCUAUCAGAUCUUCUGAGUGCCAUUUAGACUAUUGUUUAUUUUGGCUUAUUAAAAGGUAAGAGAUUAUGUUGGAACAUCAGUCAUUUUAAAAGGUAAUCAACAAAAAGGAAACAUAGAAACUGAACUAGUCAUGGAAAUUGGCUUCAUAGGCAGGUGAUCAGCACUUAAGUAAACAGUGGCUCUUUGUCUUUGUUCCAAAGCUGUUGGAAAAGUUUUGUCUUUGCAACUGCAAAGAGUGACUGACAUUGGGAUGUCUUACAAAGCAUCAGACACUUAUGUGGAAGGAAAAGAAAGUUUGGUGACAGAGGUCUGCUUAAUUCUCAGAUAAGCUGGUUAAAGCAGUAGUUAUCAAGAGUAGAACAAUGUAUGCAGCUGCUCCCUACAGAUUUUAAUAUCUGUAUGGAUUGUAAUUGCUGGCAGACAUGGAGUGAUUUAUGGGAAGCUAUUCUGUUGACCAUAAGGCACGCGGGUGGUGCUGUGGGUUAAAACACAGAGCCUAAGGCUUGCCAAUCAAAAGGUCGGUGGUUUGAAUCCCUGCAACGGGGCAAGCUCUCAUUGCUCUGUCCCUGCUCCUGCCAACCUAGCAGUUUGAAAGCACAAAGUGCAAGUAGAUAAAUAGGUACCACUCUGGCAGGAAGGUAAACAGCGUUUCCAUGCCAGAAGCGUGGUUUGCCAGAAGCGGCUUAGUCAUGCUGGACACAUGACCCGUACGCCGGCUCCCUCAGCCAAUAAAGCGAGAUGAGUCCCGCAACCCCAGAGUCGUCUGCAACUGGACCUAAUGGUCAGGGGUCCCUUUACCUUUACCUUUAUUCUGUUGACCAGUCAGCCAAUACAGCCAGGAUUUGUGGUGCUAUAUGGUUACAUGUGCAAAGCCACCCAGGGGUUUUCUGUUCUUAGCUUGGAUUGCGUAGCUUUGCAGUAGAAAGGCUGGGCUUGAUGACAUAAGCCAAAACUGGCUGGCUAUGUUGUAGUUUCUGUACUAUUUCUUGGGACCAGCCUCUAAGAGAUGAUGAUGUAUGAAAGAAAUUGAAAGAUCUGGACUGACUUCCCACUUUCUGCAGAAAUCUAUAUUAGUGUGGGUGGCAUUCUUUAACCAUUUGCAGCCCUUCGUUUCAACUAUCUGCAAAAAUUGGAGGGAAAAAUUCUGUAAAACUCUUGUGAAGCUUUGUUCUGCAUACUGGGGUUAGUGAGUGCUGAAAGUAUAUAUGAUUGUUUUUAGUUUCUAAUGGUUAUAACCAUCAUGUUAAUAAUUAUUGCACAUGCUGUGUAAAUGCAAACACUGAUCCAUGUUCCAAAGAGGUUGUAGCUCAGUGGGCUUAUAUAAGUGAACGAGAGACUGCUUUUGCUAAGUAAGCAUAUGUUUCUUUUAUUGUCAUGGAAAAUAAAAGAUGACCCUGGACAGCUAAACUUCAGAAGAGACUUUGGGAUUAAAACCUACUGUAAAAAAUGACAAUUGCAUAAGUUAAGAAAGGGAAGCAUAAGACCAUUACAUAAUUUAAUAGAUUUUGCAUAAAACUGUCUCUAAAUGGUAUGAACAGAUAAUUUGCCAUUGUAACUUGUCACCUUUUUAAAAAGAACAACAAAACAAACAAAGGCUUUAAAAUCUAUGCUGUUGUUAGGGAGGGAAAGAAAUUAGCAUAUUAUAUUGUUCAGUGAAGCAGAAAAGUUUCCUGUUCCAGUGCCUGUUUUGCUAAUGGCUUGAUUUCUUGGUGGGCCAAUUAACCAUUUUUAUGUUUAUGGAUGGAUAAACCUGCUUAACUGCUUGCUUGGAGUGCAUUAGUGGGGAUAUUUAGCUUAUAGUGAGUAGUUUCAACAAGGCACUUUGUUGCAUGACAUCCACUAACAUAUACACCUUUCUAUAACUAAGUGAGGACAUUAUAGUAAGUCCAACCAUCUUAAACAUAAAACAUCCCCAGCUGAUGCCUGCCUUAAUUUCUGAGGUAGGAGACAGCAUAUCUUCUUUCUGUACCUCAUGCCACAGGAUAACUGCUCUUCAAUUUGGCAAGCUGUUUCUAAUAUGUAACUUUAUUCUACUUUACAGUAGGUUAUUUCUUGUCCUGUCUUCUGGGCAGGAUGAACAAUUCCCCGUGUUUCAUUUUUUGAGAUACAUUUGUAAAACUCAUAUUAGCUCCCCGCCUCCUUUUCUUGAGGCAGUAUAUAAUUAGCUGUUUCAAACUUUCUUCAUGUGUGCUUUCUAACCUAAACUUACUGUUUUCUAAAUUAUUUCCAGCUUAAAGUUUCAUGGAACAGAAAUGCCCAGAACUGAACAUAGCACUGCAUAUUACUAGUGCUCAGUGGAAGGCUACUAGCUAUGUUCUACCUCCUCAGUUGGAGGCAGUAUGCCCCUGAAGGCCAGUUGCUGGGAAUCACAACUGGGGAAUGCUAUCAUGCUCAGGUCUUUCUUACAGGCUUUCCUUUGGCAUCUGGUCGGUCACUGAAAACAGAAUCCUGAACUAGACAGAUGUUCCGUUGGCCUGUACUUUUGCAAAUGAUAGCCCAGAUUUCACAUUCUCUGACCACUAGCACAAGGGCUGUUGUGCUAGCAUAAGGGUGAGAAUCAUGGUUUGGCAAAAUGAAAUCCAUCACAACUAUUACACUAGCAGAAGUUGGUGAAAGUGGUUGUGCAACAGGAAGUAUUUGUGCUAUAGCCAUCUGUUGUGCAACCAGUCACAAGAACCAUGCUGGCUUCCUGCACCUUCCCAUUUAUUUGUUUAUUUUAUUUAUUUGACUUCUUAGUCGUUUGUCACCUAGCAGGUCUCCAAGGGACUCGUACAGAAGAACAUAAACAUAGGCACACUAUAAAAUAGAACCAUUCUGCUAGUGCAACAGGGCGAAGGGACUUUCACUUAGCACCACAUUGAACUUCGUUGAUGGUUCUGCUGAUCGCAUAGCCAAAAAUGGCAUUUGUCUUUUGCAUCCUAAUUUUUGACUUAUGGCUCAGUGGUUAUUCUGGAUAAUCAGCUAACUGUUUAAUCAGGAACUGAUUUGUUGACAGUCAGCAAUUGACCAAUUAACAAAAGGUUCCAUUUGAAACAAAGCUUGCUUGUUGUAAAUUAACCUAGCGUGAAUUUGGAGCGCAGUUCUAAGGUGGGGCCUUUGAUGCCAGUUCAGUUUGUGUGAACCAAACUCAUUAAUGUCAAUGGAAAAUAAAUGGCAAGUACAAAUAUAUUCUUUCUCCUCCCCAAGCUAAACGUGCAUGUGAGUGUGGAAAAUAAUUUUUGAGUGCACUACAUAUGUCAUGAGUUCAAGUUUCUGUGUCAACAGUAUUUCUUUAUGGAAUUUUAGGGGGGAUGCUGAAGUCAUCUAGUCCAACCCCCCAAAGAAUACAGGAAUCUAAACCAAAGCAUCCCUGACAGAUGGCCAGCCAACCUCUGCUUAAAAAUGUACAAGGAAGGAGAGUCCACCACUUUCUGAGAGAGUCCAUUCCACUGUCAAACAGCUCUUACUGCAGGCUGUUACGUUGCAUGACUUAAUUGCUUGCAUUAAGUCAAUAACAUCAAAAACAAUUACUCUAUAAUCAGUUGCAUUUCAGCCAGCCUGAAGGAAACAAUAAAAUGUUUGCAGCUUUGCAAAAUCACCCAUCAUCAUUAAUUUUGCAAAUUGUCACUUGCUGAUCACUUGAACAUAGGCACAUAAAACAAUUGAGUUGUUCGGAGGUCCUUGAUUUGUCUUUCCUGUAGAACUGUGUUGAGCGAAGUGGCUGUUCAGAGCCCCAUCAGAUGUGAAGAGGCCAGCAGUGCCCACUUCUCCUUGGGCUGUUGGGGGUGGAGGGAAGACUGCAUCCUCUUGGCAUCUGUCCCUUUCAUUAUUGCUCCUUCCCUUUCUCAUUGUGUUUCCUGGCUUUGCUGCAUGUAUGUGCUGCCAAAUUUAUGCUAACUGAGCAUCAGCCAAAGGAAUUAAAGGGGAUUGUUAACUUACAAUCACUCAUUUGCCGUCAUGUCAAGUAGGGCUGAUGCAUUUUGUGGUAUUUUAUUUGUAAAAAGAGAGUUCUCUUAAAAGUGUGUGUGUGUGUGUGUGUGUGUGUGUGUGUGUGUGUGUGUGUUGUACAUGUCUGUCCUCUUUGCCUGAAUGUUUGGUUUGGGUUUAAGGCAAGUUGGAAGUUUCGGUAGCAGGAAAAAGGAAAUAAUUUGCCUAUGUAUAACUUAGGUCAGCAUUCAUAACUGUUUUAUUUUGAUUCAAUACUUAGACCAUAAAGGCAGAAGUAGGUUGAAACCUAGCCCAAGGCACAUCUUACACUUUUACCCUCCUCUUAAACACAGAAUCCUCUGUUGAGUUAGUGUUUUGUUCUGUUGAGCUGAGUUUGCUGCAUUUGUCCUUGAAGGAGGUUAGAGAUCAUCAGAAGCCUGGUACUGAUAUAAAGUGUUCUGAACUCAGCAAGUAUUAAAAUCAUUUAUUUUGACUUCCAGAUGAGUGGCAUCACUCCAUAGUUCAUCCACCAAAAUGACCAGCAACCUCUGUGUUAGAACAAAACAGGACUGAAAUAGACCUAGAUAGUCUCAUCCAGGAAACUGAUUGCACAGCAACCUACCACUCAAGCACUUGGGGUAGGAAGGGAAUAUUUGCAACUAGGUCUAGAGGGGAAUUUUUCAGGAUGAGUUGCAAAACUUCUUCAUUUAGGGUGGUUGGAGAAGCCCUUCUUUGAAGGAAGUGUUGUUCCAAUCUCUUCCUGCCUUGAUAUUAUGAGCUAAGAAAAGCAAAGGGUUAAGUAUAUAGGUUGUAUGUCCAAGGACUCUGUCCAGCAGCUGAAAUUCAUCCAAUGAAGCAAGCUUACAUGUGCUCUGGUUACCUUCCCUGGUGACCAAGUCAAGGCAAAUAUGAGUGGUUUCUGUUCUCAAAGUGGUGGUGGUGAUGAUGAUGAUGAUGAUAAUAAUUUAUAUACCUCCCUUUAUCAAAAGAUCCCAGGAUGGUGCACAAUACCAGAAAUGCACUACAAAACAUCAACGAUAAAAACAUAAUAAAAACAUAGUAAAAAGCAUACAGACAGCCUAAUUGUAAAACAAUCAUAUUAAUAACACUCCCAUUGCUUUUAUCACUGGUGUUUGGUGUCUCUCUCACUGUGUGUUUAAAACAGCAGUGUGACCCAUACUUGACCAACCUAGACCAGGAAUAACAGCUACACCAAAACCAAGAAAGAGUUUUAUGGAACCCAAUAUACUAACUAACAAAUUUGUUAUUGCAUAAGUUGAAUUAGAUGCAUGAUAAUGCUUACACAACAUAAUGUAGUGAUUCUUUGUACAUCUUUUCUUCAUUUUAGGACAGGAAGCUGACCAAAGCUGAGCAGCAGAGGUUUAAAGAAGAAGCUGAGAUGCUCAAGGGAUUGCAACAUCCUAACAUUGUCCGAUUUUAUGAUUCCUGGGAAUCAACUGUUAAAGGAAAGAAGUGCAUUGUAUUGGUAACUGAGCUGAUGACAUCUGGAACACUGAAGACGUACGUUUUUUCUUUCACAAAUUUGAUAUAGUGGUUUUUAAAAAAUGUAUAUUCACACCUGCUGGGACUGUUUUCACCCACUCCCCAUUAUGUGGUUGUAUUGUAGGCCAGCAACAUCAAAGUUCAGACACUUGGCACCAGAGCUGCAUUGUGGCAUAUAUGGGAUAUAUGUAAAUAUCUUGCUACCCAUCUGCGGCAUGGUGGUUUGCUGAUUAAUCUGUAUGGUUGAAAUCUGCUUCAUGUCAGUACGGUGUACUAAACAGUGUUGAAUUUGAAUAUGAGGCAAUCAGAAUCACAGACCUGUAAAGCCACAAGACUCAUUGGUUGGCCUUGGGUAAAUCCUUAUAUGAUAGGUGGAAUAAAGGAAACAAAAACUGAAUACAAAUAAGCCUUUUAAAGUUCUAUAGAAAUUAUAACCAGUGUAGUUAGCAAUGAUGGUUAAGUUUUCUUUGGGGUGGGAUGGGGGUAGAAAUAAGAGAGUGUACUGAGAAGUCUCUUGAGUCAGUGUUCCAUGGCAGCAGCGAAGAUCAACUAAAUUGCAAAAUUGCUGCAAUUAACUGAUUUUUAGGGAUUACUGAUUUCAAGCUGGCAGAUCAUAUACGUUAUGUGAGUUGGUUAUAAUCAGGAAAGAAAGAAAAUGUGCUGGGAUUUUUGUACUGGGGCUGAGAAAGCAUUCCUGACUAUGUAGAAAUUCUGUGUAAAAGAAUAUUAUGGAAUACACAGUGUAACAAGAAAGAUGGAAUGUAUGACUGAGGGAUGGAAGCCUAUUCUGUAAUUUUGGUCUAGUCCUUCUCUAAUUUCUACUACUACUUUCCCACCCCCAGGUGUAGAAAACUGUUCAGCAAAAAUUAAGGCCGUUAAGAUAAAUUAAAAAUGUCAAAUAACUUCAUUUUUACAUUGAUGCUAUUAACUUGAAUUUAUAAGAUCCCACCCCCAAGAGAGAACUUGUGAGAUUACCUGUGUGAAGUUUCAAACUUGUGUUGCGUCUCCCUUGUGAAAAGGCCUAUAGCUCAUCAAUAAGUUACUGUAUGUGAUGUAUAAAUCAACGGGCCUUCUGUUAAGCGCCAAGAGAACUGAAUGGCUCAGGAUGUAACAAUCAAAGGCACAAUUUGCAAUAGAAGCAAAAACCAAGAAUGCUGCUAAUAGCUAGAGAACAAACGAAAUAGAAUCAUGCUUAAUAGACAUCAAAGGCAUGGAAGACAUUUUCAAUUGGCACUGAAAAUGUCAUAAAGUGGGUGCUUGUCAACUACGUAUAGCUGGGCAGGGAAUUCCAAACUCUAGGUGCCACAGCAGAAAAGGUCCUGACUUGAGUAGCCACCCACCUUCCUUCUGAGCUGGGGUAGGAGUGAGGGGAGGGCCCUGGAAGCAGGGCCUGCAGAUGAUGAUAAUGCAGAGGUGGGUUUACAUUUGAGGGAGCAGAUAGUUCACCAAAAACUCCAGUUUUUGUUUGUAAGCACAGAUUUCUGCUUGUAAGCACUGUAUUAAUACACUAACAUCUGCAUGUCCAAAUUAAUAAUUGGGCAGUCAAAUGAUGGAUCACUUGAGAUUUCCACAAGACAGUGGUGCCAUAGGUCAGUGUCUGGUCGUCGGUGGUUCAUGCCCAUUCAGGGACAGCUGUGGACAGGAUUACUGCAUUACAGGAGGUUGAAUUAAAUGACCCUCGGGGUUCCUUCGGACUCUACAAUUCUAUGAUUCUAAGGCCCACAUAUAGCACGUUAGAUGUGAUUGUUAUAAACAGUUGAGACAGAUUUCCUUGUAGUAUGCUGACUCCCUCUUUAUCUUUUGGUAUUCUAACCCAGUGAUUAUUUUUCAUUUAUGGAACCCCUGCUCAUGUUGUGAUAUUCUGCAGAACCCAAACAUCACAAAAACUUAUUAAUAUUAUUGGAAUAUUACUCAGAAUCACUGAAAUGUCAGUGUAAAAUUCCACAAAAACUUGAUUGAAAGCACUAUGCAAGUGGAUUAACUUGAUGGUGUGGUUAACAUCUGCGGUGUGGUGUUCUCUCUCAUAGGUACUUAAAGCGUUUCAAAGUCAUGAAGCCAAAGGUGUUAAGGAGCUGGUGCCGACAGAUCUUGAAAGGGCUGCAUUUUCUGCACACAAGGACCCCUCCUAUAAUCCACCGUGAUUUGAAAUGUGACAACAUCUUCAUCACGGGGCCCACUGGUUCAGUGAAGAUUGGCGAUCUGGGACUGGCCACCUUAAUGCGCACAUCGUUCGCUAAGAGUGUCAUUGGUGAAUACAGUGUGUUUGUGUACUCCACUGGAGAGCCACUUGUGGUGUGUCUCUCUUUGUCCUCAGUAGAGACUGGAAUCUGCAAUUGUAUCCAAGCAGUGCUACUGCUAUAGUGCAUAAAGAGUUCAAGAUCAGGCUUCCUAAAGUCUGCCUCUUGACUGGUUCCAGUGUAAUGUUUCUGAUCCACUGGAAGAUUUUGACCAUGAAUGAAAAACAUUUCUAACACACUCCAGUGUAAUGUUUUUAUGUUUUAAGGUCCUAAAUUCAGUACCCAAAUUCUGCUGCCUCAUAACUGAAAUCUAGAGAUUGAAGGGUGGACCCUAAUACAUGAGCUGCCAUAUUAUGGUUACUCAUCUGCAUGAAUUCAUUCAUGGGCCAUUUGCUAGGUUGAAGCCCCUUGGCUUCUUCACACAAAUCAAAGGCAGCUAACAAAAGUUUGAAUACAGUGGUACCUCGGAUUACAUACGCUUCAGGUUACAUACACUUCAGGUUACAGACUCUGCUAACCCAGAAAUAUUACCUCGGGCUAAGAACUUUGCUUCAGGAUGAGAACAGAAAUCGUGCUUCGGCGGCGCAGUGGCAGCAGGAGGCCCCAUUAGCUAAAGUGGUGCUUCAGGUUAAGAACAGUUUCAGGUUAAGAACGGACCUCCAGAACGAAUUAAGUACUUAACCCGAGGUACCACUGUACAUGUGAAACAUAAAUCCAAACAAAUAACAAGACUAAGCACACUAAUAACAGAGCCCUUAAUCAGGAUUCAAGUGGCGUAGUCCCCAAAGGUCCGUACUGUGAAACAAAGGAAGGAACAUAGGAAGCUGCCUUAUACUGAGUCAGGCCAUCUUGCUCAGUGUUGUCUACACUGACUGGCAGUCGCUUUCCUGCAUUUCAGAAAGAAAUCUUUCCCAGGCAUUCCUGGAGAUACUAGGGAUUGAAGGUAGGGCCUUCUGCAUUCAAACCAGAUGCUCUAAGGCAUCUCUCCCAGCCAGCCUUCAGCCACCUUUGAUCCUUCACCAUAGAUGGAGCCAUCUGGGCCUUGCUAUGUAGGGCAUUCCAAAAUAAGGAUGCCAUGACUGAAAGAGUUCUGUUUCUGAUACUUGCUCGUCAAAUGCCUAAUUCAAAUGCUAGAGGUUCGGAUAGAAUAGAAGUAUGAUUGUUUCUUUUUAUUUUCUUCUCCUUGGGGUUUUUCAGGAAGUCAGAAUAUGCAGAAUUAGGGUGGACAGGUGGGAUCUGCAGCAAUUUUUUCUAGGCAGUCAUAUUGUCUUUUGGGAUGUUCUAUUCCAUGUUUCUCCUGCAAUUUUUUGGUCCCUCCUUCUAAUGGUCAGUUAGCAUUCUAUGUCAACUGAGUACAGUGUACCUGGUUGUUACUGAAUUAAUUUCACCUGCUCAUAUAUUUUUGUUAUUAGUUUUUUUUAUUGUUUUCCAAACUUGCUGUUCCCCCAUAGCUAGUAUCUCCCUCUUUUGUGUGAAAUGCAGCAGUUUGGCUAUCUAAGGAUCACAUUCAGAGAUUAUGUUCGCUAUUUUGUAUUGUUACAAAAGUUGGGUGCCUCUCCCUCUCUCUGCUGAGCAGUAGCAAGAGUCCAUAGGAUUCCAGGCACUCACCUAGGGUCUGUGUUCCUUUGGAAAAUUGAGACACGGCGGAGACUGUCGUAGCUUUAAAACAUAUCCACCUAUUUACAGCUUCAGUCUGCAUGGAGAGAGUCCAGAUCUUACACCAUGGUCAUUUCAGGAGGGGCUUGUCCCCCACAGCAGUGCAGCCAUGGAAUCGAAGUCAUCUCUCCCAGCCAGCCUUCAGCCAGCCUGCCCAAGAUGGAUCCCCGUCUUUCUUCCUCCUUCUUCCUGGAACAGCUUGCUAAAGACUCCCUUUUCCUGUCACUUCAGACACACACCCUGUCACCUUGGCAACAUCUAUCUCCCCAGGCCAACGGACCCCUCUCAGAUAGCCCAUCAACCCAUUUUGCCAUGUUAACAGAUUAGCUCUUUGCCAGGCUUGCCAGGCUGGUUUGCAUAAGCCAGCCCAGGGAUUCCUUGUCUGGCACAGUUCUGCGGCUUGUACUUUCAUACAUAUCCCCGUUAAUCAAAAUCCUACCCUUUAUUAAUUUCUAGGGUUUAGGGGGGUCCCCCCACCAAACCAAAACAGUAUAUAGGAUACUACUGCAUGGAAAGCAGAAGCACUUGCAAAAUGCUUGUUGGUGGACUGCAGCAAUCCAAAAUGUGGAAAAACAUUGGCUUAUUUUUACUUUUUCUCCAGGAACUCCUGAAUUUAUGGCUCCUGAGAUGUAUGAAGAACAUUAUGAUGAGUCUGUUGAUGUCUAUGCUUUUGGAAUGUGUAUGCUGGAGAUGGCGACCUCUGAAUACCCAUAUUCUGAAUGCCAAAACGCAGCUCAAAUCUACCGAAAAGUCACCAGUGUAGGUGUAAAUGUAACUUCUUUGUUAGGGUAAACUUGUAUAUUGGGAGCUUAAGGCAACUAAGCCAAUUAUUCAGAACUAAUGCUAGUCCUGUUGCCCUCAAAGCAGCUGCUAAACUUAGCCUGGACUUAUCUAGACAUUGCUGAGUUCUUUCUGGAGUGACUGAUAGUUUCAGGUGUGUCAUCUGCAGAAGAAGUUUAACUACUGUUUGGUGUUCAGAUGGCACAAUAUGCAAGGGUAAGCUUGCUUAUUUUUGGCCAAAAAAUUGAAUGGAUGGUUCCUUAACCAAACUUUGUCUAUUUAUUUAUUUAAUUUCUAUACCACCCUUCCCCUGAGGAUCACAGGGCAGUUAACAAUAUGGAGCUGCAUAAGUGUCAAUCCCUGCAUAAUCUUUUCCUCCCAGCUUCAUAGUCAGACUGGCAACUCAAAUGAUGUGUUCAUUCAGACAUCAAAAAUAGCUUCCAUGCAUUUAUUCUCUGGCUAAUGUGUGUGGCUUGUUCUGUAGCUGUAGUGAACUAGUUACACUGAAGGUCGGUGCAUCGUGUGUGUGUGUGUGUCAGAAAACAGAUCAGAGGAGAAGGAUUUUGUGGAAGUAUUUAAUAGCAAAAUCACAAGGAUUCUGUCUGUCAUUGCCAAAGGUGCUCCCUCAAGUUACCAGUAGUUGCAGUUUUCACACUUUACCAUAUUAUGGUAUUUUCCCACUUGGCAAUAAAAGUUGGCCAGGACUAGGUCAAAACACAAUGGUGGGACAGAAGGAAAAUCCAAAUGAUACUCUCUUUCUACUAAUUAACAUGGAUGCAAUUUAUUAAGAAGUUGUCUUGUGCAAACUGUAUUGUCAUGAACAGGAGCUACUGUGCUUUUGCACAGCUGUUUAUUUCUACAGUGCUCUGCUCUUCCUGGCGAAUUGUGCCCUGUGGGCCUGAGCUCUCAUUUCCCACUCUGCUGCCUGUAAUGGCAUCCAAAAACCAAACAUUUGAAGCAGCUGCUUCACUUUGUCUCAUGGUAGGGGAGCUGCUUCUGGGUAUUGCCUAAUGUAGUUUUUUUAUAUGUACAUUCAGAGUACAAUAUUAUUUUAGCAUACUAGCCAGAGUACUCAGAUAGUUUUGAUGAUAUUUAUGUUUCUCCAUGAUGAAACUGAUACUUUCCUUGAUUGUACAUUACAUUAUAAUAUCCAGGAGUUGAGGAUACAUCCUGGAAAGACACUUUAGAGGUAUAGAAGACAAAGAUUCUCAGCUUUGUGACAAAAACAUUUUGCAGGACACUUGUGUGUUCUGUGUCCUCAAAGAAAGCAAAAUUGGGGUGUAGCUUAUUCUUUAUUAGGUUAAGUUUCAUGCACAGGAAAGAAAUGUUCUUAUUUCUGGCUGUGAAUGGCCAGAUAAGGGUAAGAAGAGAUUAGUCAAAUGAAUUAGAAUGAUUUUUGACCCCUUUCACAAUGCAUAUUACAUAAAGCCUGGAUAUCCAGCUUGAUUUUGUUUAGAAGCAAAAGCUGGGAUUUUAAGAAAAGGAAUAAUGGCUGCAGUUUGGAAGUCAGUUGGGUGGUAUUCACUAUGACUUAUUUCCAAGUGAAUGUCUUCAGGAUAAGGGUUUAUAUGGUUAAGAUCUACUGUACUAACUUAGGUUGCUUGGAAGAGCAGUUGGGGAUUUCCCAUAAUUCUGUGUAGCAGCAAUGGAGAGAACUCCUGCUGGGUAUUAUCUAUUAACAUCACUUCUAUUCAUCACUUCUCUCCUAGGGCAUUAAACCUGCCAGUUUUAACAAGGUUAUUGAUCCAGAAGUGAAAGAGAUCAUUGAAGGUUGCAUUCGACAAAACAAAUCUGAAAGGUGAGCAGGUCUGUUUUAUUGUGCUCUUCCUCACUCCAAGUUGUGCACCCUAAACUUAAGGGGUGGUCAUUGUGAGUUUAACUAGGGAGUUUUUGGUACAGGCAACAAAAAACCUGAUUAAGCAAAGCAUUCCAGCUUUGCAUAGUGCUUUUAAGCACCUGCAUAAGGCCUUUCGAAGUCAAAGAAAACUGGGAAGCUUUUACUGUUUCACUUUCUCUCCCCUCCCUGCAACAGCAUGGAAAAUUAAGGGAAGGGAAAUUAAGGUGUCUGCUUGAUUUCCCCUGAAAUACUGCUAAGUGCUUAAACUGUAAAACAGUGCCCAUGUGGUACGUAUAGCAAGAUGCUGAUUCAAUUCUGUCCCAGAGAAGCCUGUAUCUGUCUUUAGUUGGAUCUUUAAAACUUUUUGUUUAGUAUUUUUUUGAUGUGUCAUAAAUGCUGGCUGUCCAGUUUUGUUGUUUUUAAAUGCGGUUUGUCAAUUUUUAAGCAAUUGCUCUUGUUUUUAAAUUUUGUUUGUUUUGUGUGUGCUGAAUAGGUGAGUUAUAAACUUAUUGGAUAAAUAAAUGUAAUGCCUAUCACAGAAGUCCCUCAGGGAAGUUUAAUACGGGAUGAAAUCACCCCACCAGUUGUCAGUUAUACCACUGGUGUGGGCAGGGCCAGAUUUAGGUUUGAUGAGGCCCUAAGCUACUGAUGGGGCCCUUUAUAUGUCCAGCUGUCCUUUGCCAACAACAAAUUGUCACUGUUUUUUGUGUUGAAUAUAUGCUAUAUGGUAAUUUAUGGACCUAAUAGGUCCAUACACAACACAAAACUGUUGCUGUAUGUAAGUUUUUUUUGUUUUUUGUUUGUUUUGGAAAUGUACAUCCCAUCCCCCCCCCUUUUAAAUUUCCCAAGGGAGUGGGACCCUAAGAUAUAGCUUGUUUAGCUUAUAUGUAAAUCCAGCACUGGGUGUGGAUAUCAUAAGACACUCUGUGAUUGCCCAUUGUUUUGUUGCCAGGCUAUCCAUCAAAGACCUUUUGAAUCAUGCCUUCUUUGCUGAGGACACUGGACUUAGAGUGGAGCUGGCAGAGGAUGAUGAUGGACUGAAUUCCUCCCUGGCUUUGAGACUUUGGGUAGAGGAUCCCAAGAAGCUGAAAGGCAAGCACAAAGAUAAUGAAGCCCUUGAGUUCAGCUUCAACCUGGAAACAGAUGUCCCAGAGGAGGUGGCUUGUGAAAUGGUAUGUAUUACCUUUGCUUCCCUUACCUUUUUUCUUUCUGAGUUGGCAGCAUCUCCAGACGCUUCUUAUUUGCUUCAUUCCAAACAUGGGGUUUACUGCACCAUUUUUUUUAUUCCCACUUUUACACUUUCCUUUAGAGAGUGUUGCAUUUUUAUUCUUUAUUUCUUUGCUACGCUUUUAUGUUGCCCAGUCACUGAUGCUCUCUGGGCAAUUUAUAAGAAGAAUAAAACCAUAAAACAAGACUAUUGCCAUGGGCAGCAUAGGACCAAGUGUCUUCCGUGGGGGUAAAUCUUGACUUCUUUGUUGCACACAGUUCAAAUAUUUGGUUUACAAGGAGAAAUAUUUUUGCAACCCAGUCCUAAAGAGGAUGACACAGAAGCAAAUGUAUAGGAAUGUCUCCCUGAGAACUAGGCUAGAACUUUCUCCAUGGAGCCACCAUUUCUUAAAAAGAAACCGCACAGGAGCAAAGGGGUAUACAACCCAUCUCCAUUCCAUGGCCUUGAUCCAAAACUCUCUCUCCACCCAUCUUCCCAGCUUCUUUUCAAGAAACAAAAAAAGUCUGUGGGGGGAAAGUGGGGUUCCAGUCACAGAACUCCCACUUAACUUUAGCUUAAUAGUGCACUCCACCCUGCUCAGAGCUGCAAGUUUAGUUUUCUGUGUGCAGGGAGACAUUUGGACAGGUAGUAGUGCAUUUUACGUACAAGGAAUAAGGUCACCUAAGGACUGGUCACCUUCUUGCCAAUGGGUGAGCAUGAUUUCUGAAGCUGUGGUUUUAUACUCAUUUACAGUAUGUGAAUCGUAAGCCAGCCAAGAGCUGAUGAAGUUUUUGCAUUAGUGUAAACAAGUCUUUCUCCCUCCUUUCCUCUUACGGUUUUGUUUCAUUUAUUCUCCUUUGCCCAAGUUAUCUGUUUAGACUGCAGAUUCUUCAUUCUGCCUCACUGUUGCCUUGGUUUUGUUUUCACAAAACAUUUGGCUACACAGCAACCUGACAAGUAACAGCUGAUGGCUAAUGAUACUGCAAGGAGUCAUAGCAGUGCAUCUGCUCAUAUGUAUAUGCGCACAAUUGACUCCUGCUUAAGCAUCACCCACCAGCCAGCUAUGAAGUCUCCUAAAUUGUUGUUUCAGGAUGCUUUGUUCUGUGUCUUAUGAAUGGCUCUGUGAUGUUGUGCUCUAAAGCUGUUGUUUGGGUCUAUUUUCCCUUUAUUUUUCAACUAGGUUUGGAUGUGACUUUGCUAACAGUUGGUAGCUAAGAACCUCCCCUUGGACGGUUCCAUUUUAAUGCAACACCUGUGCUUGAAUUCCUUGUCUUUUAAACUGGAUCACUACUUGAAAAUAUAACUGUACGUCCCAUCAGUAGAAAUCUGUCAUGGAUAAUUCAAGGAUUUAGCAAGAGCCACUUGUUACGUGACUGUUUUCAUAAUAAUUCCUUUUCUGGAGUAGGAUGGACAGUGUUGUGGUUAUAUUUAUCUUGUUCUAAUUAACUUGUUCUAAUCAAGUAACAUAAAUAUCAGAGGUGGGGAAUAUCUGGCCCAUGAGCCAAAUGUAGCCCACUAGGCCUCUCUCUCCAUCCCUUGAGAUUCCCCUAGGCCGUGCCCCUCACUGGCACGGCCUUGGACCUUACUUGAGUGUUCUUGCUUGGUUGGAAUGUGUCCUUCAACUGCAAUGAUGUCUCUUGUUUUCUGGAGAGGUGUGGCUUUUACAUGCCUAGAACAUAGUGUACUAUCCAAAGGUAAGAGACAGAUCUGUUGCUCUGUCCACUUUUGCUUCUGUCUCUACCCAUUUUCAUCACAGUAUAUUAAUGUUGAAGACAGUCACAUAAGUACUAAUUAGUAUUGAUCCAGCCAAUGUACUUGGCCUUAACCCAUAGCCAAAGUGUAGCAGCACUUGAAUUUGUGGGUCUGUAUCUUGCUUGCUGUAUUGUUUGGCGCUCCAUAUAAUAGGUCCAAGAUUGAUCUAGUAUGUGGUCAAUGCAAGUUCUGUUGUAAUGGAACCCUGAGUUAAUGUGAAAUUACAGAAAAGCAUUGCUAAACACCGAUGGAUACCAGUUCAGAGGAGCAGAGUUAUACUUAAUAGAACCGUUCUUUUUUGAUGUCCAGGUGAAGUCAGGAUUCUUCCACGAAAGUGAUUCUAAAGCUGUGGCUAAGUCCAUCCGGGAUCGUGUCUCCCUGAUCAAGAAGACAAGGGAGCGGAGGCAGGUGGGCUACCUGGAGGAGAGAAGAGACUCUCAAAGCAAGCUGCCAAGUGGGCUACCAUUACUCCAGCCACAGGGUUCAUCAUUCACCACUCCUUCCCAACAGAGCAGGACGGAGUGCGAGGAAACAGAGGUGGACCAACAUGUCCGACAGCAAAUCCUUCAACAAAUGCAGCACAGCUCCUCCAUUGCUGGUAAUGAGCAACCAAAGGCAGCCUGUCCUCCCAAAAUGCUAUCCUGAACUAAGGUUAUAAAGAGUGAAUCAGAGCGUCAUUUUGUUCAUCCAGAUGCAUCACCACAAGGCAUUUAUUGAACUCCUGGCACUUUUCUGCUUUAUUGGAGGUCAAUUAGCAUGUAAACUGUGACUUGUAUCUGUGGCAGUUGCCCACAGUUUGAAUUGUUGGCUAAUAUCAUGUACAUCGGUCUUUACCAAUCUGAUGCCCUCCAGAUGUUUUGGACUAGAACUCCCAUUAGAUGUUUUGGGCUGAAUCUCCAAUCAGCCUCAGCCAGCACAGCCAUGAUAAUCUGAUGGGAGUUUUCUAAUGGCCAAUCCUUUCACUCACAACCAUUUGCCUACUCAGAAUUGCUGCGCAGCCCAGUUUCUUUCUCCUUUACUGAUACAAAGACUUGUACCAUUUUUUUUUCUCAGAGGGGAAAGGCAGCUUGGGGGUAGCCAAGUUGUGUGGCCGUUUUGAGCCUUUUCCUCCUCUUCUACACUGCAACCCUUCACACAAUAUAGAGCCACCUCCUUGCAACCACUUUGCCCAAUAAAAGAACAUCUGAGGUCAGCAGAUGCCCAUGAUGUUGCUCCCUGUUCAAUUGGUAGACGUGCCGCACUGGAGUAGUGAAAUUAGAACAGCAGGUUGAUCGUACCUCCAUGGCACUGUUGGCCAGGCAGAGCCUCAAGUGAAGCAACUGAUUAAAAAAGUGUAGAAUAUGAAUACCAUUUGCUGGGUAUCCUAAGUGGGGAGAGUUCUCUUGAACUCAGGUCCUGCUUGCAAACUUCCCAUAGGCCUGAUCCAGCAGGGUUUUUAAAAAAUAUAUUUUUCAAAUAUUGUAGUAGUAGUAGUUGUUGUUGCUUACCCACCCUUUACCUUAAGGUCCCAGGCAGGUUACAACAAUUAAAACAUAACAUUAAAACAAGAGGGUCAAAACUAAGUACAAUUCCAGUUACUGUACAAUAAGACAUUUGAUUAUUCCCAACCCAGAGUAAUGUUCCAUUACAAAUCAGAUCUUAUUUGGUGUUCUGUUUCCUCCUCACCAUUUGUUUGGCAUAAACAUGUGAUAAUAUUGCUUGGUUCCUUCACAAACCUCUCCAUAAGUGUUGAAUAUUUUUGAUAAGGAUGCUGGCUUAAAGGUCAGGAGUUUGUCCUUGCCAAAGAGCAUAUAGUUCCCAAAACAAGGCAUGGUCAUGGGUUGGUGUCAUUGGCAGAGCUGAGAAGAAUUAAAUGAAAAAGCCUUUGUUGCCUGAUUUCAGAAUUUACAUGGAAUGCAAGUUUGUCAUGUUUAUGCCUGCAUAGGAUUAUGUUCUGAUAAGUAGCUUUAUCCUCUUUUGUUUUCACAACCAUCUUGUGAUGUAGGUUAGGUCAUGGGAGCCUAAACCACUGAAGCUCAUGGGCUUUGUAGGUCUGUGAACCCUAGUUUAAGCUCAGCGCUCUAUCCACUGCUCCAGACUAGCUCCUAGUAGAAGCAGGAGAUAAUAUUCCAAAGAGGUUUGGGGCUUAUGUACCUGAAGCAUACAGUUCAGUGGCAGAGUACCUGGUUUGCAUGCGUAAUGUUCCGGGUUCAAGCCAUGACAUCUCCACAUAGACCUGAAUUCUCAUUCUUGUCUGAAAUUCUGGAGAGUUUCUGCUAGCAAGUAUAGACAACAUAGACCAAACUGAAUGCGGUGGACCAGGGUUCUUGCUUGAUUUAAAGCAGCUUCCUGUGUUCCAUGUAGAAAACUUACUGAUGUCAGCUUAAAAGUAUAGGGUUGAUUUUUAUUUUUUUUUAAAGAUUGGAUCACCCUUCCUUCCCCUCAACUAGAAUGCAGGCUUGCAUUUUCUUGUAUUCUUUUCUCAAGUAAAUAUUUGAUCCUUGUAGAUGAGGCAGAUGAGGCAUUUCUAGACAGCUCCUGUCAUGCCCCUUGAAUUUAGUGUAGCACUAUAGCAGUUGUUCCAUCAGCACAAGCUUUUCAUCUUACCAGACAGAAAGAUGUCUCCUCUCCUAGCCCCAUGCAGUGUUCCCAAUUUUGGGAGGUGGGGUAAGGAGGGAGGAGAAGAGUGGGGAAGCUUCAUUGCACUAGUAGACAUUGUUUUGUAGGAUUCCACCAGUGGGGCCAGUUCAUUAAGUCCCAGUGGUUUGUCUUCAUGAGGCAGUGAUAGGGAGAAGGAUGGGAAUUGUUAUGGAUUCCUCUGAAACAGCUUAUCUUUUGUUCUUUCCCUCCUCUUACACUGACGCAGCUGACAGUUUAUCUGAGAGAGGAGCAGGUUCAGUUAUACUUUCGGAUGCCUCCAGCCAACAUAGUCUGGCUUUCUCCUCGGAACAGAUUAUGGGCCCCCAGCAGGCCCCCAAUCUCUCACAAGCUGAAAACAGUGUUCAAGGACACAUCUACGCUUCCCAGCAGCUGGUGGGACAUUACCAGUCGAUGGCAGGGGUAAGUGACCUAUCAUUUUCUUAAAUAUGGUAAGAGAACUACUUGUAUCGAGUUUCUGGAAAUGUUGUCGUGACUGUGCUAGUCUUAGAGAAGGAAUAAAAUAAGAUAGCUAAGGCAGUAUCUUUUAUUCAGUCGGCCUCUGUUGAUUCAGGAUACACAGAAUUCUCUGACAAUUAUAAAACUUCCUGAGCUUAAUGGUAGGAUAUAAGUUAAAAGGAUAUAAACAACAUUUACUUGUAUGGAUUUUUCAGAUAGAGAGGCAUUAAACAAAAUGGUGAUUUCCCACCAUUCUACCUUCCUUUUGCUCUCUGUGUAUAGACCAGGCCUUUGUCUUUUUUCAAAAAUACAGUGGUGCCCCGCAAGACGAAUGCCUCGCAAGACGGAAAAACCGCUAGACGAAAGGGUUUUCCGUUUUGAAGUUGCUUCGCAGGACGAAUUCCCCUAUGGGCUUGCUUCGCAAGACGAAAAUACCUUGCGAGUCUUGAGAUUUUUUUCGCUCCCCCUUUAUCUAAUCUGCUAAGCCUUUAAUAGCCUUUAAUAGCCUUUUAGCAGCUAAUCCCUAAGCCUUUAAGCCUUUAAUAGCCGCUAAACCGCUAAUAGCGCUAAUCCGUCAAUGGGCUUGCUUCGCAAGACGAAAAAACCGCUAGACGAAGACUCUCGCGGAACGGAUUAAUUUCGUCUUGCGAGGCACCACUGUAUAGAAGUCAACCGUUUAAAGGUCCUAGGUUUCUCUAGUCUAUGCAUGUAGUAGAAUUAAGAUAGCCUAGAAUGGGAGGAGUCCUGAACUUGUUCCACCAUGUGUAUCCAGAGGCACCCUUUAUCAUCCAUUGAGUUUGCCUUUUCGUAGAAUUACAGAAUUAUAGAGUUGGAAGGGAUCCCAAGGGAUGCCUUGGAGGAGGAAUGUUUUCCUAAGAAUGGUAGUGAAAGGUGUAAGAGGUGCAUGGGGGCCCUUCCAUACAUUUGCUUAAGCUGUUGGAUUCUGCAGUAAUGUAAGUAAUGUUACAACAGUGUUUUGUGUGGCUCACCAAUGGUAUAGGUUCACAAUCUCUGCUGUGGGUAACAUGUCUCAGGAUGAUGUAUCAUUUCCCCAGGAGAAUAUGUUGCCGGAGAAUGCAGGCAGGGCAGCUGAGACCAGGAGAGCUGAAGCACAGGCAAUCAAUUAGUUUUUCUAUGAACGGUCCAUUUAAUUAUCUUUUUGUUAGGUGCAACAACAGCCAGCAAAUGUGGCCCACCCCAGCGCUUUACCACUAAUCCAGAGUCAGCCUUCAACCCUACCCACCCACAGCUUGGCCCCCCCUGUGGUUCCUCAAGCCCAGGCGUCUCCUGUUGCACUUCAGCAGUUCACACCGAGGCUGGUAAGGGCUUCCAGGGAUAGUCCGACUGACCUGAUGGUCUUUUCAAACCGUCAUUAAAAUAGCAUGUCACAAGGGCAUCUUGGACUCUGAGCCAUAUGCCUACAAGGGACUACGCCGUGACGAGAGCAGGCAGUCACGUAAAGUGGGAGAUAGCGUAGCAGACGUUCUUGUUGUUGAAAAAGAAAUCUGUCCGGAUGAUGUGUGCCGCUAUGGAGAAGUUGCAUGGGGCACGUUCGCAGCCUCUGGGUUGUGGUGGGGGGGGAACACCCCCCCCAAAUGACAUCAAAUGUUGAACAGGUGAUGGAGUUUGCUUCACAAGUCGAAGUUAAACUGCACAUUGCAACAUGUCCGUAUGUAACACAAGCCUGAUGGUCAUUUCUUCACUGCAAAGGAUUCUCAAGAGGGGGCAAUUUGCAAUGAAGAAAUGACAGGGGAGAAAGAGUGUCACUUUUCUUCUGAAAAUUUUACUUCAAUCUGCUCCCCCCCCCCCAGGGGAUUUCACAGACAUUUUUCUGAAAUAAACUUGGUCUGAAAAACUGGCAGAAGAAAAGUGCUUGGCGAGGGAAGGGUUAAACAUCCCCCACCCCGCUGCUUCUGUUCAUAAACUGUCUUGUCUUAUGAACACUGUGCAGUGGAAGAGGAGACACUGAUCUCAUGUUUCACCUGCUUGCAUUUUAACAGGGGGUUUGGUCUUAAGUGCAUCACAAAAUGAUACCUAGUAGGUGCCAUGGCACUCCGGCACCCAUACCCCAUUCAGUGGUCACAAUAACAAGAACAUAGGAACAUAUGGAAGCUGCCUUAUGCAGAGUCAGAUCAUUGUUCCCUCCAUCUCAGUAGUGUACACGGCGGCUCUCCAGAGUUUCAGGUGGGUGUCUCUCUUAGCUCUACCUGGAGAUGACAGAGAUUGAACUGAGGACCUUCUUCUGUAUGCAGAGGAGAUGCUCUGCCCCUGGGUUGUGGCCCUGUUCUGUCAGCAUCAGGAGCAGUGGUGGUGGUGCAAACAUUUUCAUGUACAGAGUAUUGCUCUUUUAUCUCAAAAGUAUGCAUCAUUACAUGCAAAUGUGUGCAAUGGUACGCUGAACUAACUGCUUUAGGAGGGAUAAGCGGUAGAAGAAAGACAUUGCUCAACCCUUUCUCUACCCAUUGCUUUCAUACAUUUGUAGGUAAAGGUAGCUUAGCUCUGAACGCUUGGAAAUUGAUAUCUCUGCAACAAGUUGUGUGCAGCAAGUGGAGAAACGCACGUUGCAUAAAAAUUAAUUGUGCAGAAAGGCUCUUGCGCAAGGCUGAGGAAUCAGCUUCAUAGGUGGGGCUGUGCUGGUUGGGUCAUGGUGGACCUCACAAGGUGCUAUACUUUAUUUACAAAAGCUCUGCUUUGGGAGAGGAUGGAAGAACUCCACAUUCCAGCAACAAGAAGUGACUCUUGCUUCUGUGGAGUUCUCACACUUGAGAUACAUUAGUCACAAUUAACCCCAAAAUGGUCGCUUAUGUAAAUAAAUUAUACCAUUUACUUUACCAUCUUGUGGGAAAAACCACUUUGUAAUUUUUGGGUGUGUCUGGAAUUGAUGCUGUCCUCCUUUUCUUAAGGCAGCUGCCUGAGCAGGCGUGCUUUACUCUGAAUAUCUGAUCCCGUGACAGAGUUGUAGGAGUUUUUAUAUGAUGCAGUGGAGGCUGAAGCUUGAAUGAUAAAUUAUGAGCUCUGUUUUAAGCAGAACUGAAUGCACGCUAGGAAAUGCUUGUAGAAUGAAGCAGUGGCAGUCGGCUCCCUGUAGAAUGUAUUCAUAGAAUGGACCAACCUUCAUGAAAAAUAGUUCUUCCUCAGGGACCCUAAACAUAAGAAUUCAAUCCAUCAUCCCACUCCUUCAUUCUAGUUGGAAUAUAGCUAAGUUAAAUACUGGCUGUCUAGCUACUGAAAUACUUUUGAAAUUGCAAAGAAGUGCUAGUGGUUCUUUGCUACCCUUCAUAUAGCUUACAGAUAAGGUGGUUAUUUUGGAGCACUGAAAGUGUAUUGCCAAGGUGAUGGAAUUUUACAAGCUGCUGUUUAUUAACUUAUACAAAAUCCCUUGAAUCUUGAUGUUCCUUCUACAAGUUCUUUUUGUUAUAGUCUUCUCAGAGUGAUUCAUCUGUUGGUGGUAAUGAUGAGGUUCCGUAUAGUAAGAUUUGGAGAAAGGACGAUCAGUUUAACCACUUUUUAAAAUACCUUCUUCUCACCAGGCUCCAGAUGCACAGGUGUCCUACAGUGCAGAAGGGCAGACAUUGGAUGGAUCCAUCAUGGGAGUCCCUCAGCAGAUCUUGACAGCCACUUCCCCUCAGACUAUCCCUGCUCCACAGAUGGUGAACCAACACCUGCCAGCUAACAUACCGUUGACCUCUGCUGCUAGAAUCGGUAGUCAGGCUCCAGCUGCUGCAGGAUCAAUGGAACUGGAGCAUCCUUCUGCCAGCUUUGUGCCUGCUGGUCAUUCACCUGUGCUACAGGGGCAGCCUUCAGUUCAGUUUGUCAACAAUAUGCCAAGUUUAGCACAGGCUCUUCCUAACCCUUCAGCUCUGCCGUCAGUUCCACAGGGAGUUACCUCCAUUCAACAACCCCAGCAAGUUCCCCAGCAGGUAUCAGCUGCACAGCAGCCCCAGCAGGUGGUGUCAGUUCAACAGAUGCCCCAGCAAGUUCCCCAGCAGGUGGCACCCAUGCAGCAGCCCCAGCAAACUGUUCAGCAGGUGGCAUCUACACAGCAGGCUCCUCAACACAUGGUGUCAAUGCAGCAGGUUCCACAGCAGAUGGCAUCCAUGCAGCAGCCCCAGCAAGUUCCCCAGCAGGUGGCACCCAUGCAGCAGCCCCAGCAAACUGUUCAGCAGGUGGCAUCUACACAGCAGGCUCCUCAACACAUGGUGUCAAUGCAGCAGGUUCCACAGCAGAUGGCAUCCAUGCAGCAGCCCCAGCAAGUUCCCCAGCAGGUGGGAUCCAUGCAGCAGCCCCAGCAAGUUCCCCAGCAGGUGGCACCCAUGCAGCAGACCCAGCAUGUUCCCCAGCAGGUGGCACCCAUGCAGCAGACCCAGCAAGUUCCCCAGCAGGUGGCACCCAUGCAGCAGACCCAGCAAGUUCCCCAGCAGGUGGGAUCCAUGCAGCAGCCCCAGCAAGUUCCCCAGCAGGUGGCACCCAUGCAGCAGCCCCAGCAAGUUCCCCAGCAGGUGGGAUCCAUGCAGCAGCCCCAGCAAGUUCCCCAGCAGGUGGCACCCAUGCAGCAGACCCAGCAGGUUCCCCAGCAGGUGGCACCCAUGCAUCAGCCCCAGCAAAUUGCCCAGCAAGUGGCACCCAUGCAACAGCCCCAACAAGUUCCCCAGCAGGUGGGAUCCAUGCAGCAGCCCCAGCAAGUUCCCCAGCAGGUGGCACCCAUGCAGCAGCCCCAGCAAGUUCCCCAGCAGGUGGCACCCAUGCAACAGCCCCAACAAGUUCCCCAGCAGGUGGCACCCAUGCAUCAGCCCCAGCAAAUUGCCCAGCAAGUGGCACCCAUGCAACAGCCCCAACAAGUUCCCCAGCAGGCAAUGUCCAUGCAGCAGCCCCAGCAUGUUCCUCAGCAAGCAACAUCCAUGCAGUCCCAGCACGUUCCUCAGCAGUUGGUGGCUAUGCAACAGCCCCAGCAAGUUCCCCAGCAGGUGGCACCUGUGCAGCAGCCCCAGCAAGUUCCAUCCAUGCAGCAGCCCCAGCAAAUGGCCUCUAUUCAACAGCUUCAGCAGGCAGCAGUAAUGCAGCAGUCUCAGCAUAUUCCCCCACAAGUGGGCUCCAUUCAGCAAUCUCCACAAAUUCCCCAGCAGGUUGGUUCCAUUCAGCAGUCCCAGCAGGUUGUGCCAGUACAUCAGGUCUCUGCCGUGCCACAGCCGAUUCAGCUUCCACAGUGCCCACAGUAUCCCACGCUGCCCCUCGAUGCUUCGGCGCAGCCUUCCCUGGUGCAGCAAGAGCAGCAAGCUAUUCAGAUGCACCAAUCCACAGAUCAACAUCCUUGUGUAAGGCAACAGAUGUUAUACCACCUGCCCCUACAGCAGCAGAAACAAGAACAGUUUCUUUUCCAGGGCAGCUCUACGGAGCAGUUGGCAGCUGUCACUCAACAAGUUGUGGAAAAGCCGCAGCAGGCCGAGCUCUCGGGUUCAACUCCAGAGCAGGUGGCUUAUCCCAUCCAGUACCACCUGCAAGCCCCAGAACAGCUAAUAUAUCAAACGCAGCCCCCCCACCAUCUCCCAGCUUCAGAGCAGCUGACACCUCAAGUGCAACCCACCAACCAGCUCCAGGCACCAGAGCAAGCACCAUGUCAGAUGCGUGUCGCUUACACAAUGCAAGGCUCCGAUCAGCCUCCGUGCACAGAGCAACUGGUCUAUGCAGUCCCUGGAGUGUAUCCAGGACAGCCCUUGGACCAACCGACAUAUCCAAUGCAGUCUUUUUACCAAGGACAGGCAGCUUUCGUAAACCAGCCAGCGCCAUAUCUAAUUCCGCCCCCAGAGAUCCAGCAGGCUCACUUAGCAGUACAGGUCGCAGAUCAACGGAGUUUUGCCAUGCGCUCUCCUGAGAAAUCGUUAUAUACGGUGCAGGACAGUGGCACUGGCUGCAUGGAGCAGCAAGUUUGCCUAGGGCAACCAGUGGAGGCCCAUGCUUAUCCCUCCGAGCAGCUCCAGCCUGAGCAAUCAACAUAUCUGAUCCAGCAGGAUUCCGGUAUGGGGCACCAGCAGCUGCAGCCUCCUCAGGCGGGACACAAGUUUGCAGAAGGCCAACAGCCAGGAUCGCAGGCCCCUUUUGUCCCAUCUCAGCCAUCUUUUAUCCCACAAAUGCAGCCACAGGCUCCCUAUCAAGAGUUCAACCAGCAUGCUAUUCCUCAGCCCCUCAACGCCACAGUCCCACAGUCUGCCCCAAACGCACCACAGACGGUGUCUUCCAUGCCAGAACAGUCAGAGCCAGCUUAUGCAAGGCAACAGCCGCCAGAACUGCCCGGGCACCUGCAUGGUCCUAGCCUCCUCCAGCAACCUCCAGCAUUUCAGCCAGCUGAUAAUAACCAACCAUUUACAGCUUCCUCAGUACAGUCAGCAUAUGUGCAGCAGCAGCAGCUGCCAAUGUGCCAGGGGUCCGUGUUGCCUGCAGAGCCAGUGGUCCAGAAGCAGGUCCCUUCAACGAGUUCUGGAGCAGCAUCAGCAGCCCUGAACCAGCAAGCAUCACUUAGCGCAGGGACACAGCCACACCAAGAACACGUUCAAGGACAAGACAUUUCACAGGUAUAUCAUUCGUGUUUUUUUUAAAAAAAAUCUUGUUUCCCAGGAUUCCCGCCCCCUUCAAAAGAAAAGAGAGUCACAACAAAAUGCCUAAGUAUUUUGACUUUGUAAUGGUGAUUGCAUACUUUAGGGCCAAAUUGGACGAGAUGUUCCAUGCUUCUGUAUCUGGCUGUCAGGGCUCUCCCCAGGUCAUGCCCCUCCAUACUGGCCUGGCUUGCUUGAGUGUGUUUGCGGGGCUGCAAAGCGCCUUUGAGCUGUGGUACGAUCAUGGAUUGGCUGGAUGCAGAGGAAUGGUGGGAGGCACCAGCCGAGGAACCCCCCCUCCAAGGGAAGAGGAUUCAGAGCCAGGAGCUUGGUGGUGGGUGGCCAGAGAGAGAAGAGGGUGAAGCAGAAGAGGUAACAGGGUUUAGUGAGAAGGGAGAGACUGUGGCAGAGAGCAGUCCAGAGGUAGAGAUAGAAAUGGGAUGGGGAGGAAUGGGGCCAGAAGGCAGAGGGGCUGGCUGCAGAAGAAGCCAGACAGUCUCCCCAUUCUGGUGUGACCAGCUCCUCUCCCUGCUGGUCUCCUUAGAACACGCAAAGAAAUCAAGAGGGCAGGGCAGAGCUGGGUUGUGCGCAGACGCCACCUGAGACUGAGUGGGAAAGACCCUGGAGAGGAGGAGUCCCAGUGGACACUGGGAAGGCAGGCAUCUUCAGCCCUCACAACUGCUUCAUUGGGGCAAGACCUUGAAAGAGUUGCUGAGAGCGACAGGCCAGACUUGUGGUUUGUUUCCAUUGAUUUAUUGUUUUGUUGCUGCCCUAUGCCUGACUCCAGCCCUGACAGAUGUGCCCCUUGCUUCCUGAAUGAAGAGUAGAGAGGUGUGGGUUGAAACCCAGAGUGUAGCCUUCCUGUGUACCAAGGCAAGAGUUGCAUCUGUUGGUCUGCCCGCUUUUGCCCAUCCUGCUUUUGGCACACAGGCCCUGGAAGGCAGCCCAGGAGGAAAUGCUGCUCUCCGGCAGAAAAAGCUUUCUCUCCCCUACACAGUCCCCACAGCCUGGGUUUGUUUAGCAUGGGAUGGUGAUGACAUUUUCUUCAGCGCAAACAAGACUCAACCAGAAACUCUUGUUCUUUCGAGAGGGUGCAGAGUUAACCAAAAGUGUUUCCUGUUUUGUGUUUAAUUUCUUGCUAAUCAGAUUUGUGUGCUUCUAAUCUGCUUCACAAGUGGUGUUUUUGACAACUGGCAGGCAUAGCCUUCCAUGAGUGCUACGUGCAAGACUGGGUCUAAACAAUGGAAAAAUUGUUCUAAUCCAGUAGCCCUGUCAGGAAAAAGAGGUCAACCCUAGUCCCUCCUUUCUUUGUCUAUGGUCACACCUCUGCCAACCUGAUGGUUGCCUUGUAGCUCAGUCAGCAGAGCAUGAGACUCUUAAUCUCGGGGUUGUGCCCCACAUUUGGCAAAAGAUUCCUGCAUUGCAGGGGGUUGGACUAGAUGACCCUUGUGGUCCCAAUUCUAUGAUUUUCUUCCUGCUUCAUCUUAGCUUGCCCUGCUUUGUCCAGCCACACUGUCUUUCAACCAGCAGUGUUCAUCCAGCAUUUUUCUCCACCCCUUUCUGCCCCAUUUAAUACAGCUUCGACUGCCUUGUUUCAAUAGUCCUCUCCUUUUGCUGGUCACUUUCUUCCUUAAUUCCCUGUCUCUUUUCCUCUGCUUCUACCAUCUGCUGUUCUUUUAGGUUUCUGUGACUGCUUCCACACUGGACAUGUACUGCUUCCUUACUCAUGCAAGAUGGCAUGAACAAAACAUUUUCCUCUCACUUUUUCCCUGUUUCACUUCCUUUUUUAUGAGCUUAGAAAACGCAACUUUUUCUCAACUUUUUUGUAGCUGCAUACAGUACAUUCCCUGGGCAUUGGUGGGCUACUGUGCUGUUAUUCUGGCCUAUAGUGACCUGUAUAGAUUGUCCCACCCCUUUUCUAGAUUGCUGUAGCUACUUUUUCUCUCUCUGGUUUGUUUCUCCUCUCUAGGAAUUAGUUCUAUCAGUCUGACCUUUCUCUUUCCAAAAAGUGUUGCACUCUUUCUCCCACUCCUCCUUACAUUGCAGCAAUGGGGUGACAUGAUAAGGAGUACCGUGAAGGAGGAGGUAGUCUUCCCUCCCCCCUGGUCCCAAUGACCCCCCUCUCAGUAACUGGAGUUGGGAAAAGAGGGACGCAGAACCUGGCUGCAGAACAAAGUGUUAGGGUCUGCCUUCAAGAAGUGUGGAGGCUGAGUUGCUCUUCAACUUUCAGCUGAAAGCAGUACCAAAAUGAUGAGGGAUUGCUAAAUCAUCCAUACCUGGAAGCACCUUUUAUCUCUGUUCAUUGCAGACUCUUUCCCGUUCUUUUGGCUACCUGAGCCUCUUGUUCCUUAACUUCAUCAUCUCCUGAGACCUCUUCUUGCUCAUCUUGCCUACUGUGACAAGAUAGCUCUUAGGGUUAGCACACAGUUUCAGUUCUAGACAACCUGAUUUCUCAUUUCUGAGGAGAAACUAUCUGAACAUCCCCUGUUGCCUAUUUUGUGUUCUCAGCACUUUCCUUGUUGCAGUUGUGUCUGUGGAUAAAGGUCUCUCCAUUCUCCUGCAUAUCUAAUCAUGCCACCAAUGUCAUUUGUAGCUAUUUGUGACACCUUCAAACUGCGUACUGGAUUAUAGACUGUAAUCUAGUGAUCUAGCACAAUGCUGUGUCUAUUCCAUAAAAAGGAAAAAUGUUGUGGAUAAACUAGGUUUAACCUCCUUAGAAUGUUUUAUCCUUUCCGUUAUGCAUGCAAGAGGUGGUCAUUCUAAUGAUCUUUAGUGAUUGUAUGUCUUUAAAUGUAGAGUAACUUGUCUCAGCUUUCCAUUUUAAUAACUUUUAUUUUCACUUUUUCUCCUGGGAUUGCAAAUAGCAAGCAUACAUUUCUGAGACUGUAAAUAUUUUCCUAACCAGGGAUGGGAAAUAUUUUCAAAGCAAAUGCAAAGCUUGGAAUAGAAUCUCGAGAGCUAGAUAUUAUUCAAGGUUAUCUUUAGAACUGGUGCUAAAUGUUACUAGAAGAAGAAGAAGGGGGGGGAGCAGAUCCAGGUCCUGAGGAUGUCAGCCUGGAAAAGUACGAUUGUGUUUCAUUUCAAGCACACAAAUUGUUUGCAUUUUGUGUAAUUACUUAAUUUGCUUAGUAUCGCUGCAUCCAAGUGAGGAUGGCAAAUGCAGAACCAACAUAAUUAAUUUUCUCCCUCCCUAUUUCUAGGCUUCCAUCUUGGUACCAGAACAACAGCCAUCAGUUCAAAAUCAGGAUUUUGUUCAAGGGUGAGUCUGCUCCAAGGUUAAUUUUUUUGGCCUGGUGGAAGGCAGGAAUGCUAAGUGCAUGGAGAUCAAAACUAGUGAACAUCUCCAUUUUCCAUACAGAGAAGACAAGCUCAAGGCUUGCAGAGGGGUGGGAAGGGGGGAGUUCACUUCAACCAGAAGAAAGCUGGCAGAGUUGUGGUAGGAAGAAACAUUAUUGAAGCAUAUGUACCCAAAGAUAGGAACUCUCAUCAUUCUCUCCCUGCUAAGAACUUCAGUUAAAUUUAGGGAAGUAAAUACUUAGGAUAACUGUUAGGAAUUUUCUGAUCAAAGCAGUAGUGUGCUAGAAAGUUAAUUUAUGGAUUUCACUGGAAGACUUUAGGUUUGGGAUUCCCAGAAUUUGCUAAUCCUCAAUGCCAGUGCCAAACCUUUUGCUAAAUGAGAUGUGAACUAAAUGACACCUUCCCUAGCCCCCCCUCACAGCCUAAGGUCACCAGUUGAAAAGCUUUCCCCACAUCCAUCUCUCCCUCCUCCCCAGUCAUGUUACCAGCCGCUUGCUGCAGGGUCCAGCCCUGUGCCUUAUUACCCUAAGGUAAGGACUAGUCCUGGUCUCCCAUAACUCCCCCUUCUGUACAUCUGCAAAGGUGCCAUCUAUCCAUUAGCUUGCUCUGCAUGCCACCCCAAGCACCACUAAGACAAAGUAAAGAGAACAAUAGUAAGAAAAUGUUUGUGAAGUGCUUUUCCUGAGUGUUUGCAGUACUUGAGAAGACACUUCGUACACAACUACGAAGUUGUGUGGGAGCCAGUUCUCCAUAGCUUUGCUACUUCCAUUUUGUUGCAGUAACCUUUAGUGCAGUAAUCUGGGCCUUUCUCACCUGAUCAUUGCCUAGAGGACAGUGGAUGGAAGGGUGGGCAUUGUUGGUCCCAUCUAUGUUGCACUGGGAUGUUGAACAUGAUCACAGUGGCCUAGAAAGAAGUCAGGGAAAUCCCGCUGCCCCACAGAUAGAGUAAUGUAUACAAUAGGGGGACCAUCAACAGCCCUGUAAGUUAAGCUAAUAUUCUCCCCAUUACAGAUGUAGUGUGUCUGUCUCUCUGUGUGUAGUUGAGACUGAGAGAAAUGUGGUUUGUCCAUGUAAAUUUCACCCAUUUGAAUUUAAGUGUUUAACCAUCAAUGGUAGUGUGACAAAAUAAAUGCAUAUACCAUAGACAGCAAUGUCUGCCUAUGGUACCUAGCCACCUUCAACUCACUUAAAAAGUAGUGUUUGUCACCAGCCCUACUUUGAUCUACGGUAUUUCCCUAUUCAAAUAUUGAAGCUGCUGUGAGGUAUGCAAGCCCUCAUUUGGGCUAGUUGAUAAAAGGAAAACAAAGAUUUACUUAAUGUUCAGAAGUUACAGAGAGCAAGGCUUCCCCUCAGAAGUGUCUUGGUGUGCUCCUUCUAAGAGUGCUCACCUCUUUUCCUAUCUUUUAAGACCGAUUCCUGAUGUAGCCAUUCAGAAGGAAGGUGCCAAUGGAUGUGACCUUCCAAGUGGAAAUGGCAAACAAGACAAAAGCAAGCAACGGAGAGCUUCAUGUGCCCGAACAGAGAAGGGAACCAAAUUUCAGCUCACUGUGCUGCAGGUAUGUAUGUUUUAACAAUCUAGGCUAAACCAUGCAUAGCUCCAGAAUAGAAUUCAAUGGAAUAAUAUCUGUCUGGAAAAUAUAUUUGAGGUUGUUUAUCUGGGCUCUACUACCACCGUUGUACAAAUUCCCAUUUGCAAGCAAUGCUUUAAUGACUAUAAAUUCUGCAACUAUGUGUGGAAUUCAAUUGGAGUAUGUGUCCAGAGAAUGAGAUCCACUAAUGCAAUGAGACUUUUCCACCCUCUCCUUACCCUGAAUGACCCCAAACCUUUUCUGGGUCCGUCCCCCCCCCCCCCCGAGCAGAUUUAAAUGGUGCAGGAGGGUGCACGGGGUAGGAGAGGAUGGAAAGUUCCAUUGUACGGGGACUCCUCAUUCUGCACAUGCAACAACUUAGUUGAAUCCUGCCCUUGGACUCCAGAUAAUCAUUUGUUUAUCUGGUUAAUAUAUGUUAAGAAGAAGCCCUUUGGCUCAGUCAAUUCUUAUAUUCACAGAUCAUAUUUCAGGGGGCACCUCAAUAUGGGGAAGCAGAGUUUCCCCAUAUUGCAAGUUGUUCUUUUAACACCAUCUUUGAGCAGAAGAGCACUUUUAUGACUUCUAUAAUCUCAGAUUUGCCUAGAAUCAGUCUUUGUUGAUGGUAAAUUGUGGGAUGAAUUUUGAGACUUGCAAAAUGGACUGAUUAAAACAAUUGAUUUAUCCAAUGUUGUACACUAUUAAUGUUUCUACCCUGGUUUGUGUGCCUGGUGUCAGAGAUAGCAGAUGACUUCACAGUUUUUUGUGUAUCUUUUUAGCUUAAGUUUAUUCUUGCAGCUUCACAAGAUCAGAAAGGAAUGGGUUCAGGUCAGUUGCUUUUAAAACAACAUAAUGUGUGAACAGGAUCUAGAAUCCAUUCCAAAUGUUAAUGAAGGCAAGUAUUUGGAAUCAGGUCAUAACUGGAGGGGAAAAUUUGAAUAUAGUCUUUGGGUGAAGAAGUAUAUUUUCAAGCCUCCAGCAAAUGCUUAUUAAGUCUUUGGAUGGAAUAUUUGAAACUGAGGUCACUGAAUCCCAAAGACCAUCAAGUGCUGGCAUUUUCAACAGAUGCCGGAUUCUACAGAAAUGAAUCCUAUCUAUAUUCAUUAUCAUACUAUAGGACAACAUAUAAUGUGUACAUAAUUAUCUAUUCAAAACAACAACAAAGAUAAUAGGUAGUGUUAAACCUUUUUAGUUAUUGGUGCUUUGCCACUUCAGCCUUUGGACAGGUGCUGUCAUUUUACAGGAUUGGUGUCACACCAGUCAGGUAGAGGUGAUCUUUGUUUGCCAAGAAUUGAAGAAGAAGCAGGUUCUGACUCUGUCUAAUUACUCAACCCCCCCCCUUCAAUCAGGUGUCAACAUCGGGGGACAACACGGUGGAGUGCCAGCUUGAGACUCAUAACAACAAGAUGGUCACAUUUAAAUUUGAUGUUGAUGGAGAUGCUCCGGAAGACAUUGCUGACUACAUGGCAAGUUUCAUAGAGCCUGCUUUCCACUAGAGAUUUCUUGUUCAAAUGCUUGGGUUGCUCAGGACAAUGUGCAAUAGCCUUGUGUCUUGUUCAUAGCAUUUCUCAAGAUAUGGAAACCCCUGAGGUCUAACCUUAGUCUUCCACUUGACAUGCCCUUGACUUGCACAGAUUAUUUUGAGAACUAACUUUGAGAGGCUUUGGGGCAAGAUCCUAAAAAUGGGGCUGCUGAAGGAAUCAAUGAAAACUGGGUUUGGAAGUUUGACUAAGCUCAGCCUCCCAGGCACUGUCACCUUUGGAAACGUUGCGUGUAAGGACUUCAAGACAAACGUUUUAAAAAUCCUUAAACCAUUUGAACUAACCUUCUAAGUUAUUAUUUCAGGUUUGCUGCAGACUCCUGCAGGACCAUCUGUUGUUCCUUGGGUUAAUAAGAUUCAAAAUGGUGUUUUAGCCCUAAACAUUAGAAACUUGGGGUGGGGGGGGAGUGCAGGUUGGAUAAAUUCAUUUAAUUCAAUGGAAGAAGGUCUUGCCUCCUUAUAGACACUCCCCCCCUUUUCCUAUUUCCUUCAUUGCACAAGUUGUGUUUUUAUUUCUCGUUUAUAAUUUUAUCCAUUUCAUUCACUUCUGAAUUUUUUACUUUUCUUUGACUUUAUCAUCAAAAGCUCCUUGUAUUAAACUUACAUUAUUUUGUUGUUAAUGUUUGUUUUUCUCUCGUGUGUAUUGUCUGCUUUUGUUGUUCAGUAAAAAUUAACUUUUUAAAAAAUAAGCGUCCAAAGACUUUGACAAUAGUACACAUUUCUUCUUUAGACAUAAAAUUUGCUGCCUGAUCCUAUACAUCUUUUAACUGGGGUAGGGGGUUUGUAUAGCCCCGCUCAAGGUGUUGUGGAUUACAAAUCCCAUCAACCCUGAUCCUUUGUCACUGGCCAUGCUAUCUUGCAGGCAUCACUCAGGUAAUGGAUUCCAUUGGAUGCACUGAGGCUAAACCCCACCCAGGGAGCCAUUGGGUGCUUCUGGGGGUGGGGCCAGGACCUGUGAGCAGAUUUUGAGGGAAACUUUCUUCCUGUGGUCGGCUUCUGGAUUAUAAUUAGGUCUGGCGCCUGAUUUUGGCAUUUUGCAAAAUAAUAUGUUUAGAAAAAGGAAUACUUAAGUAUAGUAAUACCAUUUUAGAAUGAGUAUGUUCCUCCCCUAUUACUGGGGAAACUUGAGAUGGCUUCUUGCUACAUAGACACUGGCACAGUUUCAAUUGUUUUGGCUAUAUAUGAGUUUUCCUUCAGCCAAACAAUAUUAUUCGUUUGGAAAGCUAAGAUUUCUCUGAUUGUAUAAAAUGUAAUAGAAGAUGCACUUACAUCUUCUACCCUGUUUUUUCCUUCCCAUGUUAGGUUGAAGAUGAUUUUGUGUUGGAAAAUGAGAAAGAGAAAUUUGUUGAUGAACUGAAGGCUAUUGUUUGCCAGGCCCAGGACAUCAUCCGCAGUCUUCCGGUUGAAGAGCGAACUACUGGCACAGAGUCUACACCUUCUGAUCUUACCCAAGUAAGUUAUGUUUGUUUAGUGAUACCACUUUUCUGGGAAAGUGUGUGCUUGUAUUGGGAAAUUCCCUUUUUAUAUUUAUCUAUUCAUUUUUAAUUCAGACAGGAUCUUCUGAACAAGUUCAGAUAAACCCAGCAUCUACUCAAACUGGCAGUAAGUAACUAUUUUAAAACAUUUAACAUUGAAGGUCAAACAAAAAAACAAAACAAAACCACCCUCCUUAAAGGUGAAAGUGAUGAAAAUAGUGGAUAUUUUGGCAGGAACUAAAGCAGAUUUGUUCCUUGUCAGUUAGGCUGCCUUUUGUCUCUCAAAUCUUCUUAUGGUAGUUCACGUCUUAGGUGGAUUCAUCUUGGCACAUAUAAUUGAUUCUCUGCAAUGGUCCUGAUAACUGUAUGGGAAGAUUGUAAAGAUUUUGAGUGACAUUAUUCAAGGCUGAAAGAAGACAUUUAGAAAUCUUCUAUCAAUUAAGCAGUAUAUACAUUUAAAAUAAAUAAAUAAACAAGUUCUUAAUGAGUAUAGCCAAAUUGGUAUCAAUUCUGGGGGUGGUUUGAUGUAGCUGAGCAAAGAAAAAGGUCUGGAUUUUACCUUUAGGAAACUAGAAUCCAAAUUCCUUCAUUGUGUUUGGUAGUGACUCCUUACAUUAUCCUAAAGCAGGUGAAGUUACAAGCCAGCUUCCAUACCUAUAGAAGGAUAGCCAGUUAGGUGCCCUCCAGAUGCCAUUGGACUACAUGACCAAGUUGCCUGGGGCUGAUGGGACUGGAGUAGGAUCAUAACUAGAGGGCAUCAUGCUGUCUACCGCUAACUUACAGUUGGUGAUGUGGUUUGAAGUGUCUGGAAAUCUAGCCAGUUCAAAAUUUCCUUUUUGAGGUUGACUACAAAAAUACCCCUAUGUUUAUGUAGCAAAUAUCACGUGUGGUGUCAUCAGUUGUGAAAUGUGGCGUGCACAUUUAAAUGGCUGAGUUUUCAUUUAAGAAAUACAGAAGCAAUGGUUGAAAGAGGGAAAGAUGCUCUCUCUUGUGUAUGGGAUUUUUCGUAGUGGAAAGUGAAAUGCACACAGUCAACUGUGUUCCUUUAUGUGAUACGAAGGCAGUUACUUACCAUGAUGGACUACUUUUCAAGCACAUCAGAAGAGUCCAACAUUUUACUUGGCUACUCUUUGUUCCAUUAACACUGAAUGAUCUCUUUUUCUCUGAUUCUGGUAUGACCUUUGUAUCAACAGAACAAUGCCAGUGGUAUGUUUGUUUUUUACCCACAAGUUGAGCAUCUGUCUGCUCUUGAUUUGUUAUUUCUUCCUGCUCCUGGAGGACUGGAACACUUUGGCCAGGAUCCAACAAACCAUAGUUCCGUGCAAUUAAGGGGAACUUUGGGUGUGUUUCUGAAAGAGGAGUCUUCCUUACCACAUGUCAGAGCAAUUCUGAAACUGAGGAGAACCUUUCAAAAGCAGACUGUGAUAUAGCAUAGGGAUCAGCUGUUCAAAUAUAUAUAUAUAUAUCAAGCAUGUUUAAACCCUGGGUAAGCCUGAAGCUGUUGUGCUGAACACUUUGAUAAAUGUUUAUUCGGACUACUAAUAAGAGGUACAUAUUACAGUUUCUUGUUUGUUCAAUUUGUAUCUCACCAAAUGGUGUUCAAGGCAGCAAACGGUGCUCAAGCGAUAAAUGUAGAUACUGUUCCCAAUGGCAGAGUGUUACAGGUUUUUGUCUCAAACCAGCAAGUGUUCUUAAUACAGUAUGGUAUAAGCGGGGUAAGCACUAUGAUAAAAAUGAGAUGUACAAUGCCAUCCAGGUCCAAAUUAGAGAGCCCUAUCUUCUUGAGCCAGAAGGAAAUACUGGAUUAAAAGUACAUCUACUGAAACUGGAUAAUGGCCCUAUUAUUUUAUGGAUAAUUAUUUUAAUCAUAUGUUCUUGUUAAAUGAUUUGAGCUUCUUAACUUGCGGCCUAGAGUCAUGGGCUAGUUUCUGGUAAUUUGGUGGGACUGUUUGUGGGAAAUAGUAGUGUAACAGAAUAUUCCUGUUGUUGUCUGAGCAAUGUGAUAUGGGAAAACCCGCAACAAGUGCACCAACACAUGUCUGAUCCUGACUUUAUUUAUUGAUUGAUUGUAUUUACCGUAUUUUUCCGUCUAUAAGACUAAUUAGGUUUUUUCCCUAAAAAAUAAUGUCAAAAAUUAAGGGGCAUUUUAUACACAGGGCCAUCUCCCCCCAUUUUCUUAAGUCUGAGUCCCCCAAAAUAGGGGGCGUCUUAUGCAUGGGGGUGUUUUAUAGAUGGAAAAAUAUGGUAUAUCCCAUCUUUUCUCCAAGGAGCUCAACAUGGCUUACAUAGCUCUCCCCCUCCUCAUUUAACCCCCACAACAACCCUGUGAGGUAGGUUAGGCUGAGAGGCAGUGACUGGCCCAAGGCCACCCAGUGAUCUUCAUGGCCAUGUGGGGAUUUGAGGCCUGGUCUCUCAGGCUUUAGCCUGACAUUCUAACCACCACACUGGCUUUAGUAAAGACAGGGGUGGGAAAGGAGGUACAUGCAUGGCACAGUGCAUUACUCUAAAGCAGAGCUUUCCAAACUGUGUGUCAUGACACGUUAGUGUGUUGGCUGCAGUGUGUCGGUGUGUCGCACAAAUGCUCCCUGCACUCCUCCCAGGCCUGCAAAGGGGUUAAUUUAACUUCUGGUUUGCUAGUAAAACUGAAUUAAUGUGUUGCGAAAUCGUGCAUGUCAAAAAAGAAAAAGAAAAAAAGUGUCAUCAACAUGAAAAGUUGGGAAAGCUCUGGUAGUCCCUAUAAAUAAAGGGGCAAGCAGCAGAACUCAGGCAAAGCCAAGGAAGGAUAGCUUCACCAGCAGCAUUCAUUUUUUUCUGUGCAAGGACACUGAUCCAAGGACACUGGCGAAAGUCAGAUCACAUCGGUUCAUGGCAACAAUCCCACUCUGAUCAAUUGAGUUUACUCCUCCCUAAGUCUAUUAGAAUUGCAGCCUUGGUGCCUUAAGGCCAAUUCCAGAAUCCCGACUGCUAGGCCUUGUUGUUCCUAAGGCUUCUGCUCACAGCAGCAGUGAUGUUCUCAUAGUCCUGUUUGAGCACAUCUUGAUUUUGUUUUCUUGUUAUGCACAUGAAAGAUGGUAGAGGAAUGAUCAUCUCCUGUACUUCUUUCUUUCCUCACAGGUGAAUCCGCUCCUCAGUCAUCCCCUGUUGGCCGCUGGAGAUUUUGCAUCAAUCAAACAAUAAGGAACAGAGAAACCCAGACACCUUGCACUCUUCUACAGUCAACUACAGCUGCCCCGGGGUGUCAGAUAACAGGUGAACAUGUGAUGCUGUAGAAAGCCUGACUCAAUUUUGACUUGUUUGUGGUAAAGUGUAGCAUCCGUACAGUUUUGGAACUGUAGCCAGCACUGAGUUCAGGCUUUGUGUCUCAAGUAAGAAUGGCUCAGAGUUUCAGAGUGGAAGUUUCCAGGUUUAAGUCUUUAAUGCUGCUGAAGAUCAGAAAUCUCUUUGUGGGGAAGAAUUCCCUCCCCUUCAACAUUUUCCUAAUGAAGGCAAGAAGUCAUUCUCUAUCCCUUGGCAUAGCAACUCCUGUCUAGUACAGAAAGCAUGUUCAUAGAAUAAUAGAAUCACAGAAUGGCAGAGUUGGAAAGGACCAAAAAUACCAGUUGCUGGGGAACACAAGAGUAAAAGUGCUGUUGCACUCAUGUUCUACUUGUGGACUUCCCAUCGGCAUCUCAUUAGCUACUGUGAGAACAAGAUGCUGGAACAGGAUGCCUUUGGUCCUGAUCCAGUAGGGUUGUUCUUAUGUGUAACAUAUGACAAACUUCCUUACGGCAUCCGAUGCUCCUGACUCCUCCCCAGUUGAUUCCCUGCCUUCACCCAGCAUAGAACAUUGCUUCAUUGUUCCCUUCUCAUAAUCUCAACUCCAUACCUUUAUACUUCGUGCUCCUCCCAAACAGAUGUUCCUGUGCUAUCCACUUCCUCUUUCUUUUUCUUCUUCUUUUAAAAAAAUCUUUAUCAAUCUCUUUUUCUUGACUUUCCCUUCAUCCUUUAUGGCUCCUUCAGGUGGGCAGAAAGCCAACAAGAAAGAAAGAAAAAAAUGCAACAUAUUAGGCUAGUUAAGGAAGCAAAAAUUAAAAAGAAGCCCACUGCAGCUACUAUGGAGCCUCCCACUGAGAACUUUAUUAGCAAGAGCUAAAUCACCUGUAGAUUUGCAACUCUCACCUCCUGAGCCAGCUCAGCCGACAUCCCAGGCAGCGUUUGUCUCCUUGGAGACCAGAUCAGCCUCCAAAGAAGUACCCUUUCCAUCCGCUUUGUAAAAAAAAAAAAAUUAGUUGAAAUGAACACCAAGCCAACCAAACAAAAAGCCACUAGACUAGCUCAGAGGAUUGUAUACUGUUUCCCCUCAGGCAAUGGAACAGUUAAAAGUCCCAGUUGUGGUUGCUGCAGUGGAAGUCCUUUUAUUGGACUCAAUCCCCCCUAGGCGCAAUGACACAUUUUCCCGAGAAAGAAGUAGAAAGAAGGCAUACCACAUUUCUUUUAAAAGUCCCAUGAGGCUCCUGCCCUGGCUGCUGUCUUUACCUCUUUAAUGCUGCUAUAGCUACGGUUCUUUGGCUGGAGGAUAUACUGCAAAAUAAGGAUCGGGACAACAAUACCCAUCAGAGGGUAUUGGUCAGACUUACCACGGCAUCAGCAUUCACUCCAGUGUCAACCUAGGUGCUGUUUAGCCUUCUUCAAGGAUCAUUGUAGCAUUCACAGUAGCUAGAAGGUCUUGAAUUUCCUGGUCAAAUCAGUGAGCAGCCCACUUCAGAGGGACUUGUCUAUUUAGUGAAGAGCUGCUCAAAGUGCACCUUGUAGAUAAAAAAGAGACCCUUGGCACUCAUACGAAAAGGAAGCAACCUUACUCUUUUCAGCCCAAUAGGACCUCCUUUGACCAAGGCUGUAUAGAAUUCCUAAGCUAGUGUAGUCUAGUUCCCAUUUCUCACAGUUCCUCCAUCAGACAGCCCUGGCACCAGCUACAAAAAGCAAGACAACAGUUCUGGUGGUUAGGAGGCCUUGGCUACAAAUAGCUCAGUUCUCAACUUCUGUCAGUGUAAGGACUUUUGACUACACAAUGAAACUUCUCUCCCUGCAUGCUCUGGACCUCCUAAAUCUGUUAUGGGGUUUCUUUCAAUCCCCUGGAGCUGAUUUGGGAAGAGCGCAGGCUACACACAGGGAGAGAAGAGUAGGUAAAGCUAGGUACAAGUGCACUGACUUGCUGGUGGAUUUUUCAGUAGAUCCCAUCAUAUCAGUAGUAGCACACCUCCUGCUUCAGGGCUUACAUAUAUAGCCUAGGAUUGCCAUAUUUCAAAAAGUGAACAUCCAGACAAAAAGCUGUUGAGCUUCUUGGGGGUGGGCAUCAGAGUUAUUGAGCUUUUCUUGCAAAAUAGCAAAAAUAAUUGCCAUUUUUGAGCUAUUUUGAACAAUUAUUUAUGAAAAUUGGCAAAAAUGGCACUGCCAACAUGGCUUGCCAUAUGUCCGGAUUUUCUGGGAGAUCUUGCCGGUUUCUGUACAGACACUGCUUUCGCCCACAGUAUUAUGGACAUAUGGCAUCCCUAAGAUAGCCUUUUCUCAGCUCUUCACCCCAAGACGGGGCUCAUCUACACUUCCUAGUUACUCUAGCCUUUACAGAACUACAGCUCCAUAGUUAAGCUCCCCAAAAGCCAUCUGACCCGUCCGGAAGACUUUACUGCUUAGUAACACAGUGGAACACCCACUUUACUGCUUAGGGACACAGUGGAAAGGCUAAUCUUCCUCCCAGCAAUGACAGACCUCACCCCUGUCAUCCAGCCUCUCUGGGAAGAACUUCAGAACCCUGGCAAACAUCCACACAAGCACUGAUUUCUCAGAGGCCUGUUUCUUCAUGGCCACAGGAGCACACAAGUUCUCUUCCUUGAGUUGAAAGGCAGUCCUCCAGACCACCACAUUUUUAUCAUUGUUAUCCCAAAGUGUGUCCUUCCUAGUGGCCAUAAUCUUAGUCCAUGAGGUUUCAGAGCUGGGAGCCCUGGCACAUCUGUGUGACCUUUUCACAAGGGUAGAAUAAAUCUGUGCACAGCCUUCUUUCCAAAAACGAACUCUGCUUUCCACCGAACAGAACAACUGAUCUUGCCCUUCUUUUGCCCCAGCCCCCCAUCCCCUGUCACAGGCUUAGUCUUUACAGGGUUCUAAAGACUUGUCCCAGACUCACUCAAGCCUUCCAUCAAACAGACUCCCCAUUUGUAUUCUUUAACCCCCAGGUCCCUAGGGGAAAAAGACUUCACCCACCAUAUUAGUGAGAUGGCCUAAAGCCUCCAUGGUCUUGACCUAUCUGGCUCAGCACCUCCCUACAUCACAAAAAUGUCAUGGCACACACUCCACAAGAGCAGCACCAGCAGCCGUGCUUCCCCCUUCAGUUGCUGAUGGCAUGUAAGUGGCCAUGUGGGAGCCUCCUCCUCCCUUUCCCUUUGCCUCCGUAGAGGUGACAUUUGACAGCACGUUCCAGCAUAUUCUUCAUCAUCGUUACUCCCACUGGUUUAUCUUAAAUUCCCUCCCUAGAAUCAGAGUAGCUUGAAAAGGUAAAGGUGAAGGACCCCUGACAGUUAAGUCCAGUCGCAGACGACUCUGGGGUUGCGGCUCUCAUCUCGCUUUACUGGCCAAGGGAGCCGCUGUUUGUCUGCAGACAGUUUUUCCGGGUCAUGUGGCCAGCAUGACUUUAGCUGCUUCUGGCGCAAGGGAACACUGAAACCAGAGCAGCGCAUGGAAAUGCCAUUUACCUUCCCACCGGAGUGGGAAGCACAUUUUUUGGCGUGCUUUUGAACUGCUAGGUUGGCAGGAGCUGGGACCAAACAAUGGAAGCUCACCCCGUCGUGGGGAUUCGAACCGCCGACCUUCUGAUUGGUAAGCCCAAGAGGCUCAGUGGUUUGGACCACAGCGCCACCCACGUCCCUCAGAGUAGCUUAUGCAUAUCCCAUUCCUAUUGGAUGCUUCUUCAGGUUGAGAAAGGAACAUGGAGCUCCUGUUGACCAGUGAGCUAAACAAUUUCUCUUGGCACACACAUUCAUCUGCAGAUACCUCCAAUCUGUGCUGAGUCAUCUCUUACUAGGAGGGACCUCUCUCUUCCUGUGUUUUGCCUUUUCCUUCUUUGACUCUGUCUCAAGCUUGGCCAUGGGAUGCAACUGGAGCAAGCAUCAUUUUAAUAGAUUAUAUAUGAUAUGAAUAUAAUUUUAUUUAUUACGAUGUUUGUUUUUUAUUUUAAUGAUAGUUUUUUCUAUGGUUUUAGCAAGUCUCGUUUUUAUAUGUAAGCCACCUUGAGUCCCAUCAGGGAAAAGGUAGGGUAAUAAUAAUAAUAAUCAGCAUCCAAUGCAGCAACAAAGUUAGUCAUGUGCUCCCUGCCUCAUAGAAGGAUGCAUUGUUUACCCCAAACAAGAAAGAACCUUCACAGUAAGCACUGAAAAAGCACUAUCCUUUUCUAACCAGAAAUCAGGUUUCUUUCUUUUCUUUUUUAAAAAUCUGUUUUUCAGGGCAAGUUCCCCCACAAAGCAGUAUGUAAAGACAGUUGUAUAAAACAUAAAGGAAUAAUUUAAAAUCUACAUUACACUUCUAAAAAAUAGCAGCAAACUAUCACUAAAAUAAAAUGAUACAGACUGAAAUAAAAAAAAAUACCUUUAAAGUUCCUUCAAAAUCAUUAAUGAAAGACCCAUGCAUACUUCAUGGGGGAGAGCAGUGCAUGGAUCAGAUCAGGUUUAAACAGAGAUAAGAAAUAAUGUGUGGAAUGAAGUGUGCUCACAGUUAUUGUGGUCAUGGCUGAUGAUGCAGUUGUCUUCUUUUUUAUUAUUAAAAAUUACAGUCUUACUGUGCCAGGUGAAGACUUUUUUAAUUGACUGAGGGUUUUAGUUGCCCCAAUGUUUUUGUUUUGUCUUGACUGGUAAUUUUAUCUUGUGCUCACUUUUUUCCUGCUGCUUUCACAACUUUACUGUGUUUCUAUAUUUAUGAAAUUAUUAUGAGGCUUUUGUAAAAAGUGUUCAAGAUGAAUACAAAAUUACAAUAGUGACUGGCCCUCAUAGGACACAUACAUCACCUUGAGCUUGUUUUAUCUAUAUAAUCAUAUACAUUACACUCCUUUAUAAAAAUGCUAUGUGAAUUUAUUUUAUAAUAGCCUAAAAGCUUGUUCUGCUGCAAAUAUGUUGGGCUUGUUUUUCUGAGCUGUUUCUGAAGCAGAGGUGGGAAACCUUUCAGAUCAAGGCAUUUCCUCGUGAGCAACCUUCCCGGUGCCAUAUGGUGGGUGCGGGCAAAGAGAGGAGGCAGGGAAGUGAGAGGCGAAAGUGGGCAGAGCAACAGAUGUGAUUCUUACAGUAGGCUGCAUUCCAGCCAGGCAAAAAGCAUAGGUUUCUGCACACAUGUGUACACACCUCUCUCCUUCCAGGCAAGCAAUAGGCAUUAUCACAAUUCCAAGGACAUAAUCCAGCCAAGCAAAAGCAUUCAAGGAAGGCACCAUUGAGGUGGAAAGGGGUGUGACCUGUAGAGAGCCCCAUGGGCUGAAUAGGAGGGCCAAAUUUGCCCCCUGGCAUAAGUUACACACCCCUUCUCCAAAGCCAGCAACCCUGGUUUUUAAAGUCAUAAUUUUGAGAACUAUCCCAUCUUGAAUUGCAAGUUUUAGAAGGGACACUCUCUGCAGUUAACAGGGGUUUUGUCCUUCUAAAGCAGGCUUCCUCAACCUCGGCCCUCCAGAUGUUUUGAGACUACAAUUCCCAUCAUCCCUGACCACUGGUCCUGCUAGCUAGGGAUCAUGGGAGUUGUAGGCCAAAAACAUCUGGAGGGCCGAGCUUGAGGAAGCCUGUUCUAAAGGGCCAUACUGCAACAUAGCUUUCCCUAGGGUGUUAUUUGUCAACAGUUUUAUCUCUUUGUGUUUUCAGACCAUAUAAAGGAGAGUACCAAAGAAGAUCACCCCCAGGAUUGUCCACAGGCUGUGGAAAAUCUCAGCAGCCAGCACAGAACGAUCCCCUCUUCCAGCUCAAAUGAGCUAAGUGACAGUAUGGUAUCUGAACCCCAAACAUCGGAAACUGAGCAGUCAGCAAUUCCUCACCAAGUGGAAGGCAGCAUGGAUAAGCUGCUGUCUGCCACUGCUGGUGACAAUUAUGAUGUUACUGCUUCCGAUUCUUCUGCUUGGCCAGAGUCUUUAGAGGCAGAGACCCAGGCUGACGAAACUCACUUAUCUUCAUAUAUACCCCACCCAACAUCUGGCAUUGCGGAGCAAAGUAUGCCCACUGAGGCCUUUGUGCCCAGACCAACCACCUGCCACAUCCCGACCCCUGAGGAAGCAGAUAACACGAUGAGCACAGAACAGGCCAGUGCUUUGGCUCAGACCCCUGGACAAGAAGGCGCCCCCUUCGCAUCCAAUCUGGAGUCAGACAGUGAGGGCCCCCCUAAGAUGGACUUUGUCGACAACAACAUCAAAACUCUGGAUGAGAAGCUGCGGACGCUUCUGUAUCAGGAACACAGCUUGUCGGGCACUUCCCCUGAGAGCCAGAAAGACACACAAAGUGCCGUGGAGUCUCCAUUUUCCUCGUCUGCUGAAGAAACUCUUCCUGGCCCAGUUCUUGAUGCACCAGACUCCCCCCAAGAGACCCAGCAAAGCCCCACCAAGCUUUCAGACCCCCAGGCUAUGCUGAUCCCAUCUGCAAGUCAUCCAGACAGUUUGCCAGUGCUGAGGAGGGAGCCCAGUGCUAUCACCUCUGCUCCCAGUGAUCUCUGUACGCAUGUGAGUACUGACAGGGAGAUUGGCUGGGGUUGAAAUCUUUUCUUCCUGCAACAAGAAAUCUAUAGCUAUGCUAGAUGGCUGUACAAACCCAUUUGCUAGCUUAAUGGGUGCUGGCAAGUGAGAGGUAAGUUUCCUUUUCAGGCAUACUAUCCCAACAUUUUGUCCUGGAUCAGUUUUAUUAGAGUGCUUGAUGAAUAUCUGGUAUCUGGGAGUUACCAGUGCUGGGAGAGGCACAGGGUGGGAGUUAGAUGAUAUUUUUACAGCAACAGUUUGUCUAUAUUAAUAAAGAACUGAACUUUACUAGGCCCUACUUGGGCUAAGAAUUGGAAAUGUCCUACUUGGAGAAAGGCAUUGUAAAAUUGUUGAGCAGUUACAUAUAACCUCCUAACCUGUCAUUGGCUAUUUUAACCUGACAAAUUGAUCUUUUUUAAAAAUAGGCACUUCAUUGAGCUUGGAGAUUUGAAUGUGCAACCCUCAGCAAGAAAGCAAUCUCUAAAACAGAGAUAGCUAACCAGGAGCCCUGCAGAUGUUGUUGGACUCCCAGCUCCCACCAACCCCAGCCAGGAUGGCCAGUGGUCCAGAUGAUGGGCGUUGGUAGUCCAACAAUACGUUGGCUACCCCUGCUCUUAAAAUAUUUAAGGUUCGCCUUGUAUAGUGCAAGACUCCCCCUUGCCAUUAUUCAGACACCACUUUCUUCUGUCCCUUCCCCACCCACUUCUUUUGUUCAGGAGAUGUCCCCGGAGGCUUCAUUUCCUGAGAACCCUGUGGCCUGUCCUGCUUCAGCAUCAAGUGGUGGAGCUGUGCACCUGCAUGCAGGAGGUGGAUAUUUUGGCCUAAGCUUUACUUGCCCUAGUCUCAAAAACCCUAUUAGCAAGAAAUCCUGGACUCGCAAAUUAAAAAGCUGGGCAUACAGGCUACGGCAGACCAGCUUUUUCAAGAAAUCAAAAGUCCGGCAAGGUAGUGUGCUUACAGUCAGGGAUCUAGACUAGGUAACAUCUGUUUUGAUUUUUUUAAGUAUGGUUGUUUUAUUUUCUCUCUCCCCCCUUUUUUAGCAUUUCCUGCCUUUUCCAUUUAUACAUUUUUGCUCCUUUACUCAUUUGUGUAACAUUUCACCCACCACCACUUUGUUUUCCAGUUUGAUUAACCAGUUUUUUCAUUCCACAUAGAAGUGUAGGUCUUUAGAUACAAAAAAUAAAAUAAAAAGCCUACAUGUAUAAUAGAAUCAUUCUUUUUAUAAUGCAAUGUUGCUUUUUAGUAUUAUCAGGGUCCCAGCUUUGCCUGACUGUGUUCUUUUUCUUUGUGUUUGUUUUCGACAAAAAUAAAAUAAAUUACACAACAGAGGAGAUGACUGGCGAUGUUGCUCCUGAUUGGAUUUCUCUCUCUGAGCAUGCAACAGUGCAGAAUAAAGCACCCGGUCAAUCUGUGGCUGGAUCAUUCCAGCGAGGCCGAUUUCAGGUGCGUAUAAUGUAAUCCACAAAACCAUGUAAAUCCAAAUAUGCAUGCAAUGAUUGUCUUACUUCCGCUGUUUGUUUUCAUUACUACCUUGCUUUGCUCAAAAGAGCUCAAGGGUGGGGGACUGUCUUCAGACUAAUGGCCACAUUCCCAUCUGGACAACCUUCUGGGAGAGUGUGUGACAGUGACAGAGGCAAAAUGAAGGCAAAAUUUACCAUUGCCCCACCAACUCUUUUGAUAUGUUGACUAUUAGGCAUACCUCCUGGACCAGGUUUUGCUGGCAUUUCCCCAUAUUUGGAUUUUUAUUUUAUUUUUUGCAGCUGGUGUAGGUUUGAGCCAUCUUAUUUUAACUAGAUAAAGCAUUUGAUUUAAUCUGAAGUUUGAACUAUGGCUUUGUUGGAGAUUUGCAUUCUGGCUGUGGCUUGUUCGUUGCAUUAAAGCAGUAAAGGGCUUGGAUAAUUGGUCUAAAGUUAUGAUGCGCCAAUUAUGAGUUAUAUAAUGCAUGUUCAGUCCACUAUUUCAUUUAUUGUGAAAAUCACAAUUUCAGCUUUUGCCAAGUUUAUCUAUAGUUCGCAUUUAUGAAACAAAUCUUUGUCACAGCUUCAUAUUGUGACUCAACUCUUACUCUUGGAGGUAUAAAACUUCAAGGAAUGGGAGGUAUCAAAUUGGAGCCACCUAGUGGCAAGAAACAAAUACUAGAAUAAGGAGAGAUCAUUUUUACUGAACUUUCCAGGGACAUAGUUGGUCGCUGCUCAGAGCUAAUCUUUUGCUGUAAACCCUCCAGAUGUGAGAGGUUUUAAAGGACUGUGAGCUGACUCUUCUGAAAGGAAGAGGCUGGUACUAUUGCAAGCUUUGCUAAGCUGAUUCAUGAAGAGUAAAGAAGCUGUUGUCAUCUUAGUUUUUAUCACUGCUUUGAGCUGAGCUAAGUGAGCUAAAAUCCCUACUUGACAUGGGUCUUUCUUUCCAUCUACUCUUGUUCAGUUUGCUGAGUGGAUAUGAGAAACAUCUCCCCACCCACAAACCCACACAUCAGUCAGAGCAUCACUGUGGAGCAAGCCAUGUAUUUUACAAAGAACAAUGUUUUCCGUUGAAGGUCACCCCAUAAACAGAGUGCACAGGCUAUUUGACAAAGCAGCCAGUUUUUCAUGCUGUUGUUUCUUUCUUUUUUCUUUUUUGUAAUUGGAUUAAAUACUUUUAUUUUUACUACAUCUCAGAUCUGUGAGGGGGGAAGCCUUUACCCAAAUAGACAAAUUGAGGUCCAAAUUUUCCUGAGUUGCAGCUUGAACCAAAAGUUGUGUAAAUGAAGAUAACUCCUACAACUUUCUAGCAGGGAGGAAAGAAUGGCAGAUUGCCUAAGCCAGUCAGGACCCUGGGAAAUCCCCAAUAGCCCUGCUGGCUGAGUUUUGGAAAGCGGUGUCUCAGCAGAGAGCUAGGACCAUCUGAAGCCUAAAGUAGGCUGGCAAGGUAGUUGGCCUCAACUACCUUGAUGACCUAAAAGGCCUCGUCCUAUUCUGCAAGCAUUGAUUCCUGUGCCAUGGAAGGGAUAUCAAUAUUAUUGGAGGCUCAUUGUUUGAGGAAGGUUGAGAGCUCCGUUGUUGGGCCAGAAGAGCCCAGGGAGAGAUGCUGAGGGCCCCUCUAAGUAGAGCAGCAUGUAUUAUUUCCUCAUCAGUAUCUUUCUCAGUGUAGUGCAAGAGCCUGGGAUUGGGGUCAUGAUACCAAGAAAGCAUUGGGUCAUAUAGACAUUGGUCAACAGAGAUCUGAAGACUUUGAUGAGGAUGGGGGGGGGAUUAUGCAAGGUUGAGUUGGUUGCUCUUUAGGUGGGAAGGCACAUUGCCUGAAUGGCACACCCUGCGGGACAAUUGUGUAUACACCAAACUGAGUCUGGACACUUAGCAGUCAUAAAAAGUAUAUUCAAUACAAAAUGCAGUUACUGGGAGGAAAAACCUUGUAUACUUUCUAGAGCAACAGGAGAAUACCUUUGCAGCUAUGGUCUGGCAGUUUUUACUUUGAAACCAGUGCUCCCAGUGCUACAAUGAUACAUAUUGUGGGGAAGAUAUUGGGGAGGAUGCUAAAACCUUCCUGAAGCUAUUCCUUACUGAAAACUGAGGGUCCUCUGUGUACAUGUUACCCAGGGAUUGGGGAGGAACAAUCUUCACGCAUGAAUCAAGCAUGUUACAGCACUGUACUAGAGAUUAAAAAAGGAGCUGUUCUUCACAUUCUCUGGCCUCAGUCACCCUUAGGCUCAAAGGAAGUCAUAAAGGAGGUGGAGGCACUGCUUGGGGUGGGAUCAUUUCCCACUCUACAACCUUUCAGGCUGCAAGGUCUUGCCAGACUCCUUGGACUCAGAUGACACAUGCCCAGUACAGUCCUCACCGUUGCACAAUGUAGGAGGCAAAGGCUGCAGAAUUGGGCAGUGGCCUUUUGAGAACACUGGCUGUUCCUCAGAGGGAGUGUGAACAAUACCAGAUCAGCCAGCCUCUGCACUCUGCUGAGGCAACAGUUCUCCUUGUGUGUAAAUGCGAGCACAUGAGCCAGCACCAUCUGUGGUGCUCUGUCCAGGGUCCUGAAAACCCCCUGACUUGCCUGUUGUGACUCUCUGCUACCAGUAAGUGUGUCUGCUACAGUCAGCUUCCCCUGAGCCUUGAGCUGUGUUCUUGCAAUACGUGUGGCUUGCAACAGGUAUCAUACUCAGCCUACCAGAGAGGUAACCUCCCAAAUCAGGGUACAUGAAUAUUUAGAAGCUUUGGAACCUACAUUUGGGAGUAUGAAAAGUGCUGAGGAACUUAUCUAUAGAUUUCAUAGCAACAUGCAAAGGUGAUGAGAGGAACUGUCUGCCUACCUGCAGUGACUAGAGAAAAUCCUGCAACAAGCGGUCUCAGAGGUGGCAUGAUGCUUGACCAGAUGGGUCAAGGGAGUGUUGUCCUAAUACUAGAGGGGACUCUCUAUGAUAAACAGUUCUUAGUAAAAAAUUGUCUGAAAGAGGAGUUACCAGUGCCUAUGGGUUCUUUUCAGAUAAUGAAAAGGGCUGUGUCUGUUGCUCCAUCUCUCUGCAGUAAUUCUUCAUGCACUAUAAGUAUUUUGCAUUCUUAUAGUGUAUCUUUCCUGGUGAACCGUAUGUAGGUCUGUAUCAUGUAGCUCCCUGUGCUUUAAAUUGCUGUACGUUUUCCCCCUGUCUGUCUCUCACUCUCUCUGUUCCCCCAUCAAUGUAUUGCAGUCCUUAUAAAACCACUCAGUUUUGUCUUGACUGGAAAGUUUUGCUGCAGUUGCUAUAGGAUCUCCUAGCAGGCCUUUGCAAGGCAUAUUAAUGCAUAUUAAUUCAAAGUAGUUUUUAAAGAAAUCUAUGAAGCUGAUUAUUGACAGUUUUCUUAGUGUAUCUGGUAUUUUCUCUUUGAAGUCCUCUCUUCAUAGAUAUUUAAUACAUGGGGUGAGGGGAGUUUAUUCUUUGUUUGGUGUGGUCUUUUUAGCAGUAGGGUCAGCUGACAUUUAUGUCCCUGUAGUCCAGGUCUCUCUUGGCAUGACAUGAUACACUGUUUCCCCCUUUUUCUGAAUGGAAGAUAAGAAUUUGCUCUCCUAUUUAGGUCAUGUAAGUCAAAGCUUUUGUGUGCAUUUAGUAGCUAACAUACAUAAAACCUUUUUAUUUGUGCAAGGUGUGGUUGAACAUUAAAAAAAAAUGCAAUAUUUUUAAUAUUUCAUAUUUUAAAUCUAUUUUAAAUGAUAUUGUUAUAAAUGUAUCUUGUUCCUGGGUUAAGCAUUUGGAGAUAAAGUAGGUUAAAAAUCCAACUAAGGAAAUGAAACCCCAGGAAUCCUGGCUCUUUGCAACCCCUGCUCAUUCCUCGUCGACUCUUAACUACAAUCUGAGGCCCAGUAGUACAAGUGUGUCAUGUUGAAGACACCAAAGUGGGAGCUGCCGCCUGGGCUUGCAGUUGUAAAAAAAAUACUCCUUGGGGACCAAAUCCUGCCCAUUUUUCUGCCCCACACUAGGUCAACUUUUCUAUAAAAGGGAACCUACUCAGCUGACGUUUUUCUCUGCCUCUCUCUUUCUCUGUGUGUGCUUCAGGUCAUCACAGUGCCACAGGCUUCAGGUGGUUCAGAAAGUGAACCCUGUGAGAUGCCUCCUUCCUCAGAACCUGGUCCAGAAGAAGAGUCUCCCAGAAAAGGAGAAAUUGCUAUGUUGGCUGGUGCCAUGGGUGAAACAGACGCAUCCCCUACCACCCCUGAGCAGCGGGACCUGGAGGAGAAGUCUGCUAUCGCUAGCAGGAUGCAGUCCUUCUCAGAGCCAUGGGCCAAAGGGAGUUUUGUGCGGAAGCAGCCUAGCUCUGACAGUGAACUUUCUGCCCCCAUGGGUGGUAGCCUGGAGGGCUGGGAGCGAAGCCAGCAGUCACAAGAGGAGAGGGAUGGCACCCACGUAAAGAGGCGCAGUUCACUCUUUUACUCCCCCUCUUCCCCAAUGAGCAGCGAUGAUGAGUCUGAGAUUGAAGAUGAGGACCUGAAGGUGGAGCUGCAGCGUUUGCGGGAGAAGUAAGGGCACUAAAAUGGGGCCUUGUAACGUAUUCGUCAAGGUUCUCAUUAUAACGAGGGACCGAAAUGUGGAAAGGGUGGAGCAGAGUAAGACUUUCUUUGUGCUCCAUUACAUUCAUUUUUUGAUUUUGAAGUUAGAUAAUAUCACAAAGCUUCGGUAAGUCUGGGUCUGCUACUUCCAGAUGAUUCUGCCACUAUUUAGCAAGCCAGAUUGGAUGGCUAUUUGAUGAAGGAAUUCUCAGGUGAUCUGUCAUACAACCAAUCAAUGUAACUGAAUCUACAUAAAUUUUCAUAUGAAGGAAAUUUAUUCUGAAGGGGGGGGGAUCGUUAUUUCUUCUUCUUUUUAGAUUAUGUAUAAUUGCAUCAUAGUAGUCUUAAUCUUAGAAGUGGCCUUCCCUUCUGGGUGAGAGAAGGAGCAAUGCCUCUUCUAAGAAGGAACUUUCAGCCACAGAGUUGUAAGUACUUACCUUACAAAUAAUUACCUUACAAAAUAUUUUGCCUGGUUAGCAAAGGGCAGCUUUUUAAUCAAGCAAAAAAGUUAAUUAAUACAUCAGUCUAGGUGACUCUAUUAAACACUGCAGCCCUUACUAUAGAUGUGUGAUAUAUUAAGUAGAAGUAGGGCAGAGCAACCUUAUCCUCUAGUACCCUAGGGAGACAGGGAAGCUGCCACUAUACUGGCACAACAUUUGCCAUAUCCAACCCUUGCCCAUCACAGAAGGUGGGUGGGGGACACAUGGCUCUGAAAAGAGUAGGGUGGAGCAGCAGCAGCUCCACCCCCAGGAGCCAUGGCAACGCCACCUGCACUUGAACAUUUAAUUGUGGCCAAUGUGGCGAAGUCACGGAAAUGCCCUAUGGCCACCAGACAGAGCCAACUGACUCAUGCUGACAUAGGGGCACCCCUGCUACACCCCUGACCCACCCGCAACAUGCAAUCUGCCAAAUAUACAAUGAUGCUCCAGCACCUUCUGCUGUGUGAGUGGCCAAGAGCCGCAGGCAUCCCUGAACAGAGGAGUCCAGUUCCUCUUACACUGCACACUGCUGACAAGUACUGUUUUUCUUCACAACACAAAAGAAAGGAAAGGAAAGGAAAGAGAAGCCAUAUAACACAACACCCGAACUGCUGCCUUGGGAGAAUGCCUGCAAAGGGACGAGAAUUCCAGGCCACCAAAGGGGAAAAAGAGCAUUUUGCCACUUGGGGAAAGGGAAGGAGCAGGAUAGGCCCAAGAGGGGCCAUAGCCACACAUUGACAGCAGCAGCCUCCAGUAACUCAAGUGUAGGGAACAUGGUUGGGAAACGAGAGAUGCAAGAGCAAGCCCCAACAAGGGGAAUAUGAGCCCCAUGCACUUUUAGUAUGCCUGAGCCAGCAAUAGUCAUCGCAGAGGCAAAAGACAGGGAGCUCGUGCACAUGAACCCACACUGGAGACGCCACAGAACAGUUCCCUAACUAUUUAGCCAUAGUAGCAAACAGGAAGCAGAUACCUUAUGGAACAUUUGCUUCCCUCAGUUUCAAGACAUGCUGGAUUGAGACACGUCAAAGAAGCGAUUCAGUUAAAUGCGUUGCAAACUCAUACAGGGAAAUCCGGUAGGGAAAGUCAGGACUCCACAGCGCCAUCUGGUGUCACAGUGUCAGAUUGCAUAUACAACGCAUAUAAAAUGCUUUUUCUUUACCAGUCUAUCUGAGUCCAUAGUCAUAUAUACCAGGAACACAUGGGCUGCAGGAAAACCCCUCGCCUGUGGAGCAGCUUAAGUUUCACAUGCUGUGUGUCCCAGGUCUCAAUAAAGAGUACAAUCCAAUGCUACAAAUGGGGGGGGGGGGCAGACUUAGGAACUGCUGAGCCAAUCAAGAGGAGCACUGCAUGGGCCAAGAAGUCCUUUUGGCCCACCCCUCCCAGAGCAACCCAUGUGAGUGAGGAGAAAGUAAAGGAGCUCCUAACCCUGAGCCUUAGCACAAUCAAAGUCUCUGCCUGUUCCCUGGGCUGAAAGUCUCACAGCUGGUCCAUCACCCUUUGCCUGCAUCUAGUGGCUGCUGAGGUGGGUAUAGAGUAAGCCAGGGCUUGGCUUUGUCCUAAGGCUUUGUCCUCUUCCUCUUCUGUGUAGACACAUUCAGGAGGUAGUGAGCCUUCAGGCUCAACAGAACAGGGAGCUGCAGGAGUUGUAUGAGCGGCUGCGUUCCAUCAAAGAUAGCAGGUCAGAAUCCUCUGACAUCUCCCUGCAACUGUCGUCUCCACGCCGGCCCAAGUCUUUCAAAAGCAAGCUGCGUAGCAGGCCACAGUCUCUGUCGCAUGUUGACAAUGGCAUCGUUUCUCCCGGUAAGAGAUGGGAGUGGGAGGUGGUUCAGAAUAUGGGUGUAGGGAAUUGUUAAAACUGAAGGGUUCCUUAAUGUAGAAGAAAAGUCCCAAGUUCACAAAUGCAUGAAAGAGUCCGGUUCACAAGAUAAGUUUUCCUUUCCACUUUGCAUUCUUUGCCAUGGGAAUUCUAUAUUAUUUCGUUGUUGGCUCAUUACAUGUGAUGCAGCAAAAGUCUAGAGAGCUUCCCCAUUGCCACUUUCCUUUGUUAUGUUUUGCCCUGGUGAGCUGAACUUUUCAAAAAUCUCUUGACAAUAGUCGCUAGUUGGGUGCCCAAAUCCCUGAGACAACUUUAUAAAUAUUACCCUUGGAUACAGAUCCAUUCAUUUGUCAUCUUCUCCAUUCCCACCCCAUAGUUUUGUUACCUCUAAUCAUGUGCCUCCCCCCCAACUUUCCUUCGCUUUACAGAAUGCUGUUGUGCUACCACUGCUGCCUCUGUGAUAGACUAUCAGUUGAGUAUUCAGGCCCAUUUGCUGCACCAGAGCUGUUCACAAGCAGAGACUAGCCAAGGUAUUUGCACAUUCCAUGCUUCUCUUCUGAAAUGCCAAUGCUUUAUAUUUAAUAUCUUCCUGUUGGUAGAUGACACCACCACUCCAUUGUAGGUCUGUGGAUUGCAGGUGUAUAUUUUGCAGACUAAUAAUUUUUACAUUUCUGCAACUUCACCAUGCAAACACAGAAUCUGAUAGCUAGCAUUGUGGGGUGUGUGUGUGUGUGUGUGUGUGUGAGAGAGAGAGAGAGAGAGAGAGAGAGAGAGAAAUAUAGUGUGUGUAAAAACAAGUUUCUAGCUGCCAUGACUGAGAGGCAAUUCAUAUUUUAUACAGUGCUUUUGGUACACCAGUGUUUGCCGUAAACAUCUAGGGUUUGAAAAGGGGAUACAUACUUCAGUACAUGUUAUAGAGGCAUUGCAGGAGAUCACAAACUUCUGUGGCUUCCAAUCUUCGCAUGUUUGGGGGAUGCACCUCUUCCCACUUCACUUGUUUCUGCUCAUCCUGUCAAACAAUAUAGUGUUGAUGCUGUGUAAAUGGUGAAGCUGAGAAUCUGGGAAAUAAGAAGGCAGUAACACAGCUUUACUUUACCUUUAAAACACAUUUUUCUUCUCAAAAAAAUCUCAGCUUGUUUAAUGGCUGCUGUCAAUUGUAACUGUCAGGGGUAAACUACAGUGUCAGAAUUAUUUGGGGGGGGGAAAUGUGCUUUAAAGGUUUAAUGUAUUCAGAAGCCCUGAAACUGGAGCCUGUGGACAAACCUUCCCACCAUUGGGUAGGACUGACCUACCUAGCUCCCUCUUUCACAACCAGCUACAAUUUCCUGCUCUAAACUUUAUGGCCAGGCCACCUAACCUAAAUCCCCUUGUUUUCCCCUCCCCCUGCUCCUCCUGUCAUUGAUGUAAAAGCAAAUCUAAAUUAAACGGCAACCUACAUUUGGAGAUAAAAUAAAAUAAGCUUAUAUAUGCAAAUCUGUUGAAGUGGCAAGGCUUACUCAGAGUGCAAAUCUGAUUUUCUUUGCUACGGAAAUACCUUUUGAAGUUCAACACCACGGUCCUGCCUCUCAUGAUCGCUCUUCCCCUUGCCCAGUGGCAUCACAUGGGUAGGGCCAGAGGGGCAGUGUCCUCGAGUGCAUUGGGGCAGGCAUUUUGCUCCUCACCGUCCUGCCAGCCCAGCGCCGCUUUGCGAUGCCGCAGGACUGUGGGAGGAAGACGCAACAGACAGGUGCGCUUCCCUGUUCGGGUUGCAUGCCUGUUGCAUCCUCCUCAUGCUAGGGGCAAACGAAGGCGUGUGACACCUGGGGCAGGGCGUCGCUACGUAGGGUGCAUGUGCGGCGUCACUACGUACGAUGCAUGCGCUGCACAUAGCGACACCGCACAUGCGCUGUACAUAGUGGUUUGUCGGCGCCGCUGCUCCAGCACCAUAUGGACAGUGCCAGGAUCCUCUACUUGCGGCUGCAGUUGCGAACGGAAGAUCCUCUACACGCGUUACGUACAGCGCAUGCAUGCGACGCCGCAAAUAUGCUGUACAUAGCGGUUUGCCGCCGACACCAGAAUCCUCUGCUCGCGGCUGCAGCAAAGGCACCCGCGGGGUGCCUUCUUGUCACCCCCCCGACAUGGCACCUGGGGCGCAACGCCCCCCCCGGUUGCGACACCAUUGCUUCACGCAGCACUGCAGCAUCGCUAAGCGGCGCAGAGCUGGAAGGCAGAGUGCGCCCUUAGGGUAUAUGUGCGUUGCGCCCUCCAAGGGCUGCAGGUGGCAGGGGCGCAGCGCAGCCCUACUUGGUGGCAGGGGGAGGGCACUCCAGCGGCAUUAGUGGUGUGGGCUGGGUGAGGUCUCUGUUCACCCCCCCACGCACGCUACACUCUGGGGCACAUGUACCCACACCAGCCACAUAAUCUACGCUGCUUCCCUCCCUAGUGGGAAGAGACCCAAACGGCACAUCCCAUUUUCACGGAUUGUUUCUGCAUUCUGUAAUGUGCUUUAAAAUAUUUCCCACUCCCUUAGACCAGCUCUGCAUUGUCAGCAGCACUGCUUCUUGUCAGCAGACGACGGCCAGUAAGAAAGGGAUGUUCACAGAUGACUUGCACAAACUGGUGGACGACUGGACAAAAGAAAAGGUGGGGAACUCCCUUAUCAAGCCAAGUCUCAACCAGAUCAAACAGAACAAGCAUCGGCUGGACUCCGACAGCUGGAGCAAAGUAUAUGAGGUGAGGGGGGUGGGAUUUCAUAAAAUAAAGUUCACAAGGGUGAACUUGUGCAAGCUGAGAUACCUUAGCUAUUGUCCUGCUGGGGGUGACCUUGCCCCCCCCCACUUAAUCAUUUUCACAACCCAGGCAUUAUGGGGAGGCACCUGUUUUUCUCUAGCUAUUACAAUAUGUGUAAUAGCUGGAGUCCAUGUGAACUCAGGGUUGUCACCUCUUCAGGGAGGGGAGGAGAGAGGGUUGAUCCUAGGUUUAAUCUCCAAGACUUCACUCAGGACUAGUGGAGUGGAUCUAAACCAAAGAGUUAUAGAAGCUCCCCCCCCCUUGAAUUAAUGGACCUGGGAAGCCACAGAAGGACGGACAGAUGGAGGAAUGGGGACACAGGCACCACAUCAGUUCUAGGAUGCAGAACUGGGAGCAGGUGUCUAAAAAGAGUAGCUUCUCCCUAGAAAAUCUUAUAAGGCUUGGAAAAAAGAUAAAGAUCUGAAAGGAACAUCCUUGCUGCCCACCACAUGCCAGAAUUUGUUCUUAAGUGUGUCUACCCACCAAGUCUUAGAGUCUCUACAACAGUUGGAAACGUUACCAUCUUGAGAGCCAUCUCCAGUUCAGUUAGACUGGAAAAAUCCAGGCUUUUAGUUUUCAUGGUGAUCAUGAGGAUUUAUUUAUUAUAUUUGUCUCCUGCCUUUCCUUUAAGGAGCUCGGCAGAGUUCAGACUGCUCUCAUUAUUUUAUCCUCAGAACAACACUGUGUAAUAAGUUCAGCUGAGAUAUGAUGAUUGACCCAGUGCCGCUCAGUUAACUUUAUUACUGUUUGAGGAUUUGAACCUGGGUCUCCUUAGUCCUCAUUUGACUUCUUCGCCACUGGCAGGGUUGAGUUGUUUCACUUCCUACAUUUCAAUCCUCUCCUGUGCUCCUUUGUUAGGAAGAUACAACAAAAGGUACAGAAUCAAUUGAAGCAAUGACUUCCUCUCAUUUUAAGUAGUACCUUAAGUAGCCUCUUUCCCUAUGAACCUACCCAGACCCUGAAAUCAUCUUCUGAAGCCUUUCAUCGUGUGCCUCCUCCAUAAGAGGUCCAGAGGGUGGCAACAUGAGAACGGGCCUUUUCUGCAGUGGCUCCCCAUUUGUUUUUCCCCCCAAAUUUUUUUAUUAGUUUUCCACAAAAUUUUUAAACACACAAAUAAACAAAAAAACAUAAAUCCUAGCCUUAUUAAAACUAAUCUUAUUAACAUUGUUAAGCGACUUCCUUGUAUCCCGUUGGUUGAAUUUCAGUGUGUAUCAGUUUAACAGUUUUUCAAAACCUAUAUUCUCAUAAAAUUAACUUAAUCACUUAACAUCUUUCUUUCUUUCCCAAUCUAAAUUUCAAUUUUAUCACAUUACAUGUUUAAAUCCUAAGCCUAUCUGGUAUUUGCAAGUUUUCCAAUUAAUUUAACUUAAGAUAUUUAACUAAAUAAUCUUUAAAUUUCGUCCAUUCUUCCUGGUAAUCCUCCUCCUUCUGGUCACGGACUCUUCCAGUCAGGUCAGCUAGCUCCAAAAAAUCCAUCAUCUUCAUCUGCCAGUGUGGCUCCCCAUUUGAGGAAUGCUUUUCCCAUGGAGGUUUGGCUGGCACCUUCAUUAUACACCUUUCCUUUUUAACCAGGCCUUUGGCUGAUUGACAUGCCCUUUUAAAAUGUGGGGGGCGGGGUGGUUAUUGGGUUGUUUUUGUUUCUAUAAUGUAUUUUCUGUUUUUAUAUUGUGAUUUUAAGUUGUGACCGCCUUCAGACCUGCAGGUAUAGGGCAGUAUACAAAUUUUAAUAAUACUAAUAAUCAUAAUCAUCAUAAUAAUUUUUUCUUGUUUCUUUUGUUUUUAAAGACGACAACAUCUACAGUGGGCUACACGUCCACAUGGAUUUCCUCGCUUUCCCAGAUCCGAGGGACCGUACCAGCUGCUUUGCCCCAAGGACUUCCCCUGUCCCCCUUUACCGGCACACUAUCGCCAUAUGGAGUACCCCACGUAUGCCAGUAUAACACCAUGACAGGGACAACUUACCCAGUGCAAUGGGUGGGCAUUUCAGGGACAGCCCAGCAGUCUGUUGUUGUCCCUGCCCAGCCUGUGGGACCAUUUCAGCCAGGGAUAAGCAUGCCAGCCUUUCCAGCAUCACCUGUGCAAAACCCAGCUCCCAUCCCCCCAAGUCCCAAAUGAAGGCGGACGGCUAAAAGGAUGAUAGAUAUGGGGACUGUGCCUAUAACUCAUGAUUCCAUUCCUCUGCCUUGCAUUCUGCGGCCUGGAUUUUGGGGUGAAUUCCCCAGAGCAGCAAUGUGGUGGGAGAUUGCCUUUGCAUUCUCUUAUUUGAAUACUUGAUAUAAUAUUCUUUGGGGGGAUUUUUUUUAUAUCAUACUUGAGAGAGCUUUGGCCUGUGCAUCUCAUUGUUCCUGAGAUGGACAGCAUGCCCAUGUGCUGCUUAUUAAUGACCCUUCCCUGUCAUUCUGGCCCCAGGUCCCUUGAGUUUUUGAGGCUGAUAGCAACCCUUUUUAAAUUGUUCACAUACUGGCAUUUGAGUUAAUUUAUUGAAGGAGUGGGAGCAGCAGGGAAAGUAACAAUUUGGAUCCUCUUUUAAUUUUACAUUUCUGUGUGGUUUCAUUGGCAGCUUUCAUUGACGGGGGGACGGGGGACGGAUUUUAUUUGCAGAAAGAUUUGCUGUCACUGAAUCCUGUCUUAAAUUCUCCCCUCUCCUACCCCAAGUGACAGGCCUUUUACAGUUGGAGGACCAGUGAAGGAAGAGACACAAAUGCCACCUAUUGCCUGUUACUGAAAGGCUUGUAGUUGUUCUUGAGCAAUUUAGUACAGCUGUUUAUAUAAUGGCAGCUCAAUCCUCAUACGCACAUGACAUUUGGGGCUGUUGGCCUAAACUUAGUACUUGAGUUUGGGGGAUGUAGCUUUUUAAAAAUUUAUUUUGCAGUUAGUUUGUUGUAGUGGAGAGGAAGCUGCAGAAAGGGUGGGAACAGAGUGGGAAAUAGCCAAACGGUAUUUAAAAACAUCUCCCAUCUCACCCCUUUGCCUCUCUUUUAUGAUCCAUACUUCACAGUUUUAAGGACUGAAACAGGUUGGAACAGGUGCACAGAGUUUUGCAUUGGAACAGGUGCACAGAGUUUUGCAUUGAGUUGACUGCCUUACAGUGGAUUUGAAUGGAUAGAUGCUCCUACUUUUGAUUAGUGUUGUCUCUUGCAGCAUAAAACACCUAAGUGGUUGCUGUGCUUUGAUCACCUACCGCCAAGAUUAAGAAGUCCCAUCUUUACGGAGAACUUUUGAAAAUUGAGUAGGUUGUACAUGCAUUUAUGAUGGCAAGAAAGUAGUGCCAGGGUCCACUGUGACAGGCUUUCUGGUUUUCUGACUUAAAGAGAAAAAUGUGCCUGUUCAAAAAUAGCAAGAGAUCUAAAACUAUUUUGAAUAGGUUACAUGCAUGAAAGUCCAUUGCCUGCUGGAGUCUUGUACCUCACAUAACCCCUUGAUUUUAUAAACUAUAUUUCAGCUGCCCUAUAAGGACCAUGCUUGCAAGUUGAUCUCUGCAGGAGACUAAGUCAGUUACAUUGACCUAAUUGGGCCAAGGGCAACGCAACAUUGCACUAUAGUUUAAACUAUGGUUUAGCCUACAUGAAUACCUUGCUCUUCCCCCAUCACUGACUGUGGAGCCAGGAAAUAAGGCGAAGGCUGGUUUAUCAUGAUGUGACAUGUGAAUCCUCACUUAUGGUUUUUUUCUGCCCAGAGAAUAGAAGCCAAGGUUUAUUCUUGGCUUACCACAUGAUUUAUCUGCAGGAAACAAACCACAAACUGAAUUCACACAUCACAACAAGCCAGACUCUGGCUUGUUUCCUUCCUUGCAUGAUAUAGCCCUGUGUUUUAAACCAUAGUUUAUUUUAAACUAUUAUUUAAUGUUACAUGCGAACUGGGCCAUAGACUAUGGAGGUCUUAAUUUACUGAGUCUUAAGACUAUAAGACUUAUAGUCUUAAACUUUUUUCAAGGUAAUAUUUCAUGUAGCAGUUGAUUCUUUUGGACCCCAGAAUCCUUGAAAUAUAUUCCUGAUGCACACCUUGACCUGUUUUCUCCCUUGACAUACCUGGACUGAUAUGUCAGGGAACUGAUAUUUCAAGCUCUGGUUCACUUUGAGUUAACAAAGUUAAAUGUUUGUCUUCAGAGUGCUGUAAGAGAUUUGCAAUGCUGUUGAACAUGGAAGCUGGCUUGCUUUGCUGAUGAAUAUUUAGAGAAUGAAGAGGAGGGAGGCUGUAUCUCUCUACAGUAAAGUUAUUUGGACUAGAUAAAUCCUGUUUAAAAUGAUGGGAUUAAAUAAAUCAGAGUACUUUGGUUUGGGCCUACCUGUAAUCCCACCCCCUUUUUUGGAGUAGCUGCAGAGACAAGCUACUUGUUUGAACUUAGCCUCUCAAAGGGACACUUGAAGCUCAAGUGAAUUUGGGAGCCUCUGGAAGUUUUGUGGCUUUCCUUCCCUCCCCACCAUGAACAAAAGAUCCUGUUUCCCAUGCAUUAUGCAGCCUCCUUGUUCUGCCUGCAAAGAUUUGCAGUGCCUUGUGAUAGAUAAUCUUUAGUAUCUUUUCAGAUUUUUACUGGAAAGUCAAAAAAAGUAGUUCUAGUCUUUUGAAGUUUGAUGAUGUUUAAACAGCGCAUUGCUGCAUCUCUCAUUAGGAUCUGCAGCAGCUGAAUUAUAUAUACUUUGGGGUGGGGGUUCAGUUUGAAGAACUGAGAGAACAGUGUUAUGUAUUUUUUCUUUGUUUUUUGCAAAAUAGAAACACAAUCCUGUUUGGUUUUUUAAAAAAAUGUUCCCCUGCUAUCUCUUUUAAAACAGACACUUUGACUACAAAUACAUGUUUUCUAGUUAGGAUAACUUGUAGGAAAGCAUGGAAUUGUGUGCUGUAUUUGAAAACUGUUGCCAAGUUAGCCGACUUGAAAGCCUUGAAAACACAAAUCUGCUAGGAAGUGGUAGAGGGCCUUAUUCCCCCCAGCAAUUGUGUGUGCCUUGGGUACACCAGUGGUAUACCAGUGUUUUUGGUGGCAGACGUGCACAGUGCAAAUGGCAAGCAUGUGUCCUUGAACACUGGUGUUCAUGUGUCAGGGUUCCAUUGGUCCAAUCAAGGUUUCCUGCUUAUUGUUGUAAAUCUCACGUUGUGUCUUGUGCAUUGAGCCAUCUGACCAUUCCGUGCUGUUCGGAGCUCCCAGAGCCAUUGCUUCACAUUUGACAAUAGGGGGCUCCCUUUUGCAAAUCCUGACAUGGUUUGUUCGUCUGUCUCACUUCUGAUAAUGGAAUGAAAAUGGUGGUCAUGAAGUAACCUAUGUUCGCCAGUGCUUACACCACUGUCUGUGGCAUUAAAAGCUAGGAUGGAAUUAAGGAUUACGUAGGGUGAGUGGUUGCUGCCCCAAAGAACCGCCACCCCUCUCCUCCAUAACCUCUGGCAAAGGAACAUGUGAUGUGACAUCAUUGUGCUCACAUAUUCUUCUUGUAGAGUAUGUGGGGCUACUGUUUUCAGCGGCAGCCAUGUGUACUUUGUAACAUCUGGUUUCCUGCCAUAUGUGGCCAGAAAUCAGAGGAUAAGUCCAUACCAGGGUGUGAUGGAGCCAUUGUUGCCCUUAAGUGUGCGUGAUUUUUUCCCCUGCCCCACAAUUCUUUGGUUAAACGUGUGUUUGUGGGAUUUUGAAACAUAACCAAAGCCUGUUUGACCAUCGGUGACAGUAGAGGGGGUGGCGAAUCAGUGCACAGUGAUGCUUCUUCUCACAUCACCUAACUUCGGAGGAAAUAAAGACAAACUUGACCUGACUCCCAUCUCUGCAGCUGGGGAGACCAGAGUGAACCACAGUCUAGAAAAUGGAGAGAGGCACUGAAAUGUACGUUUGACAAAACAGGAAAAAUAUUUGGUAUGUUUUAUAUGUUGGGUUUUGAAUCUCUACAUUUAAUGCAAACAUUUACUAUCCAGUCCCCCCCCCCCCUUCCUUCUUACAUUUUGCUGUUCUUUCAAACCUGAAUCCUGACAAGGAUCAAACUGUGAAUUUGGUUUUGGGUUUUAAAAGGCACUUUUUCUGCUGUGAUGCUUUGAGACUAAGCUUGUAUGAUAUUAAUGGAAUGUAUCAUUUUAAUAACUGGGUGGAUUUUUCAGUUGUAUUCCAGCUGAGUUGCUUUUCCAUGUUACAUUUCAAGUUUCAUUUUCUUAUCUACCUCAUUUGUUAGUGCUGUUUCAGUCUAGGCUGUGAACUAAACUACCAUUCCUGUAUAUUUCUUGUCUAUUUUAAAUUUGAGAUGGUGUUUUUACACACAUGACUCUUCACUCCCCCCCAGCCCAUUUCCCUGUUUGUAAUUUGGCACUAGCCACUCAAGCUGUUUACUGUUUUAAGGAGGAUAUUUAACUUUCACAAGGAAGACUUUAGAGAUUUAUUCAUCACAUUGAGUUAAACUUAUAGCGACAUGUGAAUGAAGAGAACAAGUCCAUGCAUUGUCUACUGUAUGUUGCAACUGGUUGUGGCAGCUUAGCAAAGUGUGUGACCCACUGCCUCAUUAGUCUUCCAUUUGACAAUGGGAAAAAUUAGUGCAAAAAGCUUGCUUUGUUUAGGAAGGAAUUCUUCCUUUGUAUAUGCAUUGAAUUAUUGCUGACAAUUAAACUACUGAGGGCGGUGCCAACAUAAUGCUCCUGAUCUCUUAACCAUGGUCAAGGGAUCCACAGCAGAAUGUGCAAUUGCACUCCCAUCUUCAGUCUGUACUUUUUGGGGUGCAAAUUCCUCCCACCCUCCCCUUCUGCUGGCCUGACUCACAGUUAUAGUUUGCGUUGGCCCCAAUCUCAACAGUGGUUAAUGUUAAAACAAGGGUGUGCUGUUUCCCAGCUAAAGCCAAAUUUCUGGUUAAAAGCAAACCCCCUUGUAUUAGUCACAGCUAAGCUUUGUACCGACAUUGGGUUGGAUCCAGAGUUUUUGUUCAGUUGAUGGUAAGACUUCCAGUGGGAACAGGGAGGGAAGCAAUUUCCAGCUACUGCCUCACCCCCCUGCAGCCCCCCAAAAUCUGCUGUGGCCUCCCAAUCCUCUGGAGCAGCGUUAGGAUGGGAGUUGGGGGACUGCAGGGGGAAUCACAGAAAACGGAUUGCCUCCCUAUUGCACUGACAGAAAGAAGCCUAACCAUCAACUGCGUGACUCUGCUGGAUGCAACCUGUUACCUUUAACUGUGAUUAAGACCGAUGUGGAGGGAACACACGGUCUCAUCCCACAGCUUGAUGCCUUAACCAAGUUUAAAGUGUUGGGAGUGUUAGAUUGGCAUAGGCUCUGAACAAGGUGUGCAGGGUACCUUUGGAAGGCAGGGGCCUUCUGUUGCAUUUAGGCAAUAAAAUGAUACAUUCCUGGUUAUUUUGAAUUCUGAAACCCAGCAACACUGUUAUUGUAAGUGCUGUCAUUUUUGUAGGCUGUACCUCUUUAAAGGUGAAUUGUAUGAUUUCAAAGUUGCUUCAGUUAAUCAACUGAAGUCCAGUUUAGUAUCUCUCCUGGAAUGUUGUUGUGGUUUUUUUUUUUUUGGUUUUUUUUUGCAAGGGGGGGAAGGGUUGUGUAUUUUUUAUACUUAUACAGCAAUUAGAUGGUGGAACGGCAAAACUGAUUCUGUAAGGAGUCACUAUACAGACUUGGGUCAUUCCCUGCCUCCUGGUUGUCUUCAAAAACUAUUCUUCUUAGUAAAUAUUUAUGGUGUCUAUAUUCCACCCCACACCUAUAAUUUAUUCACAUUUUAUUCUAUCAGAAGCUAUAACUGUGAGCAGUGUAGUACAAUAAAAUUGGUUCACCAAACCAAAUUCUACCCCUUGCAUGUGAACAGUUGUUCACAAGGGCCUGGUACAACUGAUGGGAUGCUAUUCUGCCCCUGCCCCCUCUAGAGCCCUGAGAAUAAAAUGCUGCUGAGGCAUUAUGCAUUUUCUACUUACUACCUUGCAGCUCUCAUUGAAGCUAAUGGAACUGAUCCAGCUUAAACCAGCAAUGAUUAUCGCAUAUAGUAUGUAAGAACAAAUCCCCUCCUUUUUAAAAAUCACCAUUUAUCUUAUUCUUUUGGGGUGGGGAAGGAGUUGGUUUCCAAUGAAAAAAAAAAUCUUUAAAAGGCCACGCAUGAAUUUAUAAACUGUCUGCUAAAGGAGGCCUUACUUGUAUCCUCCCGCAUAAAAUGCUUCCUUGACAGGAUGUAUUUCUUAUGUAGAGACAAUCUCCAUGUAGAAAAAUGUGGAAUAUGGCCAUGGGCAACCUCUUUGCUGCAAGCCAGUAGAAAGCAUGACUUUGGAAGCCAGUGCCUGUAAGAACCUGUAUACUUGCCAUAUACUUCACAUAUGAUGAUGGACAAUGCUUUUCCUACAGUGAGAUUACCUGUAUGUAGGAAAAAAUAUUAUGCAUGAAGUAGCCCUUAGUGAUGGUGCAGAAAGUGCAGAAAGUCCUGUGGAGCACGUUGUGGCCUGUUAUGCUUCAACCAACCCCUUGUAGGGCACUUGUUAUAUAUAAAGCUCUUUUUUCUCACUUCCAUCUGACAGAAGGAAGAAGAUGGUGGCUGCAGAGGAGGGAAAAAGAGGUGUCCCUGUCCUGUCAAGUAGCAAGGAAAACACUUUUUAUUGGAAUCUGUGGUAAAAUAUAUCCGAGUUGUACCACAGAUAUGCAAGCACAAAUAUACAUAAAUUGUUGGAAGAAAAUGCAAAAGAGUAAGGCUUUAAUUCUCCCUUCCAGGGCCAUAGAUUUAAUUUGCAAGACUAGGAACAAACUUCUGUUUUUGUAUUUUCAAAGCAUCCUAGAAGGGUGUUGUUUUGGUUCAUUUAUGCCUUAGAGAACUCCUAACCAUACAUUUUGGCAGCCAUUUUGGAAGUGCAAUUGUCUUUGAGGUUCCUAAUGCAGCUUCAAACAAGCAAACAAAAGACCUCUCAGUUAAAACUACUAUAUUCUAUUUAAAAAAGGUCUUUCAUUCUGUUUUUUGUUUUUGUUUUUGCUAGAGAUUGCUGAGGAGCAUGCAGGCCUACUAAAACAGCAUGAUAAAUUCAGGUAUAUGCUGUGAAUAAAUGUCUCCUUAGAUUUCCAUACUUGCUAACAACUUCUGAAUUUCAGAAAUAUUUUUUAUGUAUGUGAAUUAUACUUUAAUGUAGCAUCUUAGGACUUAUUUUUUAAAAACCCUUUCUUUACUUUUUUACAUUAAGGCUGAGAUUUUUAUGGCUGCAUAGAGGAUGCAGGUGACCGGUUCAUUGUUAACAGGGAUGAGGCAUCCCAUUCAGUUUUUGAAAAAUCAUAGCCCAGAACUUUAUGGUAGAAAACGAAUGUCUUUUAUCAGCAGUUGUUUCCAUGUGUUUUUUAAUUAUUUUUGCAAGCUGUGAGUUGACUUCAUUUGUACACAACCAUUAACAAAUAUUUUUUUAAACUGUUAUAAAGGAAAAUAAAGGCUGUGUUGAAAAAAACCCC
Molecule: messenger RNA, 89948 nt
Organism: Podarcis lilfordi (Lilford's wall lizard)
Lineage: Eukaryota; Metazoa; Chordata; Lepidosauria; Squamata; Lacertidae
Source: the annotation of a GenBank genome assembly